Molecule: messenger RNA, 99496 nt
Organism: Podarcis lilfordi (Lilford's wall lizard)
Lineage: Eukaryota; Metazoa; Chordata; Lepidosauria; Squamata; Lacertidae
Source: the annotation of a GenBank genome assembly
AUGGGAAGGUGGGCUGCUUUUGGGCCAAACAAUUGGUUUACAGGCGGAAAGCGGGGAGGGGAUAAAGGAAAAAAGCUCAGCCAAUAGCGGCUUAGGAAAUACUUUUGGCUUCCAGCGCUCAUUUGCAACACAUUCCUUUUGAUCUGACACAGGGAGUGUAACACUGCCCCGUCCGCGAGCCUCCCUCAGCAGCCCACCCUUGGAGCGGGGUGCAUGCUGGGAAUCGUAGUUCCGCGCUGAGGCCCCGCCAGCUAGCAGCGGGAGGCAGGAUCUCUCCGGCGGAGACUACAUUGCCCAUGGAGCCGGCGGGGACUAUAUAAUCAGCCGCAGAGAGCCCGAGAAGUGCAGUAACCAUGUGGAUGUGCUGCUGAGCCAGCUCUCGGCUGAAGAGGGUUGGGAGCCGGAGCGGGGGCUAGCGAGCCUCCAUCCCUCACGGAGCUCCUCGGCAGGGGCAACAGGGCUUCCUCCGGGAACAUGGGAUUACAAAGCGGCUCCUAACCCGCUCCAGCUCCAGGGCGAGCCGAGCCCCUUAUGCAAUCAGGUAAAAGGCAAAAGGCAGCGGGGGGCGGCAGUGACAAGAGACCAGAAGCAGCAGAAGUUGGCUUUUCCCCUCCAGGGGAGGGGGAGGCUCAAAAGCCCAGCUUCGACUCGCCUUAGUUUGCAAGCUUCUCGUUGCAGCCCUUUACAAACCACCUCCGGUGGGGGGUGGUUGGUUGUUAUUUUAAAUAUAUAUAUAUAUUUGGCUUGCCUUUCUUAUUAUCAGAUCACCCUGAUCCUGUUUAUACAGGAGGGAUUGUGGCUUUGGCGGCGGCGGGGAAAGAAGCAACAGAUCAAAUAACGCUCCCUUUUCCUUCCUUUCUUGAAUCCUAAAUCCAGCCCCCCCCCCCCACCGCCCAAGUUUGCAACUCUUGACAGCGACAGGAAGAAAAAAAAUGCUGCUUGAAUCAUGUGGGGAAGGCAUCGACCUCUCUUGAAAGGCGGCGUCCCCCGGCUUGUUAAAACUUCAUGGCUACUGAUGCAGCAAACUGAUAAGGAGGCGGGUGUUAGAGCGGGGAUCCGAGAGGUGUGAUUAUGUGUGUGUGCGGUUGGUGUUUGGGCGGAAAAAAAAGAGAGACGGGUUAAAACACGGGUGAUUCCCAAAGGUCUCGGCAAGAUGUUGCGGCUCGACAUCCUCUCCCCUUCCGUUUUUAAACUCGCCUUCAUUUCUUGGAAACACUGGCAGAUUUCCCCCCUCGGAUCUCUGCUGUCGUCUUAAGCGAGAGCCGAGCCUUCUCUAGCCUUCUGUAGGUCUGUUUUUUUGGCAGCAAACUUCUGACUUCUGGGGAUCAACACGAGUUCCUAAGUUAUUAACUUGAUUGCUUUUGCAUCAAACAGAGUGGAAGGAAGCUGACACAAAUUGGCCCGAGUUAAUGUGGGAAGGGCAUGUGGAAGGUUGCCUUUUGGAGUUUUAAUGGGUUCAUUUUUUUCUUUUUUUUUAAGGUUCUUAAAAUUCCUUUCACUCUAGUUCAGGGCAAGGAUUCCAAAACUGUGGUCCGUGGACCACUCAUGAACGUCAUUCAGAUGGUCCACAGCACACCCACAUUACAGAUUCAUAUCGGUUUUUAAAUUGUAUUUUUACGGCUUUGUAUGUGUCACGCAUUGCAUUGUAGUUUGAACUCUGUGGGAUCCAAGUUGUGAUACAUGGUAUAAAACAAGCAAUAAAAAUACCAUUAAAAAUCAUACGGUGUCUAGCACAGUGCAUAGCAGUUGCUGCAACAGGCAGAAAAAUCAUCAAGUGGUCGGCCAAGAUCAUCAGCAAUUUUCAAGUGCCCCCUAGGAGGGGAAAGGUUUGGGAAGCAUCUGCUUAGAGAUUUAGGUGUCUAGUUUUUGGGGGGGUGGGAGAUUCUAAUGCUGUGGAAGUCUGUCAGAACGAUGCCUUCUUGGGAAAAGCAAACAAAACACCCAGGUUGUGUUCACACAUGCAGUAGUCCAUGGUGCAGUUCUCCUGUGGAAGUAGCUGAACAGUUGCGUACAUGCAGUGUGCAGAAACUGAAUGUUUGACGAAAAGGAGAUAUGUGUAAUCUUUAAGAGACCUGUUCCCUACACCUGCACCUGUUGGCAAUGAAUGAAACAAUAGGUAAAAUGAGAAAUAAUUGUCAGGUGGUGGAGUGUUUAAUGUAGUGUUUAGUUUUUAUUAAUGAGGGUGCUGGAACUGGAUACAAAAUUCCAAAUGCAGCUGCACCAUAUAUUUACAUAAGGGCAUUAUGAUACUGACCAUUUUAUUUUCAGUCCUUUUAUUAAUAAUACAUAGCAAGGAAUUGACCAUGUUUACUGCCACAGCACACCUUGAUAUUUUAGAAUGAAAGUGGUCUAUAGAUGUUUAAAUAAUACUUUCACUGAGCUUGCCACCAAGACCCCAAGAUUUCUUUCCUGGAAAAUUGCAGAUAGAUACCAUCUGCAUGUGUACAUGCUUGUGUGCACUUAAUAUAUAACAUACAGUAUCUAAGUUUGUGACUGAGAGUGUGCAUUACUUUAUAGUUGCUUAUAUAAAACACCAUUUGCUGUUCUAUUGCCCAUUCAGCCAGCAUGAAGUAAUUCAUUUAGAGCUCUUUGCAUCUGUAUAAUUUGGUGUCAUCUUGGCUAUAUUACUGUUCACCCUGACUCAGAUUAAAUAGCAUUGGUACCAGUACAGAUCCUUGCUGGGGUACCACAGUAUACAUUCCUGCACUGCAAUUAUUGUCCACUUAAUGCUUUAUGAUCUGUUGCUUGUUUGUUUUGACCAGUUGCUAAUGCAUAAGUGUACCUGUCUUAUCUAGUGACUGCCACUUCACCUUUAGUGACAGACUUUUUGACAGCCUAAGUAUGCGCUGUACAAGACCAUCCAGUCAACCUGUUUAUCACACUUAAAUCUAAAAGACUAGUGAUACAGGACUUCCCUUUGCCCAAGGCAUGCUGAUUCUUCCUUAGCAAAGCGUUUCUCUCUCCCACCUAUCAGUAUUUCAGAAUUCCAUCUUUAAUACUUCUUUCGGCUAUUUUACCUAGCUGUUAGGCACCACAACACUUCAUUUGUCAAAAAUAAUUCCAGAAUGGAACCAGGAAACGGCAGGCCUCUUGGGCUGUCUUCCAGUCUGUAGGUAAAGAGACUGAUGUUUGUAGUGAUGAUGUUCCAUUGCACUUUAUAGCUGUUGUACAGUUUGUUGCAAUAGGUAACACAUCUGCACAACAACCCUAUGAGUGUGGGUGUUCCGUUUUAAAGAUGAGCAAGUUGAGGUUGAGGGAAUUGCUGUGAUCCUCUCCCCUUUAUUGCUGUUCAUAAGGCUUAUUAAAGGGUGUCUCCAUAUAUUCCAAGUAUCCCUAAAAUUGCUUGGAUGAUGGGGAGGAGUAGAGAAAAACUUCAAUUUAAGCAAAGCCAGUAUUUGCAUUCAUGGAUUUGAUGCUGAUCAAUAUUCCACUUUAAUCAUUUGUAAAUGAAACCCUUUGUAAAUGUAAUAUUCUCUCUCUCCCCGCCUUCACUUUUUAGAUCCUUUUGAUAGGUGGAAUAAGCUUCUCUUCCAAGAGUGGAGUCUACUUUCAGUGACCUUGCUAGAUCUGUAGGCUGCACAUUCAAAUCAAUGGGAUAUUGACUUGGUCAGUACUGCAUCCCACCCGUUAUUAAUACAAUCCCGUGCCUGUCAAUUUAGAAGGAAGCCCCAUUGAGUUCACUGUCUGAAUUCAGCACAAUGAAGUCUCUAGCUGUUGAUCACAUUAUGUUAAAAGACUGAACUAUCACAAAGCAGGUUGAGUAUAAUGAUAAAGGCUCAAUUUCAACAGUCACAUUACCAUGUUUGGUAUAAAAUGGGGUAGCUUCCAUUGCAAUUAGGAGUGGACAAGCAUAGCCACUUUCUGUGGUGCCCUCUACAUGUUGCUGGACUACAGCUCCCAGCAGCCCUCACCACUGGCCAUGCUGGCUGGGGCUGAUAGGAGAUGGAGUCCCAUGACAUCUGUAGGAAGCACCAUGUUGGCUCCUGCUGUACUAGAAGAUGCAUGUUAGGUGAAACUGGUGUACGUCGUAUCUUUCUUUCAUUUUCAGGAGGAGAGGGAAAAUGCUAUAUUUGCACCACAGUGGCGCUCUGAAAAGGUUGCAUGCACCGUACCAUUUAGGGCACUGUUCAGAUUUCAAGGUGCUACCCUUGGGGGUGGGCAGAAGUAGGCUGCUGGGCGGAUUCAACAACUGACUUGACUUAAUGGAGAGUUGGAGAUGGUGGAGAGCAAUUCUCGCUGAGAGUUCCUCUGUCACCUGCAAGCUGAGUCAGUGUUACGUUAUUUUCCAAAGUGCUUCACGCACAUUAUAUUGUUGUUGUUUAGUUGUGUCCGACUCUUCAUGACCCCAUGGACCAGAGCACGCCAGGCACUCCUGUCUUCCACUGCCUCCCGCAGCUUGGUCAAACUCAUGUUUGUAGCUUCAAGAACACUAUCCAACCAUCUCGUCCUCUGUCGUCCCCUUCUCCUUGUGCUCUCCAUCUUUCCCAACAUCAGGGUCUUUUCCAGCGAGUCUUCUCUUCUCAUGAGGUGACCAAAGUAUUGGAGCCUCAGCUUCAGGAUCUGUCCUUCCAGUGAGCACUCAGGGCUGAUUUCCUUAAGAAUGGAUAGGUUUGAUCUUCUUGCAGUCCAUGGGACUCUCAAGAGUCUCCUCCAGCACCAUAAUUCAAAAGCAUCAAUUCUUCGGUGAUCAGCCUUCUUUAUGGUCCAGCUCUCACUUCCAUACAUCACUACUGGGAAAACCAUGGCUUUAACUAUACGGACCUUUGUCGGCAAGGUGAUGUCUCUGUUUUUUAAGAUGCUGACUAGUUUUGUCAUUGCUUUUCUCCCAAGAAGCAACCCUGGAAGGUAGGUCUUGCUUCCAUGUAAGGCAAAUGAGUCUGUGGUCCCAUAAUACAGAUGGGAAGCUGAAAGGUAGCAAUUUCCUGGCAGCCACCUGGUAAGUUCACAGGGUUAAAGUGAUCCCUAGGUACAUUGUAUCAGAUAAAUUCGAAAAGAACUAUUAAAGUUGUAUCUCGGCUGGGCAAAGAGGCUGUUACUUUGAAUAUUGCCAGUACUUCUGAAUUGCUGUUUUUCCUUUUUGAACCCUCCCUCAGCCCUCACCCUCCAUGGUGCCUUUUUAAGAAUGUGCAGUCUUGUGCUAGGAUAGGCCUCUUUAACAGUCAUUUGAGAGUGCAUUGUCCCUUCUCUCAAGCUUUUAAGAAUACUUGAUACAUAAGUUAAAGGAUGUAUUAUAUAAACACACAUGAAUGUUGUUGCAGAUUUGGCUGUAGAUGGUCUUAAAUGGUCAAAAGAUGGGCAGUUGCAGCUGGCUAGUUCUGAGGGUCUUGGUAACUAGUCUAACAGUCUAAAUAUUUAGUUGUUUCCUGGACUACAAUAACUGGGCCUGAGGAGGGAAAAAAGCCACAUACUUCUCAAUUGUGUGUUCUUUAGCUUCCUGUUGACUUCUUUUUAAAGACUAAUCAGACACUGCUCAGAAUAUUUUGUUGCCGGAGCCAGAAAGCACACAAAAAAGUCCCCACCUGUAACAGGAAUAAUAAUAAUAAUAAUAAUAAUAAUAAUAAUAAUACACGAAAUUGAUCAGUGUAUUACUCCUUUAAUAGGGCUCCAAAAUUUACAGCAGUAUGCUGCCUGGUGAGAAGGCUGGUACUACUGGUAAUGGUUAGAGACUUUUAUUUGUGUCUUGAUGUUAGGAACGUGGGAAGCUUCCUUCUACAGAGUCAGACUACAGAUCCCUUUCGCCUAGUUCCAGCUACACCGAUUGGCAGCAGCUAUCUUAGGCAGGGGUCUAUCCCAGACCAAACUGGAGAUGCCAAGGCCUGGAUUGAACUGGGACUGCCACCUUCUACAUGCAAAGCACCCAGUGUGGCUAGGUGAGAAACAUAAAUCUGGUCAUUACAAACGUCCUGAGGCUCAUAGGUGAUGCUCUUGUAAUUGUAGCAGGAGACAGAGAGUUAGGUGGUAGCUACCAUGCAGAAUUCUCACGUAGACAAGGACAGCAUGAAAGCCCUGGGAGUGGAUAUCGUCAACAGGUUAAUGGAGCAACAAGUACAUCAAGUGUUUCUCCUCUGCUGAAAUCUCAUUGGUGAAGUAUAAGUGGGAGAAUGAAGGUGCAAUCAAAGCAGGAAAUCAGGAUGCAUGUGAGGAAGCAAGUGGAGCUUUGAGAUGGAUACAGCUUUUUAUCCACUUCAGCCAAGCGAGCUUGGCUUAGGACUUCGUAUGGAAUCCUAGCUAAAAGCCAAGGGUCUCCACAAAAGAAAAGCAACGAAUCCUAAGCCAUUAGAUUUGUUCCCAGGUAUUUGCUUAAGAGGUGUUCCCUCAAGUUGACAGUGGGCCUUGAGGGCAAUUGCUUUCCUACCUGGGUGCCUGAGAAGCUAGACCAACUGUUGUGUAUCUUCUGUGAUCAGUUUUAUCGGCUCUGAGGAGCCCUCCCAUCCUGCUCUGAGUGAAAGUGUAGGCUGUACUUUUUCUUCAAGGCACACUUGUAUUGGCAAGAAUUGUAGAUUCAUGCCUGGCAAUUGGAUUUGCAACAGUUAAUAAACCAGAGAGGAGUUAAGUGCUUGUGAUUUGGAUAGCAUAUAGCUGAAACUGUAUAUAGAUAGAGCUGUUUCAAUUAGUUAUCCAAAGCCAUGAAUAGGCACCCCUUUUUGCAACUGCAAGGUAGCCCAGUUAAUAUUUUCUCCUAGCAUCCCAUCUUCCUCUUUGUCCAGUCACUCAUGAGUUGGGAGACAGGUUUGUUGUUUCUGGGCAGAGGCAAUGUUCCUGAAUGCCCUGCCUCUGUUAGUUGUAGUGUGGGUUGUGUUAGGGAAACUUGAGGCAAAUGUUCCUACUCUCUCAGGAUGAUGGGGAGAUAGAUGCUUCAUGGGACUUCCCUGUUCUGAGGGCAUAUAGUACAGUGGUGCCCCGCAAGACGAAUGCCUCGCAAGACGAAAAACUCGCUAGACGAAAGGGUUUUCCGUUUUUUGAGCUGCUUCGCAAGACGAUUUUUCCUAUGGGCUUGCUUCGCAAGACGAAAACGUCUUGCAAGUUUGUUUCCUUUUUCUUAACACCGUUAAUACAGUUGCGACUUGACUUCGAGGAGCAACUCAUAGAACGCGGUGUGGUAGCCUUUUUUGAGGUUUUUAAAGACUUUGGUGAUUUUUGAAGCUUUUCCAAAACUUUCCCGACACCGUGCUUCGCAAGACGAAAAAAAUCGCAAGACGACAAAACUCGCGGAACGAAUUAAUUUCGUCUUGCGAGGCACCACUGUAAUGGAUACCUUUAGUAAAGUGAUUUGAUUUUUCAACACACGUUUCAGCUCCUCUUGUGGCAUCCUAUUGCACAGUCUGAGAAAUUCUGAUUGAGAGUCUUGGUGAGGUUGCUGUACAGUCAGAUGAGCUAAUUUGAGAUGGGUAGCUUUGCCAAACUGAAGUCUUCUGCACACCAGAAAUUACAUCCAAGAUGGCAUUCUUUUUGGAUGCUGGACAAGGCAACUAAUUACUCUGCUUGCUUGAAUGCCAAGUGCAUGUGGCUGACCCACAACUAUCAACGGUGAAGAAUCAGUUAGCCUCACUCAUAACCCUUGCAGCUGGCAAACGGUGCAGUAUCACAGACAAUAAAUCGACAACAUCGACAAGGGCUUCUUUUGUUUCUGUUUGUGGGUGAGCUGGGUUUAAUCUGACCCGGAUCUCAGCCUUGGAACUCCUCUUUUGACUCAUUUCCCCACUGCUACUGAGCAUAUACAAAGUGUCUUUCUCUCCCUGCCGAGUAAUGCCAUGACUAGUCCCCUUGCAUGCUGGAAUUGCAGGUUCAACUAGCUUAAACUCUAGGUAAAAGGUAAAGGGACCCCUGACCAUUAGGUCCAGUCGUGGCCGACUCUGGGGUUGCGGCGCUCAUCUCGCUUUAUUGGCCGAGGGAGCCGGCGUACAGCUUCCAGGUCAUGUGGCCAGCAUGACUAAGCCGCUUCUGGCGAACCAGAGCAGCGCACGGAAACGCCAUUUACCUUCCCGCUGGAGCGGUACCUUUUUAUCUACUUGCACUUUGACGUGCUUUCGAACUGCUAGAUUGGCAGGAGCAGGGACCGAGCAACAGGAGCUCACCCCGUUGCGGGGAUUCGAACCGCCGACCUUCUGAUUGGCAAGUCCUAGGCUCUGUGGUUUAAACCACAGCGCCACCCAUGUCCCUCUAGGUAUCGCCACCUUUAUUUGUUUCUAAAGCAUCACAGUGAAUGGGAAGGAGGAUGUUGUCUGCAUUUCAAAGUGAAACGCAGCUGGGCAUGGGAAGGCUUUGAGAAUGUCUGAGGUAUAUUUCCCACCCUCCCUGGAAUCCCUUUACGGACAGUUAUAGCUGAACUAACUUUCCCAGCAGUAAGUGUUUGCUGGAAUGCAUUUGCUGUGCCACAAGAUGAGCUAAAGUGUGCCUUGGAAAAAGUAAGGUACCACCUUGAGCAUUCUGCCAGCUGCACCAGAGACAGCCCCUGUGUAGCAUCACUCUUCUCUUAUGCCAAUAGAUAAGAAGUAUGCUUGUGCCUGGACUGGAGGCUCCAGCUGGCGCAAAAUUCUGUGGCUAGAUUUUUGAUGGGGACAGACUAGUGCUAGCACAUAACACUGGGGCUCAAAACUUUGCACUGGCUGCUGCUUGUAUGCUACUGGCGCAGGCUCAAGGUUCUUGUAUGUAUUUAUUUGCAAGGCCCUUAACAAUUGGGGUCCAGGAUACACAAUGACUGCCCAGUCCCUUAUAUUCCCAGCCUGAUCCCUGAAAUCUUCAGGUGAAUGACUGUUAGUAGUCCCGUGUGGCUUAGAUGCAUGGCUCGUAUCCCACCAGGAGCUGCACAUUUAGUAUUGUGAGCUCAGUUUUAUGGAACUGACUUCCAGUUAAGUUGCAGCUUCCUCCGUGCAGAACUUCUGUGGCCUGCUGAAGACUCUUUAAAUAUCCCAGCAAGCAUUUUAAUUGAAGUGUGGGUUUAUAGUUUCAACUGCCAUUUGCUUUUUGUAUUGUAUCCUUGUAAAUCACGCAGGGGUGACUGCAGUUAAGUGGUACAUAGAUUGUUUAAAUAGAUAAAAGAAAUACAUCAUGCAAAGGAUGACGGCACGCGAGAUUUUUUGACUGCUGCCUGUGUUAAAGGUGCAGGGGACUCUGAGGCAUCACCACUGUCCAAAAAGCAUAGUCCUCCUUCAGAGCCUUAUCUGCCCUGACAAAAGGCAGGUAGGGUGCCAGAUGAUGAUAAUAAUAAAUGGAUUACUCCACAGUAGUAAGGGAUGCGGGUGGCGCUGUGGGUUAAACCACUGAGCCUAGGACUUGCCAAUCAGCAGGUCGGCAGUUUGAAUCCCCGCGACGGGGUGAGCUCCCGUUGCUCGGUCCCUGCUCCUGCCAACCUAGCAGUUCGAAAGCACAUCAAAGUGCAAGUAGAUAAAUAGGUACCGCUCCAGCAGGAAGAUAAAUGGCAUUUCCGUGCGCUGCUCUGGUUCACCAGAAGCAGCUUAGUCAUGCUGGCCACAUGACCCGGAAGCUGUACGCCGGCUCCCUCGGCCAAUAAAGCGAGAUGAGCGCUACAACCCCAGAGUCGGUCACGACUGGACCUAAUGGUGGCAAGAAAGAUGUCUGCUCGUUUUUCUUGGACCAAGUUAAGAAAAGGCUUGUGUGUGAGCAUAUGAUAAAAGAGUUCAUCCAGCCACCCCACCAAUGCACUACAAGGGAUCACAAGAUAAAUGCUGGUUUUAGGGGGCAGAAAGCUCCAGUUUCUACGAAGGUUGACAUGCAGCACCUGAGUACUUGGCAAAAUGCUUGGGAGCACAUCUCUGAAUGAUUGGGUUGAUCGUGGAAGCUGCUGGUAGCAAGAGUACUAUUUCCUUUAUACUGGAUGACAGUUCUGUUAUUAUUCCAGGCAUGGCUUCUCUCUUCUGAAAGCUAAUCUUCAGGUAUUGACAAGCUUGCAAGUUCUAAAUAAGGAAUUGUCCCUGUGACUACAAAAUGUGCAUUAUCUUGACUCCUGUUUUCUGCUUAGUCGGUGGUGUCUGUGGCUGAGACUCACAGGUACUGACAAUUAGUGCCGGAGCGCAUGCUAAAAAUACUUGGUGUGGCAAGGCGUUAUGUACGCUGAACUUCUCGUCAUAGAAAAACUUGUUAACUACAGAAAAAGGUGGACUGAGGGGAAAAGAUUCAAUGUGUGGGGAGCAAAACCAGUGUUAGUUCUAGUAGUGAGGCUACGCAGAGCAGCUCACCAAUUUUUUAAAAGUAAUCAUUGUUUUAUAACUUACUCAAAUGUUUGUUUAAAUGACUUAAAUUAUAGGACUUCGGAGCACCUAAGGCAGGUCUGCACCCUUGCUUCAUCAUGUAUGAUAGUCUACUGGGGCUCAGAAGCCAAGCUUUGGUUUUUGCUUCUUCAUUUUUAAAAGAUGCCACACAAAAAUUCCCACCACAAAAAGAUGUCACACAAAAAAUCCCUCUUGGAACUGGGCAGGCUCUCUAAGGAGCUAAUGAGUAGGGUGUGCCAUAUAAAACACACAAAAAAAGAUGUUGGGUUAUCUCUACUUCUCAGUUUCUGAAAAGCAUUUUCUUUUCCUUGUGUGUGAAUCUGUGGGCUGCAUUUUUACCACACCUUGUUUAAAAGAUAGAUGUGCCGUUGGGGCCCAACAACAGUUUCGUGUGAUUCAAGGUUGGGCCAGGACCUGUACCACUAGUUAUCUAACUCUGGCCUAAACCAAGCAACCUGCCGCAUGCAAGAGAUGAAGAACUCUUGUCAGAGCCUGACCAUCCCACUGGUCCUUGGCUAGUCCAACCUAGAAUGGGGUCCCUCAGGUUGCAGAUAUCAUAUCUGAAGAUGGGUACUUAUGUUUUCAGUGAAAGAGACUGUAUUAAGAUUUCUGUUUGUAUGAGGUUAGGACCCAAAGACAGAGGAGUGCAUAGAUUGUAUGCCUUGGGACUAAGUUUGGCUUAGUGGGAGAAGAGUGAGUGUCCUGGUUGGGAGCAGUGGGAUGACACCCUUUGUAUAUCUCUGAGGGGCAGGCAGCUGAAAAUGAUUUGAGAUUCUAGGACUCUUCAUUUGCUUCGCUUUCUGGUAGCUUUAGAUAUGGACACAUCUGGUUCACUGAGUGAAUCAAGGGACGAAGGGAAGUAAAAUCUAUCAGUUUGUGAACAUUUGUGCUGAGUUCUAAAAUGUGUCCUUUCCUUCCAAUUUGCUAAAAGGUGCUGGGGAGGAAAGGCAAUCUAGCUGGUUAGAUCCUGUCCAUGGAAUUUCUCUGGUGCUGGCAUACAUUUGAAUGAGUAAAAUUAUUGGCAGGGAUAUUGGCACAAACUUUCAGCUGGUAUAUCCCUAUAAAUCUUCCAUUUGGCAGUCAGCUGGCUCAUGAAGACACACCUGUUUAAACAAGCAUUCUCCUGAUCUUAACCUUGUGAUCUAAUUGCUGUUUUAUCUGCUUUCUUAUGUUGUUUUAAUAGACUUGUUUUAUUAGACCUCUUAAUUAUGGAUGUUUUAAAUGUUUUGAUGAAAUUUCAUUGUGUGUGGAUAUGUUUUUGUAAUUGGUUUUACACUUGUAAGUCUGACGUUUAUUGCAAUUAAGCUGUUUUAAGAAUUUGUGCUGCUACAUGCUGGGACUGCUAGGCUUCAAGCACCCUGAGGAUGUGUUGCAGUUGCAUUGAGGUUAUUUACCUAAGCAUGCUUGCAUCCAUGACUUCAGUGAGCCUACAAGCCAACAUGUUGUGCAAGUUACUUUUGCAGGCAGUGUUUCUUUCUGGGGGGGACGCAGGGUAUGCAUACCCCUAAUCAUUUUGUGAAUCUAAGUUUGGUCUCAUUGAGGGGCAAUAUUUCAAUAUGAGUAGGAAAAUGAGAGUACCCCUAAACAUUUUUUUUCUUAAGAAAAAAGCACUGUUUGCAGGUAAUGUACGGCAAGAGAGAUGACUCUCAUCCUUGCCAACAAAUAGCUCAUGAAAGGCAGAGGUCCUUAUGAAUUGAAGAUCAUGGGUUAUUGUGUAAAAAUAUGAUUGCUGUUGCAUCAGUGCAGGUUUAAUGUUAUAAAAUUGGUGUUUAAGUGGAAUGUUUUUAUAUGCUGGAUUAGAAUUGCUAGCGCACAAUAACUUGAGCUGAAAAGCCAGCCAUUUAUAGCAGAUAAAGCAGUGUUGCAUUUUUUUAAUCCCAGAUUGCACUGUGUAAGCUGAAUCUGCUCAUAUUGUAUUGCAAAAAAGGGCUCUGUUUGGGCCUCCUGAAUUGUAAUAGCAGUUCUCUUCUGUUCACUGCAGGGCAGAUCCCUGUUAUUUGGAACUGAGAGCGACACACACGAAAUUACAGAAGUGUUCUCUUUUUCCUGAAAGCCAUCUGUGCGAUAUGACUGCUUCCUUUGACUGGGUGAAGUAUCAGUCAAGGCACGGACAAGUGUAUCUUAUGAAAGCUAGGGGUCUGUCUCCCUUAAUGUGGAAUAUAUUGCAAGGGAAGGCACCUAACAUUUGGGUUCCUGUAUUAGCAUUUGCACACAUUCAGAUCAUAUUCCUCAAUAUACACUAAUCUAUCCUGUCUAGUGCCAUGUGGACUUCAGCCCAAAGUCUUUAAAAACUCUUUCAGUGCUGAGCUAGGCCUCUCCCAGUAAGUUGUACCGUGAAACUUGGGUCUGAGCCGUCAUAAGGGAUCCUCCAAUUGUGGCUGGCCUUGGUAGCCAACUAUGGCUAGUGACUAAUGCGGCUGUGGUUUCUCUUUUCAUGCUUCCCAGAGGCAAAAUAAGCAUGUUCCUCUUCUGGCUACGUGAAAACCUGUUACUCUUUGCAAAGAGCUGAGCUGUAUUGCAAAAUGCCGUUACACAAUAUCCUUGUGUGAUCAGUGAAGGGUGCUCUAUCAACAUUAGAAAUCUCAUUUCAGAUCGGCAGAACUCAGCCCUGUAUCCGAUACUGGCUGGUUCAAAGGAGACUGGUCUGUACAAAACUGGGUUGAAGAAGGGCUUGCUUCUCCACUAGCAAGUGCCACGCUCUACCUCUCACAACUGUGGCUUGGGAAACCUUUGUGUCAGAUGGCUGAGCAAGUUGGCUAUUAAUGGAGUCUGAAAGCUGGGUUUCUGGAAACAAAUUCCUUCCUUUAGUAUAAUGCCAAACUUGCUAUCUGCCGUAAUUCUGUCCACAGUUGCUCCUAGUUAGUUAGAGCCCUCCAAAUGUUACUCAUCCUCUGCACAGGGCUUCCUAGCCUGGUAUACAACUCCCGUCAUCUCUGCCCAUUGGCCAUACUGAAGAGAAGUGAUGAAACCUAUCUGUCACUUUCCAGGACUCAAGAAGUAGUGUGAAAAAUAGGUAACUGAGCUGAAUUCCCAUUAUGGUAUCAGUCCAUAAUUUGGUGUGGUUUUAUCAAUCCUCCUUUAGCCCAUCCCUUAGUUGUGCUGAAUUUCAUCCUGUCACCUGCUAGCUUGCCCCACUUAAUUCAUUCUGGUUAGUUAGGAAGAAGUCAAGAAAAAUUGCUGUGUGACAGAUUGUGCAGUCGCUUCACACUUGAAGGGGCAGCUACUGCUCUUUAAAUGGGCUUAAACUGUUGGGAGAAAAGUUUUGUAUGUACUGCAUAGAGCGCUGAAUAGAGUCAUGCCUCACCUACCUGCUAGAGAUUGUGCCUUCAUUAUCAGUGCCGCCCACAAACAGACUGAAGCAUUUUAGCACUAACUCCUCCCUCCUAUAGCUAAGGUCUUUUCUUAUUUAAGGGUAUUAUUGUCGGUAUAUGUGCAUUUCAAGGGUAUUGUGGAAGAUAUAUUAAGAAAUGGUGUGGAUUGACAAACUCUAACUGUAGAUUAAGGACUGUUACGUGCCUUAACGUUUAACAUUCACCGAUGUUGUAAUGUGGCUCAAACAAGAAUACAAUGUGGUACACAGAAUUUCCUAAAAGCUGCAGCCCCUUGCACUGUAUAUUUGUGCAGAGAAAUGCAUGAAUCUCUGCUGUAAGCUGUGAAGCAGCCUUAGUGAACAAGGUUAAAAGCUGUCUCCCUUUGAAGAUGCCUUUUAUAGAACCAUACAUAUGACUUAAUAUAAAGAUUAGCAAGAACCUCAUCUUAUCUUUUCCUGAGUGAAGGGAUUAUGUGAGUCUGCAUUCAGAACUGUCAAGCAGAAUGGAAACUUUUUUAAAAAACCUAUAGAUAUCGUGAAUAGUAGAAUUACUUCACCAUUUUAAGUCAUGGCAUGGAAGGCAUCUGGUGCAAUACUUCAUUAUUAUUAUUAUUAUUAUUAUUAUUAUUUUACUUUAUUAUUAAAAAAUUGUAAGAAAUUCUCUUAAGUAGAUUACAAAAAACAAAACGAAAAAGCCAUGUGGAAUUUACUCUGUCCUGUAUCACAACUUUCUCAUUAUGGCAUUUUAUAUGCACGGUGCAUUUCAUCCAAGUAUGGGCAAAGAGUAUGUACAUUGCAGGCUUAUAAACUGUCUAUCGUUUUAAUGCAACUCUGGAAUUCAGCCAGGAAUUUGACAAUUCAAAUCUAGGUUGGACAGGCAGGGCUUAGUGGAAUCAGACACUUGGCUACUUUUCUUGGGCUCUGUGCCUUUAGAGUUGGCUUCAAGAGCUCAUUUGGAAUUUGUCUUCUGUGACCUAAAAUAACCUGUUAGAUCCUUUGGUUAUUGUUAAUACAGUAAAGAUUAAAUAGACUAUAAUUCAUUGAAGUUGUCCCAUUGGUGCAAGGACUUCCACCUCUACUGUGGAACUUCCUCUCCCUGUCACUCCCACAUUUCCCCACAAAUCUGUUCUGUGGUUUCCUCCUCAGGCCCCCUAGAUCAUAGAAUCAUAGAAUCAUAGAGUUGGAAGAGACCACAAGGGCCAUCGAGUCCAACCCCCUGCCAAGCAGGAAACACCAUCAGAGCACUCCUGACAUAUGGUUGUCAAGCCUCUGCUUAAAAACCUCCAAAGAAGGAGACUCCACCACACUCCUUGGCAGCAAAUUCCACUGUCGAACAGCUCUUACUGUCAGGAAGUUCUUCCUAAUGUUUAGGUGGAAUCUUCUUUCUUGUAGUUUGGAUCCAUUGCUCCGUGUCCGCUUCUCUGGAGCAGCAGAAAACAACCUUUCUCCCUCCUCUACGUGACAUUCUUUUAUAUAUUUGAACAUGGCUAUCAUAUCACCCCUUAACCUCCUCUUCUCCAGGCUAAACAUGCCCAGCUCCCUUAGCCAUUCCUCAUAAGGCAUCGUUUCCAGGCCUUUGACCAUUUUGGUUGCCCUCCUCUGUACACGUUCCAGUUUGUCAGUGUCCUUCUUGAACUGUGGUGCCCAGAACUGGACACAGUACUCCAGGUGAGGUCUGACCAGAGCAGAAUACAGUGGCACUAUUACUUCCCUUGAUCUAGAUGCUAUACUCCUAUUGAUGCAGCCCAGAAUUGCAUUGGCUUUUUUAACUGCCGCGUCACACUGUUGGCUCAUGUCAAGUUUGUGGUCAACCAAGACUCCUAGAUCCUUUUCACAUGUACUGCUCUCAAGCCAGGUGUCACCCAUCUUGUAUUUGUACCUCUCAGUUUUUUUGCCCAAGUGCAAUACUUUACAUUUCUCCCUGUUAAAAUUCAUCUUCAUCAUCAGGUUCUUCAUCUUCUUCAUCAGAUGAGGGGCAAGUAGAGGGAGUUCUGUUGUUCGGGCAGAAGUCCUUGCUCUAAUUCAUGGGUAGGCAAAAUAAGGCCCGAGGGCCGGAUCCGGCCCAAUCGCCUUCUAAAUCCGGCCCGUGGACGGUCUGGGAAUUAGCGUGUUUUUACAUGAGUAGAAUGUGUGCUUUUAUUGAAAAUGCAUCUCUGGGUUAUUUGCGGGGCAUAGGAAUUCGUUCAUUUUUUCUUCAAAAUAUAGUCUGGCCCCCCCACAAGGUCUGAGGGACAGUGGACUGGCCCCCUGCUGAAAAAGUUUGCUGACCCCUGCUCUAAAUGGCUGCUUUCGCUGAAUACAACCCAUUAGGAAUGGACAUCAGGAGCUUAGCAAACAUAAUCAGAAAUAAACCCAUUUUUGAGUUAACUUUCCCCCGCCCUGUUAAAUUUAUUUAGGGUCAAGUGCAAGUUGCUGAAACGUUGGAGAAUGUCAUUUUAACUGACUCGUGUUUUGCGUUACAUUCUGCCUCAGGGCGAAGUGGAAAGCUAGCAUUAUGUGGGCCGAAACUAGAGCUUCGUAAUUAUUUUUUUAUCCUAAUGGGAAUUGUUCCCUUCUCUAAAACUAGAUCUCUUGGCCCGCCCAUGGCACUCUUCAUAUAAAGCAGGCGCUUGUUCAGGUGAUUGCUGCACAUCCGUUUCAUACAGCCAUCCCGAUACUUUAUUGCGGAGACGGGAUAUUUGCACAAGCAGCUGUAAGAGACAAGAGGCUAGUUUUGCUUGCAUUAAGAUCACCUCCAGCCUCUGCGAAGAGAGGACAGCUGCUGCUGCUGCUGCUGCUGCAGGGAACAGCAGCAGGCAGACUUCCUGCAGGGAUCCAAAACAGCAAGGAACUGUUCCCAGUUUUUUCUUCCAGGAACCUGAAGUCUGAAGAAGGGCCACAGCUGCAUCCGAAAUGAGGUGCUUUGGGGGAAGGUAGAAGGCAUUAGAAGAGGGGUGUGUGGGGUAACACAUACUGAAAAAUAAAGUAGGUUGGACUAAGAACAUAGGUUGAUAUAUAAAGUGUGCUUUUUUAACUGUACAGUGGGUAGUAUAAAACGUAAGUCUGAGUAGACCCUCUGAAAUAAUGAACUUAACUUACCCACAGUAUGACUUAGUUUUACACCACUCAGUAGUAAUUUUGGCAUAAAUCACUUUGCAUAUCAAAAAAGUGUGCAAUGGUGGAUUGGAUUCAGCGUUAAACUGCUGAGAGAGAGAGCGCAGACAUGUUAAAAGGCUAGCAUUUGGCUACAAAUUGAAAAGAUCAGAGUGUACUCAUUCUUGCUUUGUGUGUGUGAGAGGUGUGUGUGUAGAUAGAUAGAUUAGAUAAAAUAUAUGAACAUGGAGAUGAAUUGCCCCAACUGCCUUGUUUCUGUUUAUAUUUUAUUUUUGAUGUGUCCUUCUCUACCUUCCUCUUUAAUAUUAUUAAACACAUUUGGCAGUCAUGCUUCCUCACCAACUUGUGGCUUUUAAAAGACUACACUGUCAUUUUCUUAGCCACCAGGUAUAAUUUUGAAUAAGCAUUUUGCUUUUUAAUGAAAGGGAAGAGAUUGAAAGUUGCAUCAGUCUUGCUCUCCCAAAGUAUAAAAAGAUGUUGAGUCUGACAGUGAUGUGCGUAUCAGUCAGGCUGCAGGUUGGAUGCAUGCAUAAAAUAAAAAGCCCUUCACAAAGAAAAACUAUGUGUGAGGUAGAGAGAGUCAAAUUGAAAAAUCUAGGUUGGUAACCUUCUUGUGGAUACCUAGUGUCCUGUGUUCUUGGUUUCUGCUGAAAACCUUUGCAUUUAGAUAAGCCUACCCAGAUGUUUCGAAUGUUGAGGUAAUUUUAAUCUGUUUUAGUAUUUAAACUAUUGUAUGUUUUAAAAUAGUGUUGUAUUUUUUUCUCGAUUUUACUGUUUUAUCUUUUGUAAAUCGCUUUAAGGUUUGUUUGUUUUUUUACAAUCCAGUGGUGUAUACAUUUUAUGGGGCGGGGGAAGUUCUGACAAUGUUUUUCAUUGUAUGAGCAUCUACCAGCAGUCCAAAGUACUCCAGCCCCAGACCACAGCUUCACCACCUCAAUGUAUAAGAUCACAUCCACACCAUACGUGUGAAAUCACAUUACUUCCUUGACCCUAUUUUUUGGGGGGAACUGUAGUUUACUCCUCAUGGUGCUAUACCCGCCACACCCUGUGUAGUGCAGGGGUUCUUAAACUGCAGUCCAUGGACCACUCGUGGUCAGCAAGUGGUCUGCGGCAGGUCGUCUAUGGAAGGUCUGUAAAAACACAAAGACCAUCCAGCACAACUGCUACAAAAGGCAAAAAAAAUCGUUAAAUGGUUGGCCAAGACACUUGGCAGUUUUCAGGUGGUCCAUGGGGGGGGGAAUCUUGGGGACCACUGAUGUAGAACAUAUGCUGAAGAAGCAUAAUUCUGGUCACGUAACUGAAGAUUUAGUAGGUUAAUGACCAAUUAUAAUUUGCAGCCCUAUUGGCUAGAAUCAAGCAAAUGUCUGCUGGGGAUGGCUGAAGUUAGAAUACUGUAUAAGACAAGGAGUGAUGGCAAUGGCUCUAGGGCAAUUGCCAAAUGUGUGUAUUGUUAAGGAAUGCCCUGAUAACAGUGGCUCAGAAACUGAUAAUGGUGAUAGGGAGGAAUAUUUAUGUCAAGUGCUUAAUUACUACAGUUUGUGUGUUGUGAAGUAUUUCCCAGACUGAGUACUUCUGUGAGCUCUUUGAUCAAUCCUUCAUUCAUGUAGUGAUGCUUUUAUGAUUCAUUCUGAGCUCUAUUUUGACCCUGUCUAAAAUUGCCUCCAUUGUUUGUAGUAGGCUUAAUGUAUGGGAACCCUUCCAUUCCCUACCUUCCUGUUAUACUUGAAUAAGGGCAUGAUAGCCCAAUCCUAAAGAUGGGGUCAUAAUUGCCGCAUGCAUAUGACCCUUGAUGUUGUCUGUCCCCUGUUAAAAUAGUAUUUAGUAGGAGAACUUGAGGGAAAAGUAACCUGGUGAAUUACUCUAGUCUGAGUCAGCAUUGUGACUUGAAUAUAUAGAUAUAGAUACAGUGGUACCUUGGUUUUCGAACGUCUCCGUUGAUGAACAUUUCGGUUUUCAAACACCAUAAACCGGGAAGUGAAUGCUUCAGUUUUCGAACACACCUCAGAAGUUGAACAUGCCACACAGUUUCUGCUGAGUGCAAGAUGCUGAGGCCUAGCUGUCGGCUACUGAGUUUUCGGUUUUCGAAUGUUUCAGAACUCGAACAGUCUUUCGGAAUGGAUUACGUUCGAAAACCAAGGCACCACUGUAUAGUUAUGGAGUGGCAUAAUGAUAUCUGCUAGAUUUUGGACCCAGCUCCAUGUUACUGACAUUGUCCUCCAAUCUAAAUUAGUAUUGAGUUCUGUACUACUGACAGCAUUCCUGUUUUUCUCACUAAGGAGCUGAAUUCCGUGGUGGCUAUAUCUAGCUUUGUUUCAGCCCUUGAAAACUGAUUGCAAACUGCCUUGAAUAUGCAUACAAGUUAUUCCUACUCUAUUCCAAAGUAGUUCUCUUUGUUUUCUAAAGGAAUCUCAUUGUUAUUUAGAAAUUGUGAAUAUAGGUUCCCUGCCUGAUAGAAGGACACUACCUACUGAUAUACAAUUGGAGAUCAUUUCCAAAUCAUAAGAGGGCCAUCCUAACAGAGCCAGUGUGGUGCUGCAGAGAGUGUGUCGGACUAAUACCUGGGAGACCAGGGGUCAAAUCAGCCAUGACACUCACUAGGUGACCUUGUGACAGUCACUGUCUUUCAGCCUAGCCUGCUUCACAGUGCGAUUAUGAUAAUGCAAUGGGAAAGUGAAGAAUUAUGUAUACCACCUUGAGCUCCUGGGAGGAAAGCUAGGACAAAAAUAAUGAUAGCUACAGACAUAUCCUGAAAAACAGAUGGUGGGGACAGCCAGAGAAGGGUAUUGCUAUCGUUCCCUGCUUGCGAUCUCCAAACAGCAUCUCUCUGGCUGUUGUCUGAGGAGGAAUUUGGGGCUUGACAGACUUGGCUGAAUCUAGAAGGCAGUUCUUAGGAAUAGUAACCUUGAAUUGACAUUUCAGGAGUAAAGGAUCCUCUGAACCUAAGGGGUACUUAAUAUGUAUUUGGAUUGCUUUUAAAGAUUUGGUGCUGUAAUAUUGAUGUAAUAUUUUGAAAACAGUUAUUGGUGACAAUUAGGACCAAGUGUAAUAUAGAGCCGUCCUGUUUAGUGUUCAAGUCAGCCACAUCCUCCUCCCAGAAUACCUUAUUCUAUUACCCCCUUCUGGUUUUCCUUUCCAGCAGUUGGCUGGCAUUCCUUGCAUGCUCCAGCCUCAUUGUGCUGUUUCUGGGCUUUCCCCUUAUGAUUCCCCCCCCCCCAAAGAUUUGUUGUAUGUCUGCAAACGUCAAGGUUCUCCAAGGCUGCUGAUACCUCCUGUUGUAGGUGGGUGGUUCCAUUUUUGUUACAUAAACAAUACUCCUUUCCCCUGAAAAUUGGAAGUGAAGAGGAUGGUGCGAUUGCUGGAACAACUAAAAGCAACAGGAUUCUGUAUGCUAGAAUGCUUGCUAAGGAUGCAGGAGGGUUUAGUGCUGGUGUUUGUUUGUUGGGAUUUAGGUUAAUAACAUAUCUUCUAUUACACGCACACACACACACGCGCGCACACACACACUUUGGUUGGACAUUCAAACAGGUAGGAACAAUCUGGGACAGUAAUUGUAAGUGGCUUAACUUUCUCUAGGGUAAAAGGGCUUUCUGAUGUGUUUUAUUCCACAACGAUGCCUAUAAAAUCACUAAAGCCUAUUUGUAGGCAAUGAGUGAGAACACCUGGUAUAAAAUGUUGUUAAGAAUAUUCUUCUGAGCUCAGAACGACUUCAAUUGCUUCUUUCAAAGGAUGUUUAGGCCAUUUGACUGUCAUUGCCUGUGGCAGCUUGGAAGAAUUUAUAGAGCCUGCACUCCCACUAAAUUUGUUGCAGGCAAGAUGAACUAACACACCAAAAUUUCUCUAAUCAGGCUGCAUGAGAGAUCUUAAAUCUAGUUUCAAAAAGCUGACCAUUCAGUGGAUAUUGGAUGCCUCUACUAUUUAAAACUCUUUCUUUUACCAUAUUGGCCCAAAUAUAAGCCACACCCAAAUAUAAGCAGCACCUUUAAAAUUCAAGGGGGGAAAAGAAAAAAAACCUGAAUAUAAGCCACUCCCUUAAAAUUCUGCAGUUCCGUUUGACUGUAUGUCAGUUUCAGCAAUGAUACUGUAAAAGCCAAUUUUUGUAAAAAGGUAAAGGUAAAGGACCCCUGACAGUUACAGUUAAGUCCAGUCACAGACGACUCUGGGGUUGCGGCGCUCAUCUCACUUUACAGGCCGAGGGAGCUGGCAUUUGUCUGCAGACAGCUUUUCUGUAUCAUGUAGCCAGCAUGACUAAGCCGCUUCUGAAAACCAGAGCAGCACACAGAAAUGCUGUUCACCUUCCUGCUGAAGCGGUACCUAUUUAUCUACUUGCACUUUUUUUUUGGUGUGCUUUCGAACUGCUAGGUUGGCAGGAGCUGGGACCGAGCAACGGGAGCUCACUCCAUCAUGGGGAUUCGAACUGCCGACCUUCUGAUCGACAAGCCCAAGAGGCUCAGUGGUUUAGACCACAGCGCCACCCACGAAUUUAAGCUGCACUUUAACUUUUCAUAGUCGGAAUUUGGGAAAAAGAAGUGAGGCUUAUAUUCAGGCCAAUACUGUACUAUUAGAAUUCGUAAAAUUACGUCCUUAGCCAGUCAAAGUAGUCAGCACUGAUGGUUUACAGCAGUCCUCCCUAAGCUGGUGCUCUCCAAAUUUUGGAAUAGAAUUCCCAUAAUCCCAAACACUGGCCUUUGCUGGCUGGGGUUGUUCAGAGUUGUAGACUCCCCUCCCCUUCUCAGCGUGGCUUCUGAGAGAUCACAGGUUAGAUUCAAAUUGCUUGUAAACUCUUUCAAGUUUGUUACACUAAAAAGGCCCUCAGGACGAAAGAGAGAAACCCACACUAGCCCAAAUGAGCUUAAACAGCUUGAAAUCUCUCUCUUUCAGGUGUGUCUGUGUGAGCUGCAAGUGCUGUCCUUGGCUGAUCCCACAGUUGGCUUUAAUAUGCUUGAUCUGUACCUUUCACUGUAAACAAGUUAAUGUUCAAUGAAAUGGGAAUAGUUCUCCCCCUUAUGAUGUCAGGGCUGUGUUUUGCAAUAAGCGCCACAUUUCUUGCUGUUGAAGCCAUUUCUCCACCAAAAGAGAAAUAAUCUCAAUGCUUGCAUGUCUACUUGAGCUGUGUCAUUAGGGGUGGGUGUUGGGAACUGGUGGUGGAGCACUUGGUCACACUUAAGAGCUACAACAUGCUGGCUUGUUCCUGAAAUUUUUAAUUAGUCACAGGUCUCUGCAGGGUCAGCGGGUGAAAAAUGAAUAAGCAGAGCCAAGUGACUGUUAAUGAAACACAGCACACAGAGCGGUUUAGUUCAGAAACAAUUGUCAUUCUUUCGCUUCAGUUUUUAUACUCCCAAGUGUCUGUAUACUUGAUGAUUUCCUCUGUAGGAGUAAGGUAUAAACCUUUUUUUAAAGAACAAAAAUAAAAAAACCCAGUUGGUAUUUGCAGAUCAGAGGCUGUGUUUACAUUACAAUAAAAAUAUUGGAUACUACUAUAUUAGCUUCCAAACAACUCUAAUGCUGCGUUUAAUAAUUUAUCUAUUUCCACUGGUUUUUCGUUUGUCCUUGUGUGCACUUCUUGCUGAGAGAGGAAUCGGGGCAAACUUUUACAAGUGUUCCCCGUAUCAUGGGGGCUCCUUCCUAGUUGCACAAUCCCAUGCUAUGCAGUUGCAUGUAUGAAUAGCGCAACCACACGAAUGGAGAUGACUGAAUGGGUUAUUUCCAGACAAGUACCCUUUUGUGAGGCUGCUGAUUGGCUGAGAAAGCUCUGCAUGAUUGGACCUACCAAUGUGGGCAUACUGUUCAUACAUUGACCCCUGCACUGUGACCUUUAUGCUUGCUAUGCAAUUACACCUAGCAGUCUCACCAUUAAUAAAUAAUAUACUUCACAACCUGUUGAAUUGUCUGUGGACAACUAGAUUUAGGUUUGUUUUUCUUCAUUGAGGCACUGAGUUUAACACUUGCUGGUGAGCUGUUUUCACCUACUCUUGAGAAAGCAAUGAACUGGAGGGCCUGUCAGUUCAGCUGCUGCAUUGCAUGAAAUCAGAGAGCAAUAAUAAUGUGGUGCUGGACAAUAUUUCGAAACUGAUGUCCAGUCAACCCAGCAUUUUUCUCAUAUUGCAUGGGUUUUUGAGCGUCAGUGAUAAGCUGAUGAUUCCCUUGCAUUAGUAUUUUUUGUAGGAGAAGAUGAUGCCCAGCAACAUUUCUAGAAGACUAUGGUAAAGCUCAUAUUGAGAUAUUAUAUCGAGUCAAACCAUUGGUUUAUCUGGGCUAGUUACCUGCAGGAUGUCCAGCAGAGGCCUUUCCCAUCACUGCUACCUGAUUAUUUUAACUGGAGAUGGCAGGGAUUGAAUCAGGGACCUUCUAUUCCACCACUUAAGCUUUGCCUCUUCCCUAACUCACAAAGGAGAGGACAAAAAGCCACAUAUGUCAUUCAACUCAACUCCUUCUGGAUAAUCCCUAGCAACAGUAGGUUUUAGGUACCUAAACCGCAGGCUAUAAUUCAAACCUGGGCAUUGCAUAUAUUAUGAAUAAGUUUAAAUGUCUAGUUUUGAUCAUGAGUUACUGAGUUUGUGGCAAGCGGUAUAGUGAUGGUUUAAUCUGUAGAGGUGGCACUCAGCUAAACUUUAUGCAGGGUAGAUAAACUGUAAUGGACCUAACUUAGUCACAUUCAUUAAUUUCAGCCAGUAAGGCUUAGAUAUUUGAUGCUUGUAUUCCGGGGAAUGCAAUAAUGAUAAUAAAAAUAAUAUAUGUAGUUACAAUAAAUAUGUGGCAAAACUUCCAUUGACUUUAAUCGCCUGCCCUUAGAGUAUAAUUGAGCAAAUGUCUAAUAAAUAAUGAUGAGUUUGUUUUCUCUCCCUUAGGGCCAACAAGCCAGAGAUGUCCGACAAAAUGUCAAGUUUCCUGCAUAUUGGAGACAUAUGUUCUUUGUACGCAGAGGGAUCAACAAAUGGAUUUAUCAGCACGCUGGGGUAAGUGAGCCAUUUUUCAGGUGCUGCAGGGUGUGUUUAAUGAGCUGGCAGUGGAGGAAAAAUAGGCAUGGUUGUCUAGAAGCCAACGCUGUCAUCGCCAUGUGUUUAACAGCGCUGGGUGUCUCUUUCCUUCCCUGCAGCUAUAAAUCCUUGGGAUAAGAAGUUCCCCAGGUGAGUGAAUCUGCUUCAGCAGAAUCUAAACAUUUCACUUAAGAUAGAUUUAAAAAAAACAACUGCAGCAGCUUCAUCAUCUUCAUUUUGUUGCUCAGGGCAGAAUAUUGAAGCCCGGAGCUCUGUGGUUUACUAUCUAGAUGAGGAACUGGCAGCGGAAUCCAGAGAGAGAAUAACACUAUGUUUGCUGCCCUGGACUCCAAUUUUUGAUGAAAGGUGGAUCAUGAUUAAAUAAAUAAGAAUAAAGCUAUGUUUUGAAGACAUCAGUGUUUAAAUUAGCAUAUCCUGCUAAUUCUAUCUGGGCAGAAGCACUCAAAGAGGACAUGGAGAGAUAGUCUCAAGGGCCACUUAGAGAGGUCUAGAGGGCCACAUUUGGCCUGCAGGCCUGAAGUUCCCCUCCCCUGCACUAAAUGCUGAGUCCUCUGAGUAAGUAAAGCCAGGAAAGUUGAUGAAAAAGGUUGUGCAUUGUUAAAUAUGAUUCUCUCCCCACACCUACCAACCUGUAUGUGGAAGAAGUGCUUUGGUGUAUUUUCUUUUCUUUUUUCCUAUGGAAUUACAUAAGUUUAACCUUUCUGGCCAGGGCUUCUCUCCUCCUCCUCAGCAGAAUUAAUUUGUGUGUUUUGAGGAUCCCAGUGUGAAGUUCUAGAAGCAGAUGUCCAGUACAGUCAGAGUAUAUACCUGGCUUUCGACCAAGUGAAGAUGCCUGGCGCCUGACAUCUCCACCAUCUGGGAAACAUAGGACCUGGACUGUUUUAACACACUAAUACCCCGCCUCCCCACCACCACCGGUAGAAUUCUAUCAGUUAUAUUUUAUCUGCACAAUCAGAAUGAAUUUCUGCAACCAAAAUGCCUUUUCUGUGCAGCCUGAGCAGGAGCAGUCACCAUUCAGAAAAAGAGGUCUGAAUAGGCCAAUAUAUAUGUGUACUUCCCUGGGUAAACUUAUUGUUUUUCUUUAAAUUCUCAAAGUUCUAUUCCUAGCUCAAGGUUUCAUCUGAACUAGUUGGAUGUUUAACUGAGAAUCAAUCACAGUCUGACAGUCAUUCGAAAAAAGAAGACUUUAUAGACAUCUUGCCCCCCAAAGUGGCAACUAGACGUUCUGUUUUGGUGACUGCAACCUUGCUCAGCCUUGGAUACUAUAUUUGUUCUGCCUUGGGCAGCAAACAGUCUUGAGUUGGCUAUUAACCACCAGAACACCCUGUUGGAGCAACUGUGCAAGGGUUUACAUGUUAAGAGCUCAAGAACAAUGGGAACUGAAUAUAGCUAAACACAGUAAUGAUAUUUUGUUCAAGUAAAUAUUUCUCUGAAGCUGAAUCCUGCUUAAUAUUCCUGUGAGAUGAUGACUUGAAGCUUAAUCACAGCCUUGCUUCUGUUUUUCUAAAUACAGUGCUCCAAUGGCUUUGGUUCCUAGUUUGUAAUAUACUUAAUUGCCUUUUGAACACUAAGCAAGCUGUGUAAUCUUUGUUUUGAUCAUCUGUUUGCCUGGAAUAAUGCUCUCUUGCCUAUGAUCUAUUUUUGGAACAAGGUGAAUCUUUCAGCUACUAGAAUUAGCUGUCUGGAUGCUUUUUGCAAGACUUUUUUUGAACUUCAUAAAAUUAGGGUGGCUUCUUGCUUUGAUACUCAGUUCCUCCUACCCUUUCCUGAGCAAGUCUUUCCCCAUCCUUUGAUACUUCUGGGGAGGUGGGAGGGCAGAUGCAACAGAGAAUUUCAGCAUUCACCUUUUCACGUCAUUGCGCUGUAGCAGUGAAUAGCUGUCUAGCUGAUAUUCCCUCUUGCUUUAAAGUUACAGAAGCAAUGUUCCCUAUUGCAUUGGGUGUUUUUAUCCUCCUUAUCCCCUGCUGUGGAUGAAGAUCGAGUAUGGCCUUAUUCAUAGUCUCAGCGCAUAUGUUAGUCCUGUUAAAGCAAUACUAUGGCUGAGAGCUGGACUCUUUCCUUCCUGUUUGAACUUUAGUUUAGAGGGGGGGGGGGGAGUUGUGAGGGAGCCAUAUAGGAUUUAUUUCCCUCAUAUGAAAGCCCUGGGGUGGAAGGUUGUUUUUCAUUUGUCAAGGGGGCAAGUCAUAACUGCAAGUCCUAAGCAGAAUUUCUAUGACGUGUGACUGACUGGACCACAGAAUCCAUUAAAAAUAUGUUUUUAAAAAUAACUGACAGUAUCAACAUAUCUUCAGGGCAUUACAGUGGUACCUCAGGUUACAGAUGCUUCAGGUUACAGACUCCGCUAACCCAGAAAUAAUACCUCAGGUUAAGAACUUUGCUUCAGGAUGAGAACAGAAAUCAUGGUGGCGGCACGGUGGCAGCAGGAGGCCCAAUUAGCUAAAGUGGUGCCUCAAGUUAGGAACAGUUUCAGGUUAAGAACGGACCUCCAGAAUGAAGUUCUUAACUCAAGGUACCACUGUACCUAGUUUACACAUAGUGGUGAGCUGACCAGGUGCAGAGAGAGCCAAAAUGCUUGGCUCCUCCCAGUACAUUAACUCAGUGUAGCUCAGCAGCGAAGGCAAAGUUUGGCUUAACACGUCAUCAAAUUGUGGUUAAGUGCCCCCUUCCUUCACCACAAUCAUUAGCAAAGAACAAACCAUGGGUAUAAGUCGUGAUUAAGGAGGAGAAAGCUCAAGCGUGGCAAGCUGUGUUGAGCUACAAGGAAGAGCAAAGUGGCUGGGAUCUCCUCCCUAAGAACCAGCAUGUUUACUCAUUUGUGCUAGGUCAUGAUUUGGCUCACUGCUGCAAACAUGGCCACUGAAACUAACGUUCCUAUGGACUACACAGAUUGUUGUUGAAUGCCUCCCUGGUGGAGUUAUUUUCACUUGAAGUGGCUUACAGUGUCUCCUAAGUGUGCAUACUUGGAAUUGUUCACAAUACAAUAAAAGGAUAUAUUUAUUUUAGUUUUAGACUCUCUAUUAGAGAUUUUAUCUCUACAGGGGUCACUGCUUGCCACUCAGGAAAACCCAACUGGUCAAUGGUCACCUCAACAUCGAGUGAAUGCCCUGUCUGUUCUCCAUAAAGUUCCACGUAGUAAUCCACCCAACAUUGUGCUGAUAUAGUGGCAUCUAGUGUUGAUCUUGAUUCAUUCAUGACCCGAGACACCAGAAGCCAAAACUUGUCCUCUCUUCUCUCAGCUACUGCCAAUCCUAGUUCUUGCCACUGCCUUCUCACAAAGCUUACUUUUUUGAUCUUUAGAAUUUUCUUAUAUGCUGCUCUGCUCCUUCCCAUAUUUCCCUUGUUAAUUUCGGAGGGUUUCCCCAGAUAGGUUGUAAUUGUACUUAGCAGGCAAAAGGAUAUAUAAACAAUUACAUAUAUAAUAUAUGUAUAUAAAACCACUGCAUAUAUUGUAAAUUUUUUUCCAUUAACUCUUCUCACGAACCAAGGGCGUUUUUAUUGGAAUCUUAUCUCUAUUAUGGUCUUCCUUGCUUCACAUUGCUACAGAAGAAAAAUUAUUGAGACUGGAAGAGCAUGCUGGGAAAAUAAAAAUUUAGAAGGGGAAGAAGGCCAAGAUGGCACCUCAUCUUCUGCCUUCCUAAAUCUGCAGCUGAACUCUAUCACUUUGAGACCCUGAAAUUUGCCAUUAGAAUGUCUUCAUGAAGUAUCCCUGCCUUGGCUAGUGGAACACUGGGAUAGACAAUAGACUUUCUUUACAGUACUUGGUCCACCACAUGAAGGUGCCUUCUGAAUGUCAGAGGAUUAUCAAUAGAUGAUGAGAAUGGAUUUGAGCACCGUGAUGUACAAUAAUAGUGGUUUCUUCUCCUUUCCUGUUUCUCUGCAUCAAAGUAUGUCUGAAAUACUCCCUCUCUGGGGACUUUCUGUCUUCCAUGUCAGACAGGCAGGGACUUAGAGCAGAACCUUCUUUCUGGUGGAAAGCAUUUCCAAAGAGGUCUUAAAAAUAAAUAAACGUCUUUUGCUGUAGUCCAUCAGGCUAAGGCAAUUUUAUUCAGACUGGCAUAUGGAAUAUGAGACUUUAUGGAUGCUCUGCUCAUUUUUACAAAGUUGAUACACUAUUUUAUAACCGCGGAACGCCUUCUCCAGAGAGAGUGGCUGUCAAAUAUUCCUUGUGCUUUAAUAGUCUAAUGAAAACAUACCUCUUCCACCUGGCUGACUGCUACAAAUGUAACUCUUUUUGUUUUAUACUUUGCAAUGCCUCUUUAAACUGCAGUAAAUCAAGAGAUACGCUGUUAUUUAUUGAUCACCAAAGUCCAUUUUAUUACUGCAAACAUAAUAAUUAGAGGGAAAGAAAUUCUGCAGGUGACGACCAGCUCAUCAGCUUCUGGGGUCAAAGUAAAACAGGCUCAAUUAUUCCUUUUGCUAAGUUAGUUUGGUAAUGUGAGCCGUUGUUAGAGUCUGUGUGGGGUAGUUGUUAAAAGCUACCAUGUUGGUCUACAACUGGGGAGACCUGCACUCAGAUUCCACUCAGCUGCAGAACUCACUGGGUCAUUCAGUAUAUUUUUCAUCCUAAAUUUACUUCACAAGGUUGUUGUGUAGAAGAAAUGCAGGGGGAGGGAUGAAAACGGAGGGGGAAGAACUCUGCAGCUAGCUUGAGCUCCUUGGAGGAAAGAUGAGAUACAAAAGAAGGGAAAAAAGGCAUAAUAGCUCUAGUUCAAGAUGGUUGAUGGCUGCGUAAGCAGCCACUGGGCAAAUCUGUUUAUCCUUCUAGCCAAGGAGAGCGGCUGAAAUGAUGGCAUUUCAGAUUGGGAGCUGGUUGAACUAUAUGUUGAACUUUGACUGUAUGUGUGAGAAGAGUUACAUCAGAGUCUCUAAAGAUUGAGGGAAGCUUUUAGCCACUUGAAUGUCACUUGGUUGACUGUAAACAUCUCUCAUGCAAGCAAGACUUGGAUAGGAAUAUAUUGGAAGGAAUUCAGCGUCAUGCUGAGGUAAUUGUUCCAUUUGGGCUAGCAUUGCAGCUUGCCGGAUGGAAUUAUCUCCCCUCUCCUCUUCCCUUGCACUGUUUGGGCUGGCGUUGGGGGGUUGGAAGAAGCCAAAUUCAAGGGGGAAGAGCCUCAUUGCACAAGUCCAUGGAGGGCUUCCAUGGACAGGACUCACACUUCUUUUGUUUGUGGCAGUAACUUCCACUUGUUAAAAAUGUCAGGCAAUUAAUACACCGCUUCUCAGGCAGACCUCACAAAGCUGUUUAUGAUAACAGUAAGCAGUUUUGGGAGUGGGUUUUAAAUAACAGGGCUUUUUUGUGGCACUACUCACAAGUAUGGAGUACCCUCGCCUCUUAUUUUGCUGCCUAUGGCGGCCAUUUUGUGCUGGCACCCGUGGCAUUUUUAUCAAUGUAUGAAUAGUGGCACCUUCCUUUUUACCAAAAUGAAAAGCAGUGAAAAGUGUUAUACUGAAAUGGAGAAGACAGCUGUUGAGAAGUAGCUGCCAUUGCCUCUUUUACUUUCCCCUGGGCAAGGUGGUCCCGAAGAAGCGCCUGUGGUAACUCUUGGAGGUGGGAGUGGUCACUCAGGGAGCCAAGUUCAGAUUUAUUUCUUGCAUAUUUUUUUGAUACCUUACCAUGGGUUCAUAACAUUUAAAUUAAUUGAAUUAAAAUAGCUCCAUUAGCGUGUCAGGUGAAGUAGAGUUCAUUGAACUAAAUUCCAAAGUGAGGUGGUUUAAAAAAAAAUCAAAAACAUGUUUGGACAUUUUUUCCUUUUUCCACGGAAUUCAGAAUGGUGUGCAUGGUUCACCUCUAUAUUUUAUCCUCUCAACAGCCCUGUGGGGUAAGUUAGGUUGAGAGGUAGUGACUGGCCAAAAUUCUUCAGUCAUUUUGUUUUGUGACUCAGGUGAGGAUUCAAAUAUGUGUUUCCACAUUCUAGUCAGUCUUUCUCAACCUCUGCACCACACUAGCUUACAAGCGUGUGAAGAAAACACAAAGCAUCUUUAAACCGUCUGUUGAAGCUGUUUAGAAAUCAGUCAUUGCCUUCUUCAGUUUUCAUUUGGAGACCAGUAAUUUCCUUAUAAUAGGACUUUUAAAAUGGUGUCUGUCCUAAACGACAUCCGUAUUCUGUCAUCCGAAGUAAUCCAGAUAAAUGCUUACUUGUGUAUCAGAUUCUCAUCUCUGUGCAAACAAGGGCAUUUGUAUUCUGAAAGGUGUAAUGUUUAAGUCAGUCACAAAUACCUUUAUUUCAUGUUUUGUGAUAGUUUCCAUGUGCGAGAAUCAGAGUAGUUCCACCACAGGUUUUAGCAAUUACUUGGCCUGGAUUUCUCGGCAAGCUGAGUCUGUGUAUGCAGCUAUAAAGCAUUACAACAGGUCUUGCUCUACAUUUACAGUUUGCAUUGGGCCUGUUUCAAUAAAACUUUUGCAUUUACUAUAACUUCUCUGCGUCUUCCUGGGUCCAGGAAGUACACUGCAAAUAUCCGGAUCUUUCUCCCUUCCCCCAAUGCCGUAAAUCUGUUGGAUGGUAGCCUACCUGUCACUGAGCAGGAGACACAGGAAGUGGUACUGAACAAAAUCUAAUUUUGUUCAGGGUCAUAAUGAGCACAGUAAUUAUUUGGGUACAUCAUAAGCCUCACAGAAUCUUGACAUGAAUUCAUAAAAUUAUUCAUAAAGUGAGUGUGCUGGACUAGCUCAGUGUCUUAAAACCAGUACCGCGUACCUUGAAGAUGGUACAUGUUACCAUGUACUUAUGAACAAUGCCUCUGAUGUAAAAAAUGACCUGGAGUUUUGAUACUGAAUAUUUUGGUUUUUGUUUUCCAAUCCAUCUAAGGAUCAGGGACCUGAUCUCUCAUUUCUCCACUUAACAGAAGAUGAAUCUGCACAUUUAAUCAAAUAGAAAAGUCACACACACACACACACUUUACUGACCACAUUAAACCUUGACUUAUAUACUUAACCUAUUUUAUUGAGACUAUUAUUUUAUGCUUAACAAGGUUUGCGGUAUCUAUGUGUUGCACAGCAGGAAGAAAAUGAACUCCACUCUAAUCUUUGAAGAAAGGUGACUUUUGAACAGUGACUGGGUUUUAGUUCAACAUUUUUUUAAGGAAGAUGGUAAAAGGGACAGUCAAUUCUGUGUAGCUCAAAAUCUUGUGAAAAGUAAACUUUCCUUUAAACUUCAUUGGCCAUUUUUUUCAUGUCACUGGUUCUCUGCCUUCUGUGGGACUUCAGUUUUUGGAUAAAACUAUGCUCCAGUAGCAGAUGGUGUGGUGCAGCAGCAGUCAGCCUUGUUGGUGAUGCUUACCUUACCUAGAGGUAGAGGGGGCAUGGUGGGCAGCAAGGUCAGGUGCUGAAUUGGCUCCCCUGGUGCAUUUGCACCAUGCUGCCUUCUCUUCCCCUUCCGCAUAAGCAGCAGUGAUGUGAUCAGCCAGAGGCCAAGUGAGUGCAGCCAUCCCACCCUGCCAUCUGCUUCUGCUGCGCUCAUUCUUCUUUGCUGCCCUAGGCUUCCAAACAUUUAGUGUGGUGCAAUCCAGGGUGUUAACCUAUUCAUGUAGCAAUCAUUUGUCCACUGUAGGUGUGAUGAAGAGUAGGUUUGAGCCUAUUGUCCUUGCCUCUAACCUAUUAGGUCUAAACAGAAUUUGCAUGACUACAAAUGAUUGGAGUGCCAAUUUUUCUCCAGGGUUCCCAAUCCCACGGAAAGCUAGGACAGUUUUCUCACAAUCGUUUAAAUGUUUUCCAUUUUCUCUCUCUUUUAGACUUGUGGAUGACCGGUGUGUUGUACAGCCAGAAACAGGGGACCUUAACAACCCUCCCAAAAAAUUCAGAGGUGAGAUUUCUCAGCCAUCUGCUUAAAUGUUGAUACGAUACUUCUUUGUACUUGGGUCUAGCUUGUCCAAAAUAACAGCUGCGCAUAUGAAACAAUAGUUUCGGUUAUUUGUUUGCAAUAUAAUGGUGUUUUGUUUUUUGGGUUGAGGCUCCAAUGUUGGUGUUGGUUGCCAAUACAAAGAGUAUUGCCCUGAAGAAGCCUUGCACAUUUGUUUUUAUUGUACUUUAGCAGACUGACUUACCUCUUCUAAGAACCCACAUAAAUCUGAGAAUGUGCAACAAGACAUCUUUGUGACUAACAGGAUGUCUGUGUAGUUUCACUUGCUUUUCUCCAGGUGUGAAGGAUAAUACUCAUUCUAGGAUUGAAUAAACAAGCAAAAAAAGAUGGGUUGGCAGACCAUUGACUGACUCAGACAUGACUCUUGGCUUAAUCUCAGCAGUGUGUUGUGAACUUACAACCUUUCUCCUUUAAAUUUUUAUUUUAUUUUUGCAAAUUGUGGGCUUUGUCACGGGAAUUAACCUAGUUCUUUUUAAACAGCAACUUUUCAGUUCACAAAAGUAAAAUGGAGAUAUAACACUUGGUCUUCUUUUUUGAGGCAAAUCUUGUUAUAGUUUUUUUAAUGUGUUUUAUUUACUCCUUCUGGCACUUUGAAGUGACUGAAUUCAAUCAUCCUCCAUGGGGAUAUUAAUUGAAUUAGUGAUGCUGCUGGGUAUUCUCAUUUGACUUUGAUUUUCAAUGACAAAACACUCUGGUUUAUAAAAGAGGACUCUUGAAUAAAGGUAACACAACUGUUAAAUUCUCAUCCAAGGAGUGUCCAGUAAGGCAUUUAUAUCCUAUAUUCCUAGGUGAAACACAUUUUAUUUGGACCAUCUUAGUAUGAUAGAUUCUCCCCCCCCCCCAAACCAACCAUCCUACUACAAAAUUAUGUGUGUACUGAGUUGGUUUCACUGCAGUGGUGGAAUUAUGUGUUCCACACAAAAUUAAACCAAUGUUGUGUUGAUGGAACCUGAGUACUUAAAGGAGGUGUGAGUGGGUGGAUGUUUAAUGGGGUGCUUCAGACUAAAUGGAAAUAAAAGAUCAUCAUAUAGUGAGAUACACCGGGGGCGGGGGGGUGUAAUUGCUGUUUCAUGCAUAACACAGUAGCUUCACAUCUUGUUUUCAAGCAACCUAUACUUGGGUUAUUAAUCCCAGCUGAGGGUGUACUACUACUAUUAUUACUACUACUGCUGCUGCUGCUGCUGCUGCUACUAAUAAUAAGAAUAAUAAUGCAGAAACUACCUCUGUGUAGUAGUAGUAGUAGUACUGCUGUAUGAAGCAUUGUUUAUGACUUAGAGCUAAUGGUUUGGACACAUACCUAGUAAUUGCUGGAGGAAAUGCAAGGUCUACUCAGUAGGGAACUCUGCAAUGCCCGCUUCAAAUGUAACUAGAUAUCAUGUGUUUUCUUACUAUGUGAACAAGCUGCACCAAGUCUUGGGUUUGUGUGCUUCUCUUCCCCACCCCACCCCCACCCCACUCCACUCCACCCCACUCCUUUUAUGCAUCAAAGGGCACAAUGAGAAGUUUUCACUUCCACUUUACACAAACAGUUCUCGUUGUAUCUGAAACUGGAGAAGGAGGGGAUUAAACUUGGUGAGAGCAAACCAGGUUCAAACUGUGGCUUUUUGGACAAGCCACACUUCCAUUAAUUCAAACAGAAUGGCGGGCUGUGGUUUGUUAAAAAAAACCCUGGAAGCCUACAGUUGCCCUUUAUAGCUGUGGAAAAAAAGGAGAUGGGAGGAAAGACCAUGUGAACCCAAAGCUCACCACACCCAUUUGAUUCCCAUAUAUUCUCACACUUCCAUGUGUGUGUUCAUGUGUCGGAAGAGAAUAAGUGCUUUGAUGGAAUAUAGAACACUGUAGAUUACUAAGAGGCAACAAUGGAAGUAAUUAUUGAUAACCUGUGGACCCUAGUGAUGUCAUUGCUGCAUCCUAGCAUGGUGAGGUGGUGUUUUGGGGGCACUGGUGGGAGCACAGGGUUGACUCCGUUGGCAAAACUAAUCAACACCUUUAUCCUUCAAUAUAAGCAGUUUUCACUGUAAAAAGGUAGUGGGGUGCAUUGUUGCUUCCCAUGACCUAUGAAUAAGUAUUGGGCAGCUACAGUCAAAUUAGGAUUCCCGGUUGCAGGCAUGUUGUUCGAGCUUCAUGUGUUUGUUAAAAGAAACAUGCUAACACUUGUAUGCUACUGCAUAAAAUGUAGAGUCCCACACUCUAGUCUCAUUUCUUUAGAUGAGGCGGAGGGAGGAAAAAGAUGGUCCCUUUAUUAUCUACAUUGCUUUUAGCAGUUCAGAAUUAUUCCAAAGAAGCUGGUAUUGCUUUUUAUCUGCGCUGUCAUGCGUGUGUGUGUUUCAGCAGCGUACUGCUUGACUAGCAUACUGUUGCUGCAGAUUCAGCCAUGGCACCUUUGUAAUUAUCCACGAGUCUGUUUGGGAUAUGAAAAUGAGUGGUUGUUGAGUUUCUUCUCUGGCAGAAUAAGACUUGGAAGGCUCUUUUUGUCUCCAUGAUGACUUCUUGUUCAUGUGGAUCUUAAAUUAUUGUGUUAAGAAUUUGUAUUUUAUCAAAUCAGGAAAUUGGUUGAAAUGUCAGAUGGUUUAAGAGGGAAUUUUUUUAUGAUAUCUGUUCAAUCCUGCUUUCCUUUUGGUUAUGAUAAUUUAUCCCAUUCAUUAGAGAUAAGAGAGAAAUUCAGUUCAGUUUGCAUUUAAAGGCAAACUUACCUAAUUUUCACCGUCUGAAAUAUGACGACACAGCCAUCUAUUGGAAUUUGUACUUCUCUGAAUUUUGCAAUGCUGUUCUCUAGUCUAGCCAAUUAAUGUGUACGAAAAUGCAUAUACUAGCAUAAUGUGUGCAUUAUAGUAGUGAAAAUUACAUACAAAAUGCCCUAUUUUGCAGAACUUGUGCUGUUACAAGUAUAGUAAAGGUAAAGGGACCUCUGACCAUUAGGUCCAGUCGUGACCGACUCUGGGGUUGCUGCGCUCAUCUCGCUUUAUUGGCCGAGGGAGCCGGCGUACAGCUUCCGGGUCAUGUAGCCAGCAUGACUAAGCCGCUUCUGGAGAACCAGAGCAGCGCACGGAAAUACCGUUUACCUUCCUGCCGGAGCAGUACCUAUUUAUCUACUUGCACUUUGACGUGCUUUCAAACUGCUAGGUGGGCAGGAGCAGGGACCGAGCAAUGGGAGCUCACCCCGUCACAGGGAUUCGAACUGCCGACCUUCUGAUCGGCAAGUCCUAGGCUCUGUGGUUUAACCCACAGCGCCACCUGCUUCCCUUUUACAAGUAUGGUACAUCAUACUUAAUUUGCACUUGUAAGAAAUUGAUCUUUUAAUGUGGAAGUGUACAUAGUUUAGAACUCACUGCCUAUUGGCAGGCACCUUCAUUCUACACUUCUCAGUGUUUUAUUUCUUUUUAGCUACUGUUGAUUUGAAUAACCCCUUGAAAAAAGAAAGUGAAGUUGACAAAUUUGCCCAUUCCUGCCACCACUAGAGUUAAUUCUAUGCAGGUAUUUUGCAUGAGGGCUCUCUGUUGCUGGCAACUCUGUUCUACAUAUUGUUCAAUUCUACAAGAGCUGGCUGUGUUGCCGCAACCUUAAUGGCUGACAUACUCACUGCAUCAGGAGGUUUCUGAUUUAUUACAUUUUUAAUCCCAACAUUCCUUCAAGGAACUCAAUAUGCUGUGCAUGGUUCUUUUCUUUCCAUUUCUUCCUCACAAAAACCCUCUGAGAUAUAAGUUCGGCUGAGAGGCAGUGACUGCCUCAAGGUCACCCAACAAGUUUCAUGGCUGAGGGCGGACUUGAACCCUGGAAUCCAAGAUUCUGGUCCAGAGCUAUAUCAUACUAGUAGGAUCCUGAUCAGGCUUUUGUCUCUGCCAUAAUAACAACACAAUCCUGUACUUGUCCUCUCAAAAGUAAGCCCAGGUGAGUUCAGUGGGGCUUAUUCUUGGAUAAUUGUAUAUUGGAUUGCAGCCCAGGUUUGCUGAGUUUGGUGUCUUUUACAGCCUGUUGUUAUGCCUGCUUAAGUUUCUUUGUAUUCCUUUUUAACCAGGCCUUUGCCUGACUUGAUCUACAUCCUAUGCACUUUUUAAAAUGCUGGCUCUUUUUGGGAUUUUUAAUUGGGUUGUUGUUUUUGUUUUUAUUUUAUGUAUUUUAUAUUUUAUGUGAACCGCCCUGAGACCUCCGGGUAUAGGGUGGUAUAGAAAACAAAUAAAUAAACAAAUCAUUUUUUGUUUACUCUUGGGUAAUUUUGCAAUGGAUUGCAAUGUUAACCUUUACAGUGGCAUAUUUAACUAUUUGUGUAUUUUAAAUAACAUGUGGAAUAAGCUUAUUUCAUUUACCUCCCCUGUAGCUUUCAGAACUCUUGACAAACACAAGGCAAUCUUGUGAGUUUAAGCCUGUUUUGCAGGUAGCACGUAAUGUGAAGCCAAACCACAGUUUAGUGUGAAAGAGCAAACAUGCAGGUUCUCAGAGAGAAGAUCUUGGCCACCUCACUCCCCCACUGAUCCUGCUGCUGCUGCAUGAGCUACCAUGCUACCUGGGCCUUAUCAGUUCAUCUGAAUCCUGGUCUUGCUGCAGACAAACCAUGAGCAAUAAAACAAGGACAACCCUUGGUUACAACUUGUGGUUUCUCUGAAGUGAAGCAAACCAUGAGCCCAGGUAUAAUGCUGAGGCAAACCAUGGAUUAGCCUUGGGUGGUGCAGCAGGAGCAGGACCUGGGCAGGAGUACAUUGCCCAUGGUUAUUUUCUCUCUCUAGGAACCCACAGCUUUGCUCCUCCAUACUAAACCAUGCAUCACGAGCAAGCCAGAUCAUUAUUUCCUUAAAAAAACCCCCAAAAACCUGUUCAGCAAUUCUCAAGCUGCAGUAGCUUGCGGUUCCGUAAUGUAGGGGUUCUGCAUUCAAGAAUAUACUAACUUGCAGAAUUUAUGGGUAAACCUCACCUUGUAUCUGCCACAUCCAUGGCUGUGAGACUUGGGUAUAUGUUCCAACUGAUUAUGACGAAUUUUUCCACAAUUUUCCUACUAAAUCACACCUUGAUCUGGUUCCCUCUAAACUCCUUAGUAUCUUAACAUUCUGAAACAUGAGCACACUUGGAACCAAAAUUUCCAAACCACCUUCAGUCUAGUUUGCAGCCCUAAAGUAUGGCAGUAUUUUGGUGUCGUAAAAGGAUGAUCUAAGCACUUUGUGGACCAUUGUGCAAGGUGUUUCUAGCAGCAUGGAACCACCUGGUUGUGACUGGGAGUUGGCAUUAUUUCCUCAAGGCUUGUGGAGAGCUGUUGCCAUCAGCUGUCCAGGAAGAAUGUCGUAGAGCAUCUUUGUGCUGGAAUGUUAACAGCUUUCUUCAGUUGUGAUAGGGAUCUAGGGUGAUGAGCCCUUCAGAAGCUGGUAAUUUAUUUGUGGUGCUUCCCUUUAGUUCAGUAACAUGCACCGCAUGGCUCUCUGUAUCUAAUGGAUAAUUCCAUAAGUAAACCAUUUCUUUCUCCCUUGGAGAUCUAUUGUGACAGAAAUGUUCAUCACAUAGUCUACCGAAACUCUUUCUAUGAACUUGUGCUUAGUACGGUUGAUUUAGAGUCAAUUGUGCCUUAUGUUGCUAAGUGACACAAUUUUUAAAGCAUGUUGUUGGAAGGAUGGAGUCCAUGAAAUGUAUAUAAUGAGGGAAAUCCUCAUAGCGAAACUUAUGGCAAGGAGUUUUCAAUUCUGUUUGGCUCUUUGACACCAAACCAUACCAUGUUUGCUGAGGUUUCCAAAUACUGGUAUCAUGCAGUUUUGUUUUUUGUUUUUUGUUUUAUAUAAUGUCUGCUUAGUAGGGUAUAACUACUGCUGAGUGUCUAAACAAAAAAAACCAACAUAUUUUGGAGAGGUGUCAAAAUGCUAGAUAGCAUGGAAAAGUUCUGCUUAGCUUUGUGCAUCAUGCACAGUUUACUAGAUUAUGAAAUUAAAAGAAGUUUAGGACCAUGUCAAAAGUUUAGCACACAGAAACACACACACACACAGAUUUCCUGCUACAAAUUGGACAAUGAACACAGAAGUCUAUAGGUUUUUCCAGCAGACCAGCUGAUUGACCUCAGAGGCUAUAGUUGCAUACGCCUGACUUCUCAGUAUUCUUACUGGGUCCUUUUUAAACAUGCUCGGCAGUUUUUAUCUUUGUGGGGCUAGUAUCUGAUUCAUGUUGCUAUGUACUUUGAAGGCCACAGGUGAAUAUAGCAACAUUGGCUGCUGGGUGAUUAUUUGACAAGCUAAGGGAGCGACAAGUUUGCUUCUCGUUCCUUCUGCCCCAAGAUCACCAAGAUCACUGUGACGUCAGGGAACCUUGAAAUGAUUGCACAGCGAAAGUUCAAGCACUCCCUACCAUUUCCCCAGUUUGAGACAUGAUGUGAUUUGUCUCAUCGCUACCAUCUCUAUGGCUGUUACAUCACAAUCAUAGGUCACAACACAUUCUGCGUGGCACUGACAAUUGGUUUACCAACUUGUAGCCUUCUAGAUGAAACUGGAGUCUUGUGAAUGAUGUCACUGGUUACUAUAGGAGUGCAGUGUAUGCUCUAGGUCCAAGUUAGAGGACCAGAGUUACCUCCAUAUUAGGCUGCUCUCUGACUCAGAUACUAGUUUAGCAGACUGACAAAAUCCCCUUAGAUAUCAAAACGACUCUUGGGCUUAUACGUAAUAGGCUUCUGUGGAUAACAUGUUUGCAUUUCUGGCUCAUUCAGGGCAAAACAGAACUUUAUAACUGUCGGAAUCCCAAUAAGUCUAGACUCAUUACAAGGUUAGAUCUCUGGUAGGUAUUUUUCUGCAAAGGCUUAAGCAUUGUUUGCUAAAACAUUCCAUAAACUAUUAUGCUGCAAGUUUGUGGCCUCCAAUACAAGUAUUUAAUGUAUCUUUAAACAUAGCAGUUCAGAUUAUACUGUACUUUGAUUCCAUUUUCAACAUGUUUGGGCCCCUCUGCUAGUUUUUGAAAGGAAGAGGGGGAAAGUUAUCAUUUUGAAACCAUGGGUUGGCUUUGCAUACUAAAUUUUUGAAUCUCUGACUUUUCAGUUCAGCCCGCGUUUCCAGAAACUUGGGUAGAUUGAUGCUUUCUUGUCUGACCACAUGGGAAGUUUCUGAAGUGUUAUGAACUUCUUCUUGGGUGGUGUCAUGGUGAUGCUAAUGUUAGGCUGAGAGAAUGGCCUGGAGGACAUGAUGCAGUUCCUGUAACCUACCUUCAAGGAAGCCCCUUGAGAAAUGUAGGUAGAGCUCCGUGGAGUGCAAUGCAUGGAGAUAUAAGACUUAAGAAAACAAAAUCAAAUCAAAUGUCUUGUGCAUAUCCAAUAACAAAUUUUCAGCUUAGGUCUAACCUUGUUGAUGUUGACUUUGAUGUUAAUAAUGUUAGAGGCUGAAGCUUUCCUCUUCUUCUGUUUCAUCUGCCUUUAGUGAACUUAGAGUGCCGCAUGAAUUGGGGCUGCAUUCCCGCAGAUUACAACUUUGUGGGAACUGAACACCUUCCUUCAAGUUCGUUUCUUUCUACACUUAUGAGAAGGAAGGGCAACAUAUCCACCAUAUUGUAUAUAUUUAUUUAUUCUUGCUGCUGCCCUCUCCAAAUGUUCAACAUGCAGGAUGAGAAACAUCUGGUCCUCUAGCUGUUGGCCUCCAACUCUCCUCAUCCUUGACCAUUGGUCAUUUGGGCUGGGGCCAAUGGGAGAUGGAGUCCAAGGAUGUCUGGAGGGCCAGAAAUGUUAAAGAUGAAUGUGGCAAUAAGCAUUUAAGUUCCUUUUUAAUGGUUCCUUUUUCUCCAGUAUGGAAAUAAACUGUAAAGGUACUGCACGUUUGUUCCUUUGAAAUACAAGCUACAGCAGAGAUGACAGCGGCAAAUGUGAUAAAAUUGAAGCUUAGGGAGCAGCAUAGAGAUGGGAGGUUUAAUUUGGCAUUUCUGAACAUCUAAAUCUCCCCAAAUUGAAAGAAAAAAAGGCAAAUGUGUUACUUGGUGUGUCUGGACUGCUGCGGUUUGCUGAAGCAGCGUACACAGUAGGAUUUAGAAUGACUGAACAUUUUAGCCCUUGUAAACAGCUGAUUUCUAUUCUUAAAUGAAAGUGAGAUAUAUUCAGACAAUAGGAAUGAAAAAGCUAUAGGUUCCAAACGUAAGUAGAAUUAAAAAAAAAUUCAAAAGUGUUCAGGGAGUAGUAUAUGUGGGAUUGUUCUAUUUUGCCUUUUAAAUAGCUUGCAUGGCUUGCGAUGAUAGUGGGCUGAUGAUGGUGACAUCAGUGCCGUUCAUUUAGGACACUAUUAUACCACUUUGACAAUCAUGGCUUCCCUCAAAUAAGCCUGGGAAAUGUAGUUUAACCCCCCCCCCCACAGAGCUAUAAUUCCCAGCACCCUUAAACCAAAGUUCCAAGGAUUCUUUGGGGGAAAGCAAUGUGUUUUAAAUGUGCUGCUGCUUUCAAUGUGUGGUGUGGGUGUGAAGGAUGAUGCAGAACAAAGGAGAGCACUGUGUCAUAUUAAGAACAUAGAGUCAUGCCAUAUACCAGGCUGGCUAGGCAUCUGUAGCAGUUCUCGAAAGUCCUUCUAGCUGGAGAUAGCAUGGAUUGAAACUGGGACAUCCUUCAUGCAACACAUAUGCGAUGACGCUUACCUAAGAAUUAGGGUUAAGUGAACCCUUGUGAAUCAAGUUGUGCUGCAGGGCCUAAAAGCUACCCAGUUUACUUCAUGACUGCCUCUAGCUGUGACCCCUGCUGAGUAGAUUUGAAAUACGCUUGUAAGGUGGUAUUGUGCAGGGUGAAGGGAGACAUUGACAAGAUCUGCCUCUAAAUAACUGGGAAACAAUGAAUACCAGUGGUAGCCAGUUUAAAAUUGGUGAGUGUGUAUUUAAGGAGCUUAUUUAACUCCUCCCUCCCCCUCCAACCUUCUUCACUUUUGCAAAGAAGCACAUAAUGUUUUGGGUAGGGCUGAGGGCAACCAUGCCAAAAGGCUGAGUUAGCUAUAAAGUAGAACACUCCGGCAAAUAAAUCUAGCUCCAGCAUUGUAGACAAAGGCAUAUUGCAGAUUUGUUGCCAUAGCUGCUGUGUAAAAUCUGACCUUAACUGCAGUAACACUAUGUUAGAAAGAACUAGAUAAUCAGUUUUCUAAAAUUAGUGUGUUCCCUACUUAAUAAGCUGGUAUGAGCAAGAUAUUUAAUGAAAUAUUAUACUUGGUUACAAUAUGCCAUGGGACUGAAAUACUUUGGAUCUAUGGGGAGUUGAGCUCAGGACGGCUUAGCCUCACUUAUAGCUUCAUAAAAGCCAUUAAAAGUGCAUAAUGAAGUGUGACUGUGAAAAUAAUGUUCAGGUGGUCUGAGUAUCUUCCCUGAAAGACUAAUGGUGGAAUCCAGUAUAGCGCUAAGGAUUUCUGCUUGAGCAAUGGAAGAUUCCCUGCCUCCCUCUGCGUGACCCCCAAAUCUGUUGUAAAUAUUUCCCCAGCCCUCUGGAGCUGAUUUGGGAAGGGGUCAGGGUAUAUGCUAAGGUUACCAGACGUCCCUGUUUUGUGGGGACAGUCCCCGGAUUUACAAAUCAGUCCCCUGACAAAAUCCAUCUAUUUAGUAGGAAGUUGAAAAGUGUCCCCGGAUUCAUUGAAAAAAAUCUGGUAACCUUAGUAUAUGCCAGAGAGGAGAGAAGGAAAAGUCUUGAUUCACAAAUGGGGAAAUCCUUCUGCUGAUAGGAUGAUACAGUCGUACCUUGGAAGUUGAACGGAAUCUGUUCCGGACGUCCGUUUGACUUCUAAAACGUUUGAAAACCAAAUCGCAGCUUCUGAUUGGCUGCAGGAAGCUCCUGCAGCCAAUCAGAAGCCCCGGAAGCCCCACUGGAUGUUUGGCUUCCAAAAAUAGUUCGCAAACCGGAACAGUCACUUCUGGGUUUGCGACAUUCACGAGCCAAAACGUUUGGGAACUAAGCUGUUCGAAAACCAAAGUGCGACUGUAUAUUGUUAACAAAUCUGUGUAGGCCAAUCCUAGUCAUAUCUACUCAGGAGUUCUAUUUAAUGAGCUUACUCCCAGGGUUAGGACUGCAGCCUACGAUUUCAGGGACUAUAAGUCCAGAAUCCUGCACAAAUUUGGUGUACGCAGGUUGCCCACCUUUAGCUUUCUGAAUUAGGGAUAUUCAGAACACAACAAAUUGACAUUUUCAAGGUUGGUUCCCUGAUGUUCCUUCCAGCUGAGAUUGUAACAUACCAAAACAAAUAAAAUAAAAUAAAAUAAUAAACAACUGACAAAACACAUGGUUGUGUACAGAAUGUUCAGUUCUCAGCAUACUUAUGGCAGACAACAUAACACUACACUUACUUAGCUUUGUUUUAUUUUUAAAAAGCAAUAUUUCCUUUCCUCUCUCAAAUAAGCACUUUUGAAAGAGGAGACAGGGCUGUUUGAAAAUCAUUAAGGCAAGUAAUCCUUCCAUAUAUGUGUAUGCAUAUCCUGUUCCUAGUAGGACUGUUAGUUCCUGAAAUAUGAAUUCAUACAAAGUAUGACUGGAUUGCAUCCUUGCUAUCCGCAUUCAUAAUGCAUAUAUGUUCAGCUUUUACAACAAUAUAUCCAAAUGUUUUAGUAUAUUUCCUUUUCUUAGGAAAGGGGGAAACCGUGAACAAAAUAUGGGGAAGGAAUGCAUGUAUGUGUGAUAAGUUUUAUCAAUUUGUACAAGUACAGUGCAAAUGAUGGCAGGCUCUGCAAUUCUGUUCUCUUUAUGAUCCCACCUCUGUACUACAGUGAGUAAGCAUUCAUGGCCUGAUACUCUCACCACUUAAUACAUUAUUACACUAAGUGAAACUAAUGGCAUCACUACCUGGUGCAUUCAACAAUUAUUUAUUUUUAAAUUUUCUAUACUGCCCUUCAUCUAAUGAUUGCAGGGCAGUUUACAAUAUAAAAAUACAAAAAUACACACUAUAACAACGAACAAAACAAUAACCUUCCCCUCAGAUUAAAAGGCCAUUGACUUCCUGCUUUCAAUGUUGUUCUGCUUUUCCCCUUUGUCUUCUCUUUCUCUCUACAGUUUCAGUACACCUGCUUGUGCAACUGUAAUUAUAUCUGUAUAGCAAAACCAUCCAGUCCUUGACUUCUGUCCUUGAGUAUGCUGGUUUCAGUCAUUUUGUUAUGCAAGCUAUGAAAACCUGCCUGUCCAGUUCGUCUGUGCUGGAGACUUUCCCUGUAUUCAGUGCGUAAGCUCUGGAGGUGAAUUUAUAGUUUUCACUAACAGCAUAGCAAACCACAGAACGAAUGUUGUGUCUUCAAAGAUAAACAGCUUUUAUACAAACAUUAGGUAUGCUUCGGUUGCAGAGCGACCCCAUCUAUUGUGACUUACUGGUGGAUUUCAGCCUGGGGAAAAAUAGAACUUUCAGAACUUACCAUACUUAAUCAUCCUUAAUAGUUAAGGAAUAUAGUGCAUCAUCAAGUGGCCCAGUGGUGGUUUUUACUUGCCAACACUUGGGCAUGUCCUGACGGUUGCUUCACUCGCCUCUGAUUUUAGAUGCCAAAGCUCCUUGCAUUGCAUGUUGACUGCAGUAACCGACACAAAGCAAUUUAUUGAGGCUGUUUUCUCUUUUCUCUGCUGCGAGGAGUUACUGCUAUGUGUUAAAUAAGCAAAACUGUUCAUCCAGCGGAGAAACAUUUGAUAAAGCAAUUGUUGCAAAUUCGAGUCAGUUCUCUGAAAUUAUGAGAGUUCAUAAAUAGAAACCAGUGGCUCCAUAGUUCUAUGAACAAAGGGCCAUGUAUCUUUGGCUUGGCUUUUGUGUUGGCUCUUAAUUGCCACCCCCCCCCCGAGUGUUGUGGCAUGUGCCAAGACCUUAAGGGAAGGGAGAGGUGUUUCCUUAGGUUUCACGUUGGGCUUCUACUGAAUGGAGAGCAAAAUCUAUUUCUCCCAAGUUCUCUGCAAGUACAGUGGUACCUCGGGUUACAUACACUUCAGGUUACAUAGGCUUCAGGUUACACACUCGGCUAACCCAGAAAUAGUGCUUCAGGAUAAGAAUAGAAAUCGGGCUCCAGCGGUGCGGCGGCAGCAGGAGGCCCCAUUAGCUAAAGUGGUGCUUCAGGUUAAGAACAGUUUCAGGUUGAGAACGGACCUCCGGAACGAAUUAAGUACUUAACCCGAGGUACCACUGUAAUGGAGAGUUUGCAGAGCAAAUCUUUCUGCUUGGGCUGUGGGACAGGAGUAGCUGCUGGAGUGAGGGGAAGGCAAAUGUUGCUGUUGACUUAUCUAGUAGAUUUGUGGGAGCCUCGCAUGCUGCAACUGUUUGCCUGCAUUUAUUUAUUAGAAAAUUGUUACCCAAUCAAAAUCAGAUCUAUCACUGAUUUUUGUUUCGUUUUUGGAUCGAGCAAUAUUGCCUUGCAGGAUAGAUUUAUGACUUCUGGUACCUUCAUGUGGUACCAGAGCCAGUGUGGUGUAGCGGUUAAGAGCGAUAGACUCUUAAUCUGGGGAACCGGAUUCACGUCUCCGCUCUUCCACAUGCAGCUGCUGGGUGACCUUGGGGUAGUCACACUUCUUUGAGGUUUCUCAGCCCCACUCACCUCACAGAGUGUUUGUUGUGGGGGAGGAAGGGAAAGGAGAAUGUUAGCCGCUUUGAGACUCCUUUGGGUAGUGAUAAAGCGGGAUAUCAAAUCCAAACUCCUCUUCCUCCUCCUCCUCUUCUUCUUCUUCUUCUUCUUCUUCUUCUUCUUCUUCUUCUUCUUCAUGGAAGACCUAAAGCUCCAUUAAUAUAUGCGACCCCCCAAGAUUUCUCCUACAUAUUUUGAAAGCUGAGACCUUGACUGAAACUAUUUAGCUGAUUGUUCUGUAAAAUAGGGUGCGUAACUGGAUUGAAUCCUUGUCCUUUUUCACUUUGAGUUUUGGCAGCUUCUCUUUGUACCCCCUGCCUUUCAACGUGAGCUAAAGAUGUAUUUUAACUGCCAGUACUGUACCUGGCAAUAGAGAUAUAUUUUUCUUCAGCAGGUGAUGGAUGCAUGAUUAGCAUCUUAAGCAUGGACAAAGUAACAUUCUGUCCUCCAUCAGAAGACAGAAUUCUUCUAUUAAGCAGUACAAUCUUUUAAGCCAAAAAAACUUUAGACAGAAAAUAUAGACUAGCUUGAGUUUAAUAGCAUGUUUUUAUUCUUCCAAGGGGCUGAUGGAUUUUGUCCACUGUACUGUAUUAACAGAAGAUUGGUUAGACUGGGAGGUAGUGGCUGGCCCAGUGUCACUCGAUGAGUUUCAUGGCUGAGUGGAGUUUUGAACCCGGGUCUCUUUUGCCCGUGUUCAACGCUUUACUCAGUACGUCACACUGGCUCUCAACAGUGGUACUUAAUAGAUCUUUGGCAGCAGUUCUUCAUGUAUAGCCAGGCUAGACUUACCUUAAAUAACCCUCACUUUGGCAUAGGUUUGCUCCAACUAGCAGAUGAAAUGGGUUUGUCCUUCUCUAUAUUGCCUUGGUACAUGAGUUGGUCUUCAGAAAAGUUAAGGGCAAAGUAGGAAAGGACAGAGGCUGUGAUGCUAAAAGGAGGCAAAGGAGGAUCAGGUAAUAGGCAAAAGGGAAUAGAGUGCAAUUGGUCAGCAGCAGCCAAUUAAAACCAGAGAUUUGAAUUGCCAUUUGGGGGAAUUGUGUGCUUUGCAAGGAUGAAGUAGCUUUAGGGCUAAACUUUGUAUCCCUGAGAGAGAAUGUAUGAUGAUGCUGAUGAUGCUAAUCAUAAUCAUAUAUUUAUACCCUGCCCAUCUGGGUGGGUUUCCCCAGCCACUCUGGGCGUCUUACAGUAUACUGUAUAUAAAAACAUAGCAAAACAUAGUAUAUUAAGAUGAUAUAAUAUGAAUGUGCGUAAUAUUUCUGAAACCAGGAUAUUAAAUGUUUUUUUUAAAAAAACCCAUAUGCUAAUGAGAUAUGAAUUGGUGCUGACAGACCACAAAAAGACCCCAGGAUCAUAGUGAUAGCUCAAUGAAGAUGUUGACCCAGUGUGCGACAGCUGGAAAUGAACUGGCAGCCAGUGCCGCUGUUUUAUCACAGGGACUGUAUGCAUUCUGAAUGGAAUCUGGCCACUGCAUUUUUGACCAGUUGAAUUUUCUGAGUUGUCUUUGGAGGGGAGUCCUGCAUAGUGCAUUGUAAUGAUCCUGUCUAGAAGUUACCAGAGCACGGAGUACAAUGUCCAGGUCAUCUCUGUUCAAAAGGAGCUGGAGCUGGAAACAGGCAUCCAUAGCUAUUGAGGCCACCUGAGCCUCUAGUGACAAUGUCAUUGCUUUUAAGGAAAAUGUAGGUUUUUAGAUAGGAAAUCAGAUUUUAGCUAAAUGGCGUAGGAUUAAAACGGGAGGAUUAAAAGCUAAAACUUGUGCUUGAAGCUCAGGGGUCAAUUAAUUUUUGCAAACAGCUUCAGUAAUAAGUCAAGUUUCUGGCUUUAAAUUUUGAGAUUUUCUUUUGCCUGGAAGAAAACCUUUUCCGUGGGAGGCCUAAUAUCAGAUGGUGGCAUUUUAAUUGGGAGCCAGUUUUCUUCUGUGGUAGUGAACAGAAAUUGGCAGGGUACGGUGUAGAAUGAGAUAUCAAAUGUCACUGCUGAUACAGUCCUGGUGGACUGCUUUUGAAGUAGGAGGACCUUGUUAGUUCUCUAAAACACUAACAGCAGGAAAACAAGUGGUGGAACAGCCAGUGCAAGAGUUUCUGUUUCCUGUUCUCCUUCUGCCCUUUCCGUUGAUCACACACUUCAUGUUAAUUUAGCUUAUUCAGGAUGCAGUUCUUUACCCAUUUCCCCCAAGAGGAAACCCUGUUGAAUUCAGCAGGACUUGCUUCUGUGUAGAGGAGAUGAUGAUGAUUUAUUGAAUGUAUAUACCGCCCUAUACCUGGGGGUCUCAGGGCAGUUCACAUAAUAAAAUAAAGAUAUAAAACCACAAAAUACAUAAUAAAAAUAAUGUGGGAUGAAGGAGAAGUUUGCUUGGUUUGCAUUUUGAUACGAACCUGUCAAUUUUGCUCUUUGCACAGCGAUACUUUGGAUAUUGUAAUGCAGUUCUCCAGCAACAGAAAGCAUCCAACCGUAUGUACUGGGGAAAUAGCAGGCAAAAAUAAUAGAUGGAAUGGCUUGUAAAAUGUUCAUGAGAAUGAGUAUAAUUUUUCAUGCAGGUUUUUCUUUAUUUCAAUGAAGAAUGGAAAAAAUGAGGUAAACUGUACAGUACUUUAAAACUGAAAGAAACCAAAAUGCAUAGAUUUGUUCAUUUCUACUUUUGAAUAGACACAUACAGAAUUAUCUUUCAGUCUUUUAUCCUAAUGUCAUCUGGUGGCUAACAGUUUGUCAAACAAACAAACAAACAAACAAACCACCAAUAACCUAUAGUACUAAAAGCAUAAAAGCCACUUGGCUAAAAUGAAACAAAAAUGUAACUUUAAAAAUAGUAAAAUGCCCCAGUAACUCAAAAGUAGCCCUAAUACUGCUUUUGAAAUAGGCACAGGCUCAGGCAAAGUCUUCAGAGGCAGUGAAUUCUGCAUUGAUUUUAUCUUCGUGUCCUUGAUGUUCUAACAUGGCAAUGGUAUCAGGGGUGAAUUCAGAAAUCUAUAGAUGUGCAAAGCCUUGCAGCUCUGCAUAUGAAAAUGGUUGGACUUGUAUUUUUUCACCUGAAUGUCCUUUGCAUAGUGCAUAGUGAGACAAGCUAUAGAAGGCAGAAGUACAUUGCAAGAUCCCUGUUUUUAUUCUGGUACUAUUCUGCAGCAGUGGAAAUGUUCUGCGAUACGAGCUAGUAAAAAAUGCUCAAGAUAAGCUCUGCACCUCCACCCCAUCAUCAGCAACCUGUGUUGCCAAUAAUACUGUCAGCACAUUUUAAAUCCUAGGUCUCAAAGACCAAGAAGAAAGAGGAUGCUGGUCCCAGUCUAUGAAGACUGUAAGAUGCAGCACCUCAGAUUAACCUGCAAAGGAACUGACAAACAGUGAAGUUCAUGCUAAAUUGUGCAUCUUGUUCUCUGUGUCUCACACCUGAAACCAGUCUAAUUGCCACAUUUUGUAGCUUCUUGGCAGUUUUAAAGGCCAGCCUCACAUGCAAUAUAUUAGUCUGGUCAGGAGGUUCCCAGGGCACACCCCAUAAUGAUAAAAAUCCUCUCUUUUUUAAAAAGGAAGGGGCAUAAUUUACAAAUCCACUUGUUGGUGAAACAUGCUCCUGGACACUACCUGCACUUGGGCAUCCCAGAGAGAACCUGGAUUUAGGAACAUUCUCAAAUCACACAUUAGUUGGUGGUUGGGUGAUGUUUGUUUGUUGAUGUAUUUAGUGUAUAAGGAGUUUUUGGUUUUGUAAUUAAAACCUUAUUUAAGUUAUUUUUGAGUCCCUUUUUAAUGCAUGGUCUCCCCAGCAAGCUCUCUGCAGCGCUACCAUACUGCAAACAGCCAACAUCUUUGGUUAUGGGCCCAGCUGCUGAGUGGAUGACUGCAUAUUUUUGGACUCUGAGAAAGGUUUGAAAACUCCUUCUCCUGUUAGCGUAGUUUUGUCGGUCUGGAAGAGUUCCAGAAUGGUUGACCGGGUUCCAGAAGCUGAGAAGGCUCUGGUCUUCCCACAGCUGACAGAUGAGAACUAUAGUUUAUGGUCUUUUCGGGUGGAGGCACUUUUGACCUCUAGAGAAGUAUGGACCUAUGUAACUGAUGACCCUCCUAACCCUGUAACUAAUGCUUGGUCGAAAGGAGAUGCAAAAGCCAGGGCGAUAAUUAAUUUGGCAGUCAGCGACCAGCAAGUAGUCUAUAUAAGAAAUAAGAAAACUGCCAAAGAAAUGUGGGACAGUCUUGCAGCAGUGCAUUUUAGAAAAGAGUCAGCGUCUGCAUUGACGUUUUUCAAGCAGCUGUACCAGACGAAGUUGCAGCCUGGUGGUGAUUUGGCAGCACACUUAAGACGUCUGGAGGCAAUACGCUGCGAAUUAAUUCGAAGGGACAUGGAGAUACCUGAUAUUCAGUAUGUUUUUAUCAUUCUUUGUUCUCUUAAUGAGGACUUUGAUGGUAUAGCUAGCCAGAUAUCUGCCGUUCCACCAGCACAAUUAACUGUGGAAGGGGUAACGGCAAGAUUAAUGGGCGAGCUGGAUAGAAGGGAGGCUUGUGCCAUAAGCACUCCUAUUUCCAGAAAGAAUGAGGAACACCAUAUACAAACUUGUGGUGAUACAACUGCAUUUAAAGCUGCAAAGCGUUGUUGGUUCUGCAAUAAGCAAGGACAUUUUGCAAUGGACUGCAGAGCCAAAAGAAAGCAAAGAACUCCCAAGACUGUUUCUGUUCGUCAGUCACGGUCGUCAGCUCAGCAGCCGACAUCAUACCGUAAAGACAGAAACGAGCCGCGAGCUUUUCACGUUAGCGCAAGAGAUCGUAAAAGAAUUAAAGGUGCCAAGUGGAAUUCUUUUAUUGUGGACUCAGGAGCAUCUCAGCACGUUUGCAACGAUCGAAGCUUGUUUAUUUCUUUCGAAGAGGAAAUUGGUAAUGUACAUUUAGCCAAUUCACAAGUCUUGCAGUCGCUUGGCAGGGGUACUGUUAAACUUGACUCUUUAAACAUUACAAUAGCAAACUGCAUUUACUGCCCAUCAGUGGACAAUUUAUUAUCAGUAAGGUGCUUUGCUCGUCAAGGCAUAACUGUGCGUUUCUUAAAGUCAAUGUGUGAGUUUUUCGAUGGGAACAAACGUCUAUUGUAUGCCCGGGAAUCUGAUGGUUUAUAUAGACUGUAUUUUCGCACCUACUCACAAUCGCCUAUAAACUGCAGAGCAGCACAGUCAAGCCAGGGGUUGAGGAAUGUAAGGCCACAUUCUGGAUGUGUCCACGAGGCGCACCGAUUUCUAGGACAUCUGAAUUUUGCUGAUGUAAUUAAGACAAAGAAUAUUGUUAAUGGCCUCAACUUAAAACCAUGUAAAUUCUUUAUGCAAUGUCUAUCCUGUUGCAAGAAUAAGAUUAAGGUUGCACGCAAGGGUAGGUGCUCAGAUAGGAAAGUAACUGAGCCAUUUGAACGUGUACAUUGUGAUUUAGUUGGGCCACUCCCACCAUCAUUAGGAGGUGGGAGGGGUUAGAUUCUCUUGAGUUUUUUGACCAUGAGCUUAGGCCACAGGCAUCUCUUCAGUCUGACAAUGAUGAUUUACAACCUGGAACUAGUAGUUUACAUAGUCCCAUUAAGUCUGAGGAGUCUGACUCUCCUUCCGGACUGAGACGUUCAGAUAGAAAGAGGCAGAAGCCACAACGUUUUGCAGAUGAACAUUUUAAUACUGUGUAUGCCAAUAAGGUGGUUUUUGAGCCAAAAAGCUACAAUGAUGUUCAGAAUUUACCUAAACACCAAGCUGUAAAUUGGUAUAAAGCUAUGAACUCUGAGAUAGCUUCUUUAAAAGAGCAUAACACUUGGUCUCUUGUACCACAAACCCCAGAUAUGAGACUUAUUGAUUCAAAAUGGGUUUAUAGAGUUAAAAUGAAUGACAAAAAUGAAGUUGUAAGGUACAAGGCUAGAUUAGUUGCUAGGGGUUUUCAACAAAUUGCAGGCGAAGGUUAUGAUUUGUGUUAUUCACCAAGUGUAAAAUAUGAAACAGUUAAGCUUUUGUUAAAAGAUGCAUCACAACGUGGACAUUCUGUUUAUCAUUUAGAUAUAAAAACUGCAUAUUUGUUUGCAGAUUUAAAAGAACAAAUUUUUAUGCGUGUUCCUGAAGGCAUAGAUGCCGCUGAAGGUUUGGUAUGCAAAUUAAAUAAAUCCCUUUAUGGUCUGCACCAAAGUGGAAGGAAUUGGCACCAAACUUUAGCGAAAGAAUUGCUGGAUAUUGGUUUUUCACAAGGAAAGGCAGACAAUUGUGUGUUUAUAAAGGAAAGGGCAAACUCUGUAACAAAAAUAUGUGUGUAUGUAGAUGACGUGUUAAUUUCUACAAAAACUAAACAGGAAUAUGAACAGGUAGUAUCACAGUUACAGAAGAAAUUUGAUGUGGUGGAAUUAGGCAUAGCUAAAAAUUACUUAUCCAUGCAAAUUGAAAAAGGCAAAAAUGGAUCUUUUCUGGUUCAUCAAACUGCAAAAAUUGAUGAUCUUGUUGAAAUGCUACGUUUAGAAAAUGCAAAUGGGAAGGAAACGCCCAUGGUGUGUGGUUUCACCUUUACAGGUGAAGAUAAGCCAUUUCCUAACAAAACUUUGUAUCGUUCUGCUAUAGGCAAGCUAAAUUUCAUUCAAAGAAUCUCAAGACCAGAUAUAACUUAUGCCUUUCACUUUCUGGCAAAAUUUGUGGAAAAGCCCACUACACAAUGUUUCUCUGCUCUUAAGAGAGUGGUAAUGUACCUUAAACAUACCAAACAUUAUAGGUUGCAGUUUACAUCAAGUAUUGACAAAGGUUUUGAAAUUUUCUGCGAUGCAUCUCAUGCAGUGGAACAAAAUAAUUGCAGGGGUGUGUCUGGUAUGGUGUUUGGUUAUAACGGCUGUCCAUUUGAAUGGAAGUCCCAGACACAAACCAUUAUUUGUCUCUCCACAACAGAGAGUGAAUUAUGUGCAUGCGUUCAGGCCACUCGUGAUGUAGAAUGGUAUCUGCAAGUAUUUGCAGACCUACAGAUGCAAGUAACACUACCAGUAAGAGUUUAUCUUGAUUCCCAGAGUGGACUUGCUAUCCUAUGUUCAGAGACCAAUACGCAGCGCACUAGAGUAUUAAGGUUACGUUUACAAUUUGUAAAGAAACUAAUUGCUGACGAAAUGCUUGUAUUUAAAUAUGUUCCAGGUGACAAUCAAAUUGCAGACAUUUUUACUAAAGCACUUCCAAAGGUUACACAUGAAAAACAUGUACAAAGUAUGCUUUAUGUUUUUGUUCCACAAUGAUGAACCGCAGGGGAAAUGUUGAAUGGUUUCUUUAAAUGUAAAGGUUCAUCACUGUUCCACCCGCUAUGUAUGUCUUUAAGGGGCCAGAGCAAGGGCCAGAGCAAAAUAACAAGACCCAGCUUUACAGCUGUGAAACAUAGCAGGUGCUGCUGAGUUGUAUUGAUUAAGCUGUGUCAGCAAUUGGGUGUAGUAUAUAAGGAGCAGCACCUAGCUCUCCCAUUUCCCUGGGGGAUGGGUUGGUGGUUGGGUCUGGUUUGUUUGUUGAUGUAUUUAGUGUAUAAGGAGUUUGUUUUUGUAAUUAAAACCUUAUUUAAGUUAUUUUUGAGUCCCUUUUUAAUGCAUGGUCUCCCCAGCAAGCUCUCUGCAGUGCUACCAUACUGCAAACAGCCAACACUUUCUGGGAGUAUUAUCUAAUUUUUAGAGCAGGCAUUUCCACCAUCAGUCUUGGAGUGUCAACAAUUGAGACUCUUUCCAUUAAAGCUGAUCAGGGAGGCCCUGGACAUCUUUGCUACUGGCUUUGAAAUGCCUGCUUGAUCUUUCCGUUAAAGCUGAUCAGGGAGGCCCUGGACAUCUUUGCUACUGACUUUGAAAUGCCUGCUUGAUUUUACCCUCUAUCACAGGACUUCUGUUUAUUGUUACUGAAAGACUCACCAUGUUUCCUCUUGGACACUGAGCAACUGAUUCCUUCAGGAGGCAGCUAGAGCUACUCUUAUGUUUCUUCUUUGUCUUCUAAUGCUCAAGCACAGGGGUAGCCAACCUGGUGCCCUCCAGAUGUUGUGGACUACAACUCCCAUCAGUCCUGACUACUUGUCACACUGGUCGGGGCGGAUGGGAGUUUUAGUCCACAACAUUUGGAGGAUACCAUGUGUCUAACCUUGCUCUAUUGCAAUCCUCUUGUCUUUUGCAAAUUAGCACCUGUUCAUUCACUGUUGCUGUCUAGUGGGUAAAAUGGUCAUAUUUUAAAUUAGAAGCAUGCAUGGUCAUAUAGUGUGAAUUCUACACUCUGCUUUAUUUAUAUCCUGAAAAUAUGAUGGGUAAAGUGUUGUGUGAAUAUUUGUAGAAAAUUGAACCAUUAGUGGAUGGAAAGGACUCUCUCUUUUAUUCAGAGACCUGUUAAUAUGUUCAGCAUUGCCAAGUGCUUCUGCAAUAUCUUCUGCCCACCUAGUAUAGCAUGUGAUGUAGCCUAUGUUUAAAAAUAGCAUGCAUCAAUCCUGUCAUAAGUGAGAGGCACUGUAAGUCUUCUACGAUGCUCACACUGUAGAAGCUUUCUUUGGGGAACCUUCAAAUUAGGCCCCAGUUCUUUGAUUCAUGUUUUUGCAGUGUUUCAGUGGCGAGUGUCUAAAUGGGGAACCGUGGGAACACCAGAUGUGUGGAGAGAAGCUUGAGCCACUGACUGGCUGCUCAAACAGGAAAUGCAAGUUGACUGCUGGUUCUGUUUCUCUUGGUUGACAAAUGUCUUAGGCAGCUUCCCAGAGCAAUAUACUAAAUGAUUGUGCUGGAGGACAACUUAAUGUUGAAUCAUACUUUAACCACAUUCUCAUUUCUUUGCCCCAGCUUAGCCGCUUCCUCUCUUUUUGCUACCACCCAUGCAUUUAUAUUCUUAGGGCUUAUCCUAUUUACUGAAAUAUAGCUUAAUAUCUUGAAAGUGAUAUGCAGAAAUCACUUUUGUUUUUAAGGCAUUCAAAAGAUGUGAGACAUCGAAGCACAGUAUCAUUACUGUAAACGCACAUCCAUUAAAUAGGACGUCUUUUUAAAAUCCUGGUUUAUAAGGCUCUCUUAAUUUGAAUGCUCCUCAUAUUUAAGUGGUUCAGCAAGUAGGAUUUUGAAAGACCGUGCUAUUUAGGGCUUUGUAACCAUGAAUAGGCAAUGAGAAUAACUUCAUAUUGUUCUCCUGGUGUAGGUUCGAAGCAGAAAUCAAUUUAGCUUUUGAAAGGAACGUGGUUUCUGAAGAAGUAAAGGUUUUAAAGCUGGCAAAGUGUGCAGUCCUAGUUAAAAUUUUGCUGUGGCCUUGAACUUAAUUGACAAUCUUAGAUAGUUCUUUCUCAGGGCACUACUGUUAACACAGGGACUGCCAAUGAAGCUGAAUGUUGGAAGAUGUAGAACAAACAAAAGAAAGUAUUUCUUCACACAGCACAUAGUAAGCUGUCUAUGCUCCUCAACAUUUUAAAAUUUUUCCUCAGAAUUUAUUUUGCAGCAUUUACAUUCCAAGGUGUGAAUACCCUUAUGUCUAGAACGUUUUGUAUGGUUUUUGCUUAAGUGUUACAGUGGAAAUGAUAGUCACCUAGAAGAGAGGUGUUAAAGCACUAAAAGAAAAAAAAGGGGGGAAACCCCCACAAAAACACAAGUGUCUAAUGUAGAGUACUGUAUAUUAUACUGGGGUGCACUCUGCAUUUUAAACUUGCAGUUGUUUAUCUAGUGAUUGCUUGUAUUUCAUGAGCAACAACAGCACAAGCAAAUAUUAAGCUUUAACUACCCUGCUGAAAAAGACAGGAUAGGCUGUUUAACUCUAGACUUUAAGAUGUUCUUCUGUGUCUAAAAAUAUGUGGUAGCAUUCUGAAGCCUGGUUUAAAUGCCUUUAGGUCCCUUGUUCUGGCAGACCUUGCUUCCGUUCAUGGUUUCUGAACAUUUGUUCUUUCCAUCUGAGAACCACUCUAGUAAUGCUGGUAUAGUUGCAUUUUCUAUUAUCCAGCUGUCUGAUCUUUAGCACACACCACCAAAAAAUAAAAAAUAAAAAAUACCCACAAUGAGGCCUGCUUCUUUCUGGCGUUUAGCUUUCACUUGCCUUAUUUGGUAACGCUCUGCUCCUUGUUGCUUCUGGAAGGAACUGUUCUGCUAGUUUAGGGACUAUUUUUCCACUUUCGUUUCCCUUCCUCCAAAGUUAAGGAGAUUGUUUUCAGUAAUAGGGAAAUCUUCAGUGUUAAUCAACUUGGAUUAUUGUGGAUAGGAAAUAGGCUUGGUGGGAGGUUGUUCUGUCUAUAUCUGUGUCAUUGAAUCUUUAAGCGUUUGAGAGAAUUAAAAGUCCACUUAGUUCAAUGUCUUCAUACAGGGCACCCAUAUCUGCCAAUUCCUCUGAGAAUGGCUUUCGGUGUUCUAAAAAGUGCCGGAAUAGCUGAGUUGACGAUAUUGUGCCUCUUCUGUAAUUUUGGAAAGGGAAAGCUGUGGGCAUGUUAAAGCAUAAGGCAUAUCUGGGUCAGGAGAACACUAAGGACGCGUGUAGGCAAACAGUCCAGGUAAGAACCAAAGACUUGGAUCAGACCAAGGCAGAAGAAGAGAAUUGGUGAGCAGGGUGGGUCUUGGGGACCUGAGGAGGCCAACACUCCUGAAUUUAUGGGCUGGCUACUAAUUCCAUGGUUCCCAUCAUUGUUGCUCCUUCCUCCCCCUGCCCUUCACAAGCAUGCAAGUAGUGAUGGGCCAAAGAGAGCAACACCCUCCACUUCCCUUGCCCCUCUCCUUUUGGGCAAUGACAUGGAGGCAGCCCACUUGGAGAUGGGGCCCAUUGCAGGCAUCUUUCCCCAGGACCCUAGCGCCAAUAUGGAACAGGUAGUACAUUGGAGACAAUCAUGGAGCCCUGAGUCGGAGCUGCUUACCAACUUGCCCAAAGUCUCUUUCUGUUUACAUUCGUAGGAGAAGUUAGAGCUAUAGAGAUUUUAGAAGCUUCAGUGGUCACAGGUGAGCGUUAUAUUCCAAGAUAGGUUGAGGCUGUGUGGGAACAAUUAGACCACUCCCAUGUUGCAGUUAGGCCCGUCUAGCAGACUUCCCAGAGGCAUCUUGAUUGGCCAUUCUGAGAACAUAUUAGUUGGAGAACACUAUGCUGGAUCAGGCUGAAGCCUAUGUUCAUUUUGCCACACAUGGCUUUAUUGCACUUAAAACUUUGGGGGUCGUACCUUUUAACAGGUACUUAUCUUUCAAUAUUUGGAGCGAUUCAGGUUUUGUUGACUUUUUAUCUCAGAUUACAAGAGGGUUGCCAAGUGAGAAACUUUCUCUGUUUCUUUUCGGAAGAAGUGGGAGACAGUUUCAAAGCCACGUCUCUAAAAAUGUCUUGAUGGAGAAAUUCCAUGCUAUGUUACAAUAAUUUUUGAUCCUCUGCCAAAAGAUUGUAGUUGUUUAAUGUAGACUGUCUUGGGCCUCCACUAAGGAUUUGAAGGGCUCAGCAGGGCGGGAAGAAGGGAAGAGAAGGGUGAAUUCCUCUGAGCUUGAGCAGUUGGGUCUUUCCCUAAAAGCAUCUAAAAUUAAACAGGAACUGUGCAACAUUCAAAAAGCAGCUUUGAGCCAUGUUAUUCUACAGAUUUCAGAGAUAUGCAAAAGGGCACUAUUGAGCAAAAUAGGGAAGUUGCAUUAACAAAAUAGGGAAGUAGUACUACCAAAAAAUUAGUAAGUAUGCUUUGAAAAUGAUAGUUUAAAGCUGACUAGUUAAGUAGUAGUUUCAGGGAUGUAUUUUUUUAUCCUGUUUAAGUCUUAAUAUUAGGCAAUGUACUUUAUCAGCUUUAUAAAAUGACCAGUGGGCUUUGUUCAUCUCUUGUAGAUGUGGGGAAACAACAGGUUUUGCCUGAUCUUUCUUUCUUUCAUUCUCUCUCUCUCUCUCUCUCUCUCUCUCUCACACACACACACACACACACACACUCUUGCAUUUUUAGGCAAGAAAUUCAUGAAGCUGCUGAUCAUACAAACUAGCUCUUAAAUGUUGGGGAUUGUGCAUGUCACCUCACACAAUCAAGACUGCCGAUAGAAGUUUGACAAACACUGUCCUUUUAAAACGUAGUUAUCUCCUCUAUAACUUGCUUUGCUUUCUGAGACUCCCCAAGCCCUUUCUAACUAUCUGUCUGGUGAGUGUUAGAGAACAUUACAUGCAGCUAGGUACUAUUUAAAGUAAAGGACACCUGACAGUUAAGUCCAGUCGCAGACGACUCUGGGGUUUCGGUGCUCAUCUCGCUUUACUGGCCGAGGGAGCCGACGUUUGUCUGCAGACAGUUUUUCCGGGUCAAAUAGCCAGCAUGACUAAGCCACUUCUGGCAAAACCAGAGCAGCGCAUGGAAACGCUGUUUACCUUCCUGCCGGAGUGGUACCUAUUUAUCUACUUGCACUUUGAUGUGCUUUUGAACUGCUAGGUUGGCAGGAGCAGGGACUGAGCGACGGGAGCUCACCCCGUUGCGGGGAUUUGAACCGCCGACCUUCCAAUCGGCAAGCCCAAGAGGCUCAGUGGUUUAGACCACAGCACCACCCACGUCCCAGGUACUAUUUACCUUGCUGCUAAAUAUGAAAAUACAGAGCAAAGAAAUACCACAUUAUUAUUAUUAUUAUUAUUAUUAUUAUUAUUAUUGAAAUCCCAGUUUGCUUUACCCAUCUCCAACUUUUCUCCAUUUCACUCAGUUAUCUCUUGGGCCAAAUACUAGAUUGCAUUAAAAAAAUAAGAAAAUAAGAAUCUGAUAUUCUACAAGUAGAGUGCAUCAGCUAGGCUCUGUUUUUUUCGCAAACUGUUUCUAGGAGUUCCCAAAAUGCCCCCCCCCCCCGGAACUUCUGAAAACAUUCACUUAUUCAUUUACAUUGACCUCACUUGCCUCCUUUCUCUCAAACAUCCUCAAGGGCCCCCCUAACAUUGUCACGUAGCCAAAUCUGAUUGUGUGUGCAGUGCAGUGCAUUGGGUUUGCUGCAUGAUCCUUCUUUGGGAGAGCUGCAGAAAGAGGAAACAGCAGCCAUCAGAGAGAAUAAUGGUGCCAAACAGGAUUGGAUGGGGGGGGUAGGGUAGAUAUUCGCAUAAACUGGAUUUUUCUUUGGCAGGGGACGGGACAAUAGCUGCUCCACCUAGUUUGCUAGCUUCUGACUGAGAACAAAAUGGAGAAUAUUUGGGGCAGCUCUAAUUCUGGUAACGGGGAUUCAAAGCUACUGUCCUUUCUCUAGCUGGGAAGGAAGAGUUUGGGUAUUCCCACUGUUCUGUCACCAACUGAUAUAUGAUAGUCAAGAGAUUGCUGAAUAUGGUGCAUUUGUUUCAAAUGUGGCUUUCCUGUUUCUGCUCAGAAGUUUCUACACAGCCUAAAUCUUCCUUCAAAAAGGGGGAAAGUCACAAUUGAAAUUUGCAUACCCUUUGCCACUGACAACGUUAUGCAUAUUUUGUACUUGGUUAACUGUACCUGAAUAUAAAAUACCUUGCAAGAAUUACAGUUCUUGUUGAGCCUUUUGUGGCUGUCUGCAUUUUUAAUGCAAAGUUUCACACUACUACUGAAAGCAAAUAAGGAGCAGCAACGUUGUGGCCACCUUCUCCAUUUAUCAGUUAUUUUCCCUGUCCCAUGCCAAUCUAGGAAUGAAAAUUUAGGACAAAAGUAGAUAUGGCAUUUGUCACAUAGCUUUGUCAUUGAAUAGCCUUUUUAAAAAAAGCAAAUAAGCUAGUAUUUGAGGGGUUAGGGUUAUGAGUUUGGGUUCGUGAGGGAAAGAGACUAAACUAUUGUCCCUGGCUUGGCCUGGCUUGGCCUCCCACUGUUUUCUAAAAAAAUCAACUACUUACAGGCAAACCAAAUGACACUUUCCCUGCUUUCUUCAGAUUUGCAUUAUCUGAAGCUUUUUAAAGAGCUACCCAUUUAUUAAAGCAUGCAUGGAAUCAAUUGGAAAUUGUGGCAGUCGGACCAGGGAAGUCUUUGAAUAUGAAUCCCUUAGUAGAACUAUAGAGUGCUGUUUGUUGCUAGACCAGAUAUGCUUGAGAUUCUGUUGCCAGAAAAUAUUGUUUCUUCCAUAGGGAUUUUCAUGGUAUCUCUGUCUAAUAUUGAUAUACACAGAGACAGACAGAGAUUUUGUUUCUGUCAUAAGGAUGGGGCAGGAUGUUAGCAUAUAUCCACACUGCAAUCUCCUGCCUGCCAUUCACUGUUCUCCUUUUAAUGAUUCUAUUUCCAAUAAUUUUGAAGAAUAUAAAACUUAAAUUUCUUGAAAUAAUAGCUAGUGUGACUGGUGACCUCAGACUUGCAAAUGUUUUUUUUAUUAUUAUUUGAAAGGAGCUGUGAACUUAGAAUCAACCUGAAUUCCUAUUAUUAUAAAUUACUAUCGUGGAAUGAGAACAGGUGGAUUGGUAUUUCAUAGGCGCUUAAUAUAUGACCUGCAUACUUAAAUAUAUAUUGUGAAAAGCAUGUGUGACUGAUAUGAAAAUGCAAUUUUGCUUCUAAAUGUCUUUCUCCACAUGCCUUAAAAAAAAAGAAGUCACUUUGCAGGUACCAUAUUUUUCCAUGUAUAAGAGGUGGAUUUUUUUGCUUAUUUUUUUUAGUCCAAAAUAGGGGGCCGUCUUAUACACAGGGGUCAUCUUAUACACAGAAAAAUACAUUCCAGCACUUCACCUGCCCAUUCUACUUCUGAGUGGUGUCCGCCAUCUUCAUGCCUUGCUUGGCUCUGAAUCCUUCUCCCUGUCGCUAGCUAUCACUCACCCAUCUGCCCUGCCUUGCCUCCCUCCCUCAGCGGCAGCACAUUUGGGUGUGAAUUUCCUAAAAAAAAAGGUCAACAAGUUUGGGCAAUCUCAUGUGUUUAAAAUAUUGAUUUCUUAAUUUAGAGUUAAAAAAAAAUAGGGGGCGUCUUAUACAUGGAAAAAUACAGUAGUCUAAUCCAGCUGGAGACAGUAACCACAAUUCAUUGCAGAGAUAUCCACAUGCAAUCCUGUUAAAAUUAAUGGAGCAUUUUACAUUGAAAUAAUGGAUUAUAAAUAUAUUUUUUAAUUAGCCAGCACCCAUAAGUUGACUAACGUUAUAAGUGUGAGUGAGGCUAAAGAACCAGAUAAUUUAUUCAUUAAAAAAUUGAGGGUUUUAUUUUAUCAUGCAUUGGUGCAAUAAAGCACAAGUAAAUGUUAAUCCUUAUUUUAUAUUGUAAACAAAUUUAGCAUUUCAAACAUUAAUUUAACGUGUUUUAGCCCAUUUGAUCAUUUAUUUGUGUAUUUAUUUCCUCCUUUUUGCUCACAUACAUUUUUUAAUAUUUAUAGCAUUAACUUUAUAUUAUUGUGGGAAAUAAGUAAACGGAAUAUAAGUGCAUUUAGAGCUGUGUUGGCCUCUGAGAGAUGCUUGCCCAGCCCUCUCUUAAGUGUGUUUGAAAGGAAAUUCUAGAGUUUCUGGAAGUGGCUUGUUCCAUCUGUUCAAGGGUCAUCGUAUUUAAUAAAACGUUUCUAAUAUUGUACCUUUUGUACAAUAUUAGACUUCCCUGACAGUGUUGCUUACUGCCAAUACUGCUGCUACAGUACUACAAUUUACCUGGAUAGGGCUGCAAGUGGGCAUGGGCGUGGCAAAAGUUGGGGCUGAGUGGACACACUCCCGGGAGCCCAAGACUGGCUCAUCACUCACACUAGAUUCAAUCUCCUUGAGGCUGCCUCUAUUCCUCUGAAAGGCUCCCUUCAGCUUUCCCCUGAAGUCUUCCUUCUGGUCAGGUAACUUGAAGAUCCCAGGAAAAUAUUGCAGUUGCCUCCUCUGAAGUCUUCCUGGGGCCAGCUGUUGGCGACUGCAGCUCUGGUCAGAGGCUAUCCUAGAAAACUGUCUCUGGAGGCUUCCUGUCCUUUCUGGCUUCUCAGCUUCUGCCUCGGCGCUUAUUGACUAGCCCCCUUCCCUCUCAAACAGCGCUCUGCUUGCCGUUAUGGCAUUUCCAGUCAGAUCCCUCUGGCCAGUCAUUAGGUUCUCCUUGGAAUUGUGAAUCUGCAGCAACUAAGGACUGAUGAUUUAUUUUAUUUUUUUAAAUAGAAUCUCCACUAUCAUAAUCUGACCCUUUCCCAACUCUCCUUUCUUGUAUAAAAGCCAAGUUCUGGUGUUAAUUGCCAUCACAGAAAACCUUCCAAGUAUGUAAAGACCUUAUAAAAAACACCACAAACCAACAGCCUAGCUGUUUCUUGGAAAACUGCCAGCUGAACCCCUAUGCAUUGCAUCUCUUCCUGGCUUUAGUCAGAAAUCAACUGACAGUUUAUCUCUUCAUACAGUUCACUCUUUACCAGUGUUAAAAUGUAACAACAGGGUUUUGUUAUAAAUAUCCUCUCACAUUGCAACUGUUUCUUCACAUCCUUCUGGUAAUUUAAAUGCAUGGUUUUGUUUUCUGUAUGUUAUAUUUAUUCUUUGUAUGGCAUCCACUGAUAAGCUAUGAGGUAUCAACAUGUCUCUUUCAAUGCUGUAACUUUUUAAAUGGCGAGCCUGAGGUGAAUGAAGCACAAGUUAAGCUGCUACACACACACACACACACACACACACACACACACACACUAAAAACAAUAACUGAAAAGUACAUCCAGGUGGUGCUGUCGUUUUACAGUCAAAUAUCAGUUAAAUCAGUUAAAUAUAGUCUGGUGCUUAAAACAUGGGAAACCAGGUGUCAGGUUAGCAAACUGGGGGAAAAGUUGCAACACUAUCACAGAACCCACCUCUUUUUUCCCUGAGAGCAUUCAGACAGAGAGAUUGUUGUGUUAGUUUUCCUUCUUAUAAUGCUAGCACUUCUCUCCUUGCUUCUAAAGUCCGUUACACACUGCAUUACCUGUUUCAUUAUGGAAUUGUGGCUUUUUAAAACUGUGCCCAGUAGAGUUUCCCUCCCUUGGAACGUGUGAGCAAUAGGAAUGGGUGGUGUCUCCCUCCCUUGAUGCUGCUCAAAGUGGUGGGGAAAGGGCAAGAAAGCAUGAUAUUCUCUCUACUGUGCAACUUGGAGAGAGGAUGAGUAGGCAGGUGGAGGCAAUAGCUGACUUGGUCACACUUGCAUGUUCUGGGCCCAACCCAUUACCCAGAAGUUCUACUCCAGAAAUAUGUGGAUCUCCAGAUGUUGCAAGACUACAACUCCCAUAAUUUCUGACCUUUGGCAUUCUGGCUGAAACGGAUGGGAAUUCGAGUCAGUCAACUUCUGGAGGACCACCUUAGCUUGGUCUAAAAUCUGUGCAGACUUAAAUACAUUCCAGUUGGUUAGGAAAUAUUUUUGUCCCCUGAUUCUCCAAGUUGCUGCAUUAUUACAUUCCUGGAAGUACCAUUUGCUGAUUGCUAAUGGCAAAUGAAUACAUUUCUCUCUCAGGUAGAAAUGAAGAUUCUUUGUGGCUGGCACGUUGAUUACAAUUUGCAAUACAAAAAUACCAGCCUGAAGUGCACCUUCUGUGUUAGUCACAGCUGUCAAUCUCUGCAAAUCAUUUGGAUGUAAAUUCGAAACAUUAGUGUCUGGGGAAAAACUCAGCUUGAAAGCGUAACCCCUUUCUAUUUCCUUCUUUUUAAAGUCAAAUAUUCUUGCUUUGUUUUUGUUUUGAUUUAUGGAAUUGGGAAGGGGUUGUUGUUGUGUUCAUGGUCAAUAAAAUGGAAAAUUCUAUUCUUCUUUUCUGCUCUUUCUUUUGAUCUGGAAGUAUCUCAAGGUGGUUUACCUAAAAUACAAUGUACAUCCUUCUAUUCCCUGUUCCAUACUGCACCCCACCCCCAUAUCCAGUUCUCACUAGGCUGUUGCCUGGAUGCAUGCUUCUUACUUCCUCCUCUGGCCCCUAGGACUGAAGUAUUUUCAUUUUCCAAUGGCAGGAUUAUGUUUGGAGAUAUCUGUAUCUAAAACCCUGCAGAUCUGCUAGGGGUCAAACUAUUUAGCUGUGGCUUCCAAGAUUUCCUGUUCUCAUUUUGCCAGGACUCUUUCUGAAAUGAGUUUAGGAUUGUAAUUGUGCGGGUGUUUUUGUUUGUUUAGUCGUGUCCAACUCUUUGUGACCCCAUGGACCAGAGCACGCCAGGCACUCCUGUUUUCCACUGCCUCCCGCAGUUUGGUCAGACUCAUGUUUGUAGCUUCAAGAACACUGUCCAACCAUCUCGUCCUCUGUCAUCCCCUUCUCCUUGUGCCCUCCAUCUUUCCCAACAUCAGGGUCUUUUCCAAGGAGUCUUCUCUUCUCAUGAGGUGGCCAAAGUAUUGGAGCCUCAGCUUCACGAUCUGUCCUUCCAGUGAGCACUCAGGGCUGAUUUCCUUAAGAAUGGAUACGUUUGAUCUUCUUGCAGUCCAUGGGUAGGAUAGUAAAUAACUUUCAGUGAUAAGAUCCAGGUGACUUCUUGUUCCAGGUCCAAAUGAUUUGAGCCUUGAGCCAUCAAUGUAUUUUUUCUACUGAAGAGUAUUGGGACUGACUACCUGCAGAAUAGAAUAAUAGGUUAGAUUGGCUCAUUUCUUGUCUUUUUCAGUAACUUGAUGUGGGAUACUAAGAUCCCUUGAAGUAAGUUUCCCCCUUAAUUUAGUAAGAGGCUUCAGAUGAUCCUAUAUCUGCUUAUUAAGCUGAAACAAUGCACAGGCCUUUUACUCAUGCACAGAGCUCUGCCAUGGAAGCUGUGAUUAAAUUUCUUAAUUAACCAUCGUUUCCUGUUUUGUCCGAACUGGGGGACUAUGGUUAACUGCUCUAGGACAAACCAGGAUAUUAAGCCAUAUUUUGAAGUUGAUUAUGCAACUGCAUAUAACAUUGCAUUGUCUAUUGCAUUACAUAAUGAACAGCCUAAAGUUUUAUUUCUGCAUAAUUGCAAAGAGGCACUUGGAACAGCUGUUCUAUUUUUCACUUUUCUGGCAGCUAGAAGUUCUAAUGGUUACUUGGAGCACUCAAUUCUGAAAGAGCUUGAUUUAAUUUUUGCAUUAUCUGUUGCUUAGCAACUGAUGAGGGGGAAAUUUGUUCUGAUCUAGGGAGAAUCUCUUUUCCUUUUCUCUCCCCCUUUCCCAAGCAGUUAUAUCUAAUUGUGGCUUCCCAAGUUGUUGGUGGAAAUAGCAUCUUGAACUUGCUAAAACACGUUCUAUUUAAAAACCCUCACUGCUGAAACUUACAAUACAUUAAUAUAUUUGCUUCAUGCUACAAAUACAAGCAGCAGUCAGUGAUUGACAACCUAAACUCCAUAAGCAGCCCUUAGAAGGUCACUUACCUGUUUUGCUACUUAUCUCUGUUCUUCUUGCCAUGUUGCCACUGCCUGCAUAAAUGGUUAAAUGUCACGUGCUUGCUCACUGGUGCUUAUGGCAAAACAGAAGGAAGUCAUAUGUCCAGAACCUGUCUACAGUUGCCUUUCUCUCUCAGCUUGAAAAGCCUGAUGGCAUAGUCAUGGGUCCUUUAAAUUAUAGUUGCUUGGAAGAUUGGUACUGCUGUGAGGGAUGGCAAAGUAAUCUUUAUUUUGGAUAUAGAGAUGAAACUUUGCACAUUAGUGGCGCUCACACAUUCUAUGGUGGAAUGUUAAGCCAGUUGUAGAAGAGAGUAUUGCAACUUGUAUAAAUCUCUGCGAGCAAACAACUAUUACAACCUUUUUAGUAUUUGUCUGUUGGCAUAAGUAGAUUUGGCCCAUAAUUCCUGUUUAGGUCCAUUUAUCCUAUUUAAAUACAUUGCUUCAAAAUGCAAUUAUUUUGGUGUUUGAAAAAGCAUUUCUUGCUUGACUAGAUUUUGUUAGUUUUAGCCAUAAGCUGUUUUAGCUGUAAGCUGCAACAAGAAAAUGUCAGACCAAAGGAACCACUUAAACAAUAAGUAAAUCUAAGUGAUCAUGGAACCAAAGCAUAAACAACAACGUUAAAAUGUACACAGCAAUUUGCUCGUAAAGAAGGAAGCUAUUUUUGGUGUGGUUUUUUUUUUUAAAAUAAAAUAAAAGCUUCCAUCAUCUUCAUUCAAGCCACAAGAGGUUUGCCAUUGUUUCACAGCUGCCAAGGCAAAAGUUUCCAUAGUUUCGACUCCUGUCAUUGUUUUCACUGACCAAGAUAGAUUAUUCUUUCUGUAGCUUAUUCAUUGCAUUUUAUGAGAUAUAACCCAAUCUCUCCACAGGAAUCAUGGAAAUAGAAAACAUAUCAGGUGAGGGAUAUCAGAUAUCUGAUAACAUAUCAGAGCCACCCUCUGUCCCCAUUUUAGUUGCCUUCCAUGGUUUAGAAUGUGACCUUUGCAGUGGACAUUUUUUUGUAUCCACGAGGAUUCCUUACACAUUUCGCAAUCUGGAUUUUACAAGAUGUAUUCACGGAGGCCUUAUAACUAUUGGAAAGCCACAGACCCAGGAAGCUGGAUCUAGCAUGCUUAUAACCCUGCUUCAUCCCCAUCACAUGGUAACUUCCCCAUUUCCAUACCUCCUGAAGAAGGCUACAGUGGAAUUGUAGGGAACAGUGUACUUCUACAAGUAUGAUGCCAUAACUUAAACAACACAUAGAAUCAUAGGCAUGUAUAUCCUUUAUUUGUCUGAAAAUGUGGAGGAAACUCACUGAAAAUGCAGAAGGCUUGGAACACUCCUUGGCAUGAAAUCUGAUAGGGCUAUUAAUAGGUGGAAUUAAUUAUUGCAUAUCGGGGUGCUUUUAAUCCUGCCAGUAAACAAAAUCUCUGCCCAAAAAUAAUGUAUUUGCGUUUGGAUUCCAGUUUGUGUUCAGUGGCUACAUUUCCUGAAAACAGUACGUAGAAGACACAUAUAGCUGAACCAUAUGAGCAACUUUGUGAAAUCAAACAUUUGAGUCAGAAAAAGAUUGCAUCUGCUUGCUUAGAUUAAGUCUUGAAAGUCAAAAUUCUACUGUGUAUGAACUUUCAUUUCUGCUAGGUAAUAUCCUAGUUUCAGCCCUCAACAAGAAUUGAGGGAAUUUCCCUUAGGUUAGGUGCUCGUAAAAUAGACCUGCCAGAUCUUAUUCUGAAAACAAAAUUGCAUUAGUUGUACGGUCAAAAGGGUGGGUAAAAUUAAAUAGUUGUGCCUAGUGGUAGCCAGUUUGUCAAGUUCUGCUAGUGCAAUAGGGCUUGGCCCCCUUCUCCUCCCUUCUUGCCCACCUGAUAGGCUCUGGGGGGGGAACCCACAGAUCGACAUGUGGGGCAAGAAAAAGGGAGAUCAUUCCAUCAGACAAACAGAAAUGGUUGUACUGAUGCAGCAAUCUCCUCAAGCUACUUUAAAGUCCCCUAUUUCAGUUCCAUAUAAGAGUAGGACAUAAAAGUUUGAUUCCAGAAUUAUAAAUGUCACAGCCUGCCUCUGAGUUUUCAAAAAAUAUUAUAUGAAUCAUCAAUUUAUCUUUUCAAAAAAUGAAAAUAAAAAUCAAGCCAUAUCUAGAUGGCCAAAUCUAGAUCUGUGUACUAGAGCUAAAGAGAAUUAAACCUGGAAAGCACAAAUUCUUUUAUCACGUCCUUCAUUGUAUAGAAAUCAACAUACUAUUUGUGCUUUGUAGAUUUGAAGUCAAAUACCACCAUUCUGCUGUUUAUCAUAAAUCAUGGAAUGAUGAAUUCUUCUGUUUUAUACAAUGGCUUUGUUUUCCUUAAAAAAAAAAAAAAAAAAUUCUCCCAAAUGUCUCCCAAAUAUUUAAAAUUAGUGUACGGUAUUAAAACUAAUAAUAGUUGAUAAAACUAAUAUCAUGUAACUAUGGCUAAACUAUGGCUAUUUCUUAUGUCUCUUUGUAGAUUGCCUCUUUAAGUUAUGUCCCAUGAAUCGCUAUUCUGCACAGAAGCAGUUCUGGAAAGCUGCUAAGCCAGGAGCUAACAGCACAACUGACGCUGUAUUGCUCAACAAGCUACAUGUGAGUAUGGUACUGAUCUUGAUCUUCAUCUUAUGCUACUUUUAGAUUUCAGCAUCUUACGUUACAGUACUUUUAGAUAAUCAUUUUUACACACACAGACAGACACGCAUAUAUGUAAGACUGUUGCCAUGCUGCAGUUCAUAUGGCUGUCAACAGGCAGCCAUGCCAACUCCUGCAUGGUGAACGACACGCAGGUGAGCAGGCAAUUAGUGCUGGUGGCAGGUUGCCUAGGUGAGCUGUUUAAUUGAGUGGAGUAUCACUUUACAGAAGCUACUCUGGGAAGCACCUCUGCUCUCCUUUAAAAGGGGGUGGGGGUUGUUGUGAUCUGUGAGGGGAGGUGCUUGGAGCAAACUGCGAAGGGAUGGGGAGGUGUGAAGGGUGGGGGGUGUCUUUGUUUAGGUGUGGACAAAGGUGGCUAGCAAAGAGGUAGGCAGGGGUCUUCUCAAUACGUGCUUUAAUGUGAACAAACCAAACCCAGAUCAAAUUGGGGGGGGGGGAAUCAGAGUUGAUGAUACUUUUUAUUAACAUCUGCAAUCAGCUACAUGUAUAAGAGAGUGCAAGAAACUAAGAGCAUAGAAAUGAGGGACAUGGGCCUUGAAUAGAUUCUGCAUGUGUAGGAUGAGAAAGCUCCACAGGGGAACAAUGCCUACCCCCUUUCAGGUAGGGGAGAAGGUGUUUUCCCCAGACCUGAAUCAUUAAAAAUGUGGUAGCAACUUGGCAAGGAAAGGCUGGGAAACCUCUUAUUACACAGUAGUUUCCCAUAACAAGCCUGUUGCUGAAAGUACUCAUAGUUUAGACAGGUACGUUGGUCAGGUUGACUGUGCCUGAGUCUGCUUCUUUAGAAAAUUAGACUUUCCAGUUCUCAUCUCUGCAGUAAGCAAAUCUCUUAUUAUGAAAGUGUGGUGUGAGUAACAACAUACAAUUUUUGAAAAUAAACUUCUCUACAUGGGUAGUGAAGAAAACUGGAAUAAGCUUGUGUCUAUCUUACUUUGAAAAUAAAAACUUAAUAAUUGAAGUCAGAUGCUUUUAAGUUCUUUUAUUCUUGCAGUUUGUAGCUGGCUUUACACAAAGUACACAAAAUACUUUAUAUGAAGUACAUAAAUACAAGGCAAAGGCUUACACUCAAGUUGAAAUAGGAGCAUAUUUUAAACAAGUGAUUAUUUUAUUAUAUUCCCAUUAUAAAAAAAUUACUGGGCUUUUUAUUUUAUUUUAAGGAAACCUGUUUGAAAUGUGAGUUUAAAGCCCUAAACCUUUAAACCUUUAAAGCCCUAAAUGGCCUCAGCCCAGUAUACCUGAAGGAGCAUCUCCACCCCCAUCAUUGAACCCGGACACUGAGGUCCAGCUCCAAGGGCCUUUUGGCGGUUCCCUCACUGUGAGAAGUGAAGUUACAGGGAACCAGGCACAGGGCCUUUUCAGUAGUGGCGUCCACCCAGUGGAAUGCCCUCCUAUCAGAUGACAAAGAAAUAAAAAACUAUCUGACAUUUAGAAGACAUCUGAAGGCAUCCCUCUUUGGGGAAGUUUUUAAUGACUGAUGUUUUAAUGUAUUUUUAAUCUUUUAUUGGAAGCCGCCCAGAGUGGUUGGGGAAAUCCAACCAGAUGGGUGGGGUAUAAAUAUAUUAUUAUUAUUUAUUAUUAUUAUUAUUUCCUCUUUUCCCUAAUUCUUUCCUUUCUGAGAUGGAUGGAUAUCCUUUCAGUGAUCAGUUUUGUGACAUCGUGAUCAGGACUCACUAAAUGUUCAGUUUUGAAUAUAAUACGUUCCAUUCAGAAUAAAUGUGUAUAGCUCUUGCGUUGGCACCAUAUAUUUGGCAUGCUUUGGCCUGAAAAUACCCCUGCACGUAUCGAUCUAGCUAGAACAAAUCAAAUGCUCAUUGGACUAUGCUAAGUUCUUCUGGGAAAGGAAUGAGACAUAGUUAAUCCAAAGAACCAGCAGAGUGUAUAAUUGCCAAGUGUAUUAACUCUUAAUUUAUUCUUGGGAAAUAAUUAAUAAUGGGUUGACCUUGCAUGUGAGGUCAGUUCCACAUAUGAAAAACUACCUUCACUGGAUGCUUGUAAACCUUCACUGUAGUCACAGCAGGUACGAGUCUAUCUUUUAAAAGCAAAUUCACGACGGCCCACAGUGUCUCAUGACCAACCUAUUCUGAAACAGAGGGGUUUCAGAAACAGUUGAUAUGACUUGGAUUGUUCAAGCAGAUUAUUAUUAUUAUUUUAAGAUCUCUGCCUCAGCAAGUCAUGGAUCUCAGUGCUAUACUUAACUGUGGCAGACAAGUGAUGGAUUUUUAUCAUAUACAAGAGUUUUUAAAGGAACGGCUCAUCCAGAAAAAGAUCUGAGAUUACCAUCACACCAACCAGGAGAUUUUUUUUAACGAUGAUAAUUUGUUUUAUCAAACCUAAACUACACACAUGAGUAUAUAAAAAGAAAAGCAUCUAGGAGGGAUAGCGGAGUUUGUUUUUCAGGGGUAAAUCUAAAGGAAAACAUAUUUACUGGCUCACAGCUGAAGCAUGUGCCUGUAGACCGCAGACCUAGACACCACAAUUUCCUGUAGCAGUAAAAGUUUAAUUACGGCAGUUUUAUUACAGCAUGAAGCUUCAUCACAAUACAUAAUGCCAUAAUAAAAUGAGUUAGCCUUCAAGAUGCCAAUGGGCUCUUCUGCUGUUUGUGCUGCAAACAAACUAACAUGGUUAGAAGAUGCCUAAGUGGUACCAUGGUGUGUAUUAUUGCAUGAAUCUCUUGCCAGCAUAGAAGCACACAAGCAUCUUAGUGUGUGAGGACUGUUCAUUGAGGAUUCCUGGCACAGUCUUUGCGGAACGUGAAAGCAGUUUCCUGUCUUGCUGUUUUUGUGUCAUGUGGGUUUGGAGUAAUCUUUAAGGAAACGUUAAAACUCCAAUAUUUAAUCACUUGCAUUUUUGGCUUGUGUGUCUACCAAUGGAAUUCAGCAUCUUCUGUUGCAGAUCAACCAAUGCGAAGGGUCAGGUUAUUUUAAGCUAAUGCCAUUUAAGGGAUUUAGGAAUCUGGGACGCUGAAGUUUUUGACCGGCAUCAAAAAUCAAUGCUCCUUUUGGAAAGCUGACACCUAGUGGCCUUUUCAUAUAGUGCUUGGUUUGAUUUGUUCUUCAGCAUCAAAAGUUGGUCGUUCCACGCAUGUGCCCCUUGUGUGGAAGCCAUUACAGUACUGUCAUUUUGUGAUGUUUAUACUUGUUAACCCACCUCUAGUUCUUUGCCACCUCUACCAGCAGCUCAGGACCUCAAUUGAGAAGUUUACUCUGGUUGAUGGUUUUGAAAGUGCUAUGACGUUUCCAAGCAUUACCGAUGAUGAAAAAUUUUGUGACUCCAGGACACCGAUGGAGUUCACACAUUACAACACUAAGCCAAACCCAUGGCUUAGCACAAAUUAGCAGUUGUGUGUGUUCCUGGACCAAAUAUUGUGGCCGAAGUGCUCUUCCUCUGGUCCUGCUGCUCCCAUGCUGCCCAGGGCUAACCAAGAUGUCGUCCUGACCCAAGUCUGACUGAAAUGGAUCUGGAUAAAUAUAAUAGCUUUGCUACUAGUAGACAGUAACCCCAUAUUUUAGGUUUCUUGGUCUUGCGAAUGCUUUUUAAUUUAACACUUUUGGGAUUCUGAGUAUCAAGAGUUGUGGGACCCUAUACCUCCAUUUAACACCUUUCAAAAAAUGUUAUCUUCUUGAAAGAAUGAAGUGUAAGAUACACUUGAAGUAUUCUCUUUCAUUUUGAUUUUUGUUGUUGUUUAAAGGAUGGAUUAGAGGAAUGCAAUUGUUUGGGUUUAUAUCCUCCUUCUUGUAUAACCUUGUAUGGUUGUUCCAAAAUAUCCUUCUUGGUGUUCUGCAAUGUAAAGCCACUUCCAGCAUGUUUUAAUGGAAAGCUGACUACCCUGUUUAGCAAGCACGUCAAAAAGGAAUGUUUGUCUUAGGAGACAUUCUGUGAAAUACGAAAUAUGACUUUUCUUCCACAGUGCAGGACUUCUUGUUCCUUUUGUAAUGCACUGUAGGCCACCCCUGUUCAUGAUGGAACUGAACUAGCAACAAACCAUCUAGAUGUACAUUUUAGAUCCAAGCUUUCUGAAAGACUGUAUUCCCUCAUAUGAACGUGCCUGGGUUUAUAUACUUGAGGGAGGCCUUUCUCUUAGUCCUGAGAAGGCCUUCUUCAUGGCUGCUCCAAAACUUUGGAACUCCCUCCCUAGAGAAGUUAGACUGAUUCCAUCCUUGUACUGACUGCUUUUAAUGAAAGGGCUGGUGUUGUGCUGUUUUUACUGUAAUUAUUGGUAUGUUUUUUAAUGAAUCAUGUAUGUGUGUGUUUCAAUUUUUGGCGUCCCCCCCGUUUUUAGCUGUUCUUAUUUGAGCUGUAAGCUACCUUGAGUCACUGUCAGGGAGAAAGGUGGGAUAUAAAUAAAUCAACAACAGCACAUAUCACCUUAAUUCAUAAUGUUGGCUUUUAUAUAUUUGUGUAGCUGUAUUUUUGUGUAGCUGGUUUUAAAACUAGCAUUCAGCAAGGGGCCAACCUUUUAGACUUCCGCAGUAUUUUUCCUCCCUAGAACUCUGUUCUUUCCAAACUUCACCACUGCCUUGCUCUCCAAGCAGUCUUCAUAAAAUACUUUUGCUUGUUUGUUUGUUUGUUUGUUUGUUUGUUUGUUUAUUAAAGCAAGCAGUUGGUCACCCAGUUUCCCAACCUUGCUUAACAGCAUUCUUUUUUUUUCUUUGUAGCAUGCUGCAGAUUUGGAGAAGAAGCAGAACGAGACCGAGAAUAGGAAGUUGCUUGGCACGGUUAUCCAAUAUGGCAAUGUUAUUCAGGUAUGCUGCAGCUGUCUUUCAAGAGGUUUCCGUGAACCUGGCACCCAUAAUUCUAUGCAGCUGUAUAUGCCACACAGACUGGCUUGAAUUGACAUGAAGUUGCAACUUCAUUGUUUUGCCAGUAGAGAUGCACAAGCAUCAUAGCCUUUCUUCGACUCACAAGAGGUUGUGCUUUAGUGAGCACUUGUUGCCCUGUGUUGUCACCACACGUUGGGCCUUGUACUUUUUAUCCAUAUAUAUGUAGGCAUUCUUCUAAGGGGUUAAUGUGGUGCAGCACCUAGAGUGAUGGGUUUGAAUAUGAGAGACGCAGGUUAAAAUCCCAAUAAGUACCGUAUUUUUCCAUGUAGAUUUUUCCAUUAGACGAUGUUUUUUAUUAUAAAAAAAUUCUAAAAGCUUAACAACUCUGGGCAAUCUCCCCCCAUUUCCUUAAUUUGGGGUCCCAAAAAAUAGGGGUUGGCUUAUACAUGGGAUCGUGUUAUACACGGAAAAAUAUGGUAUUUGGAGGGUGUUAGAUUGGUUGCUAGCUUUUGUAACCUAGGCAUCUUUGUAGCCUUUAGCAUCUUCCUAAAGCUGAUACAAGGGUAUAUGCAGUAAUAGCUGUAAGGUAUUUAUAAAUAUACUGAGUGAACAUUUAAUGCUCUUUAUAGCAUCCUAUAUAGCUCUUAAUUAUAUUGGUAUUCUACAGACUUUUACUCCAUAGUGAGCAGUAUUCCUUCAACUAUGGAGAAUUUUGGGUAGGAGGUUUCAACUUUGUAGCUUGACCACUCCGUGUAAGAAACGUCUUGGGAUAAUUUUAAGGGGGCCUUAAAAACUGAAUUGUCUUCUGCUUUCAUCCUCAGUAUGAAAUGUACAAGUACAGGAUGUGAAAGCGUUAAGGAACGAAAGGAAUUUUGUCAUCGUUCCUAUGAAAACUUUGACUAUUGUAGUCAGUGGGAUAAAAGUUUUUUUUGUUUUUGUUUUAAUUGUGUUUGUGGUGCCCUUCCUCCUCUUCCCCCCUUUUUUUCUUUUUAACUUCUAGCUUUUGCACUUGAAAAGCAACAAAUACUUGACGGUAAAUAAGAGACUUCCAGCUCUGCUAGAGAAGAAUGCUAUGAGGGUGACUCUGGAUGAGGCUGGCAAUGAAGGGUCCUGGUUUUACAUACAGCCCUUCUACAAACUGCGUUCCAUAGGAGAUAGCGUAAGUUUACAGGAUUGUCAGAGAAAACGGUGUGCGGUGCAACAUAUUGCAAAGCUGUUUCAUCAGUAGCUUACUUUCUUGUGAUUAAUUAAAUGCACAAGAGUUUGUACAGUAUACAUGUCUCUUUUUCGAGGACUGAAGUGAGUGGGAGGUGAAUUGCUAUGGCAACAAAUGUUUUGGAAACAAGAGACAUUUUUUUAAAGACUGGAACAGUAGCCAUCUAAAUCUCCACUUACUUCAAAUGGUUAUGAAAACACUUAAGUUAUUUUGUUGAUGUAUUAAUUUGUUCUUAAGCUAAAAUAUAGCAAUGCGCCAAGCAUUUAGUUUCCCGAUCAUAAAACGAUUGGGAAUUUUUUAAAAAAUUACUUUCAUUGCGGCAAAAACUGUGUGCCAAAAUGAGCAUUGGGUGACAUGCUCUGUUGUCUGCCCAUCUGCACAACAGAAAUCUACUUGUGCAACUGGAUUUCUUGUUUCCCCUUUCUCCCUCCAGCCCCCUGGGUACCCUCCAAAAUCUGCUCCAAAUAGUUUCCUAAUCCUCUGGAGCAUAAUAUGGAGGCACUUGUGUGGCUGCAUGGGGAGAAGAGAGGAAGGAGAAACCCUGUUGGAUCUCACCCAUUCACUUUAAGGUGCCAUGGUAGUCUCCAUUGCUUUUUCUGUAACAGUUUAGCAUGUCUGCCCCUCAGUUACAUGGGGCUAGUAUUGUUCAUUUCUUUAAAAGUUGUAUAUAUCCCCUUCAGUAGAGCUGAAUAUGUAAUACAGUGGUACCUCAGGUUAAGUACUUAAUUCGUUCCGGAGGUCCGUUCUUAACCUGAAACUGUUCUUAACCUGAAGCACCACUUUAGCUAAUGGGGCCUCCCUCUGCUGCCGCGCCGCCGAAGCACGAUUUCUGUUCUCAUCCUGAAGCAAAGUUCUUAACCUGAAGCACUAUUUCUGGGUUAGCGGAGUCUGUAACCUGAAGCGUAUGUAACCUGAAGCGUAUGUAACCCGAGGUACCACUGUAGUUUGUUUGUGCAUUUUAAGAAUGAAAAUGUUAAAAUGCAUUUCAAAGCCUGGGGGAAUAAAAAUCCAUUUGCCUCUAACAAUAUGUGUCAAACACUUCUCUCUAGGGAAGGAAAUCGACCUACGGUGCCUUCCCUGAGAAUGUGCACCCUCUGAUCACUGCACACCUUAUCUUAGGCAGGUUGGCAGUGGUAGGCAUUCCUUUAAGAACCUGCGUCCUAAGUGAUAUAUUGUCCUAAGUGAUAUAUUGAAUUGUGUUUGGAAAUGGACUUGAAGGUUCUUUUAAUACUAUUGAGAUGCAAUCUCUAAUCCAGGACUGAUUUAUGAGGAUGUAUUUUGCUUUGAUUAAAGUUUCCAAAUAGUCUUCAAAGACAGCCUAACAUAUAACAUAGUAUAUUAGGCAAAACCGGAUGUUACUAGAACAUACUGGCUAGGCUGCCUUUGUCCAAUAGAGGCUACAACUGGCACGCCAACCUACUCUGAAGAAAGGCAGAGAAAAACCUAGGCCACUUUGAAUACAGCUGAAUCUCAGAGUACCCCCAAAAUACUAGCUCUUUGAGGGAGAAUUCUCUCUCUCUCUCUCUCUCCAGAUAACUUUCCCACAAAAACUCAGGGCUGAGUUUCAGUUUAUUGGCCUUCAUCCAGUCCAUUGCUGAUUCCAGGCUUUUGUUGGGAAUCUUUAACGUGGCGCAUUAUAAUUCUUUCCAUGACCUUGGUUUUCCACAUAGGUGAUUCUGUGGCAGAAGAUGUAGGACUGAGACGUUUUUAAUAUGUUUUGUUUUGCUUUAUGGAAAUAACAUGAAGGACAUGGCAACUCCAGUAUACUCUUUCUUGAUAGUGAUGGUAGAUAAUUGGGUACUGUAGCUGUGAGAUUCUGAGGCUGAUGAAGUUUUGAUACACCUCGUAUGCCCCUGUUAUAAUAGUGCAAGCAGGAAACACAGCCAAUUACUGUAUCCGCUUGGCCAAAGCACUUUAAAUAGCCAGUUUUCAGGAGAGGCUCCAUAUUAUAUUGCCGUACGUAUUUUUGUGAGAGUGAUUUAAGUGUAGCUUUAUUGAGGAUAUGAACCCUCUUCGGGCAUUAUUUAAAUGUGUUUGUUAACGUGUGAGGAACAGCAGCAGGGACAAAUGCAUAGCCUUUACACUUGGUUGCCAUUUCUGUCACCUUCCAAAUUAUGGAAGGCAACAAUAUGGCAGGGAGAGCCUCCUGUCUUCAUGGAGACUCCCUGUACCUGUUAGACCCCUGAUUGUUCAGAGUUCUGAAAUGACCUGGAAGCCUCCCAGGAUACAAAAAGUUUCCUGCUUCAGGCAGCCGCCUUCCAUGAAUGACUUGAUAAGCAGCGAACUGUAAUGAUGGGGUUGGUGGAGAUGGUACUUUCCAUCCUUGCUGUCUCCCACCCUCCCAUGUGUGUGAACGCUUUAAAGUAAUGUCUCAGUACUGCUGUGGAAAUACUGCUCAAGAGUUGAGAGCUUCAUUUAAAAUGCAUUAAGCAUUAUUAUUUUUAAAGAGAGGUUUCCGUGACUCAUGAUAACAUGCACUAGCGAAGGCGGAUGGCAUCGCUGAAGUAAACGAUUGUUCGCUAUUUUGCAUUUUUGGUUAUACUUUUUGAUGUUGUUGAGUCAUGUCUGUGAGAGAGAUGAUAAAAUAUUUUAAUCUCUGAACUAUCGUAGAUGGAAAAAGACUCACUUUGUCAACUUUCAGAUUAACCUCGAAGUAUGAAUGCUGGUGGAAGGAGCACUAGAAAAACUGUGCCUCUGUCUUGAGUUCCAUUCCUUGAUGGUCAAACAGUCCAUCUGAAACUUUGUUUUUCAAAGUUUCCAUGAGGCAGAUCAUGGCUCAACCAUUCUGUGUUUCUUUUUCCCCAAGAGGCAAAAGCGCAACCUGAAACCUUCAGGUGCCUCAUUUGAAUGUCUGCUAACUCAUCCCACACUCCAUCUUAAAACUUAACAAGAUGUAGAUAUGGAGAACUUGACAAACACCAACGGUUGUUCUCUCUUUCUCUCUCCCCUACCUGUUUUGUUUGUGUGUGUUUAAAUAAAACCAUCUAGCCUGAAGAAGAGUUCUGGGAAACUCAAAAGCUCACACACUUUUUCAUGACAUUUUGGUUGGCUUAAUAAUGGUAUUACUCUGAAAUGAACUUGUAGAAAUAUUCUUUUUAUUAUUCAUAUUUUUUUUAUUAUUAUUUUUAUCCUGCCCUUCCUCUUGAAUGGGACAAAGGGUGGCAAACAAUAAAAACAAUACAAUAACAUAAAUGGGGGACCACAACCAAGAAGGCCCUGUCAUGUGUCAGCCAUUCAGCAGCACCACUAACAGUGGGCUUCCUUCAGAAGGUGACAUUUUAGGAUGCUACUUGGGUUAUCAGGCCAUUUAUGGGUUUGUACUCUAGCACUAACACUCUUUAAUUGGGCCCUGAAGCUCACUGGUAGGCGGUGCAGCACUUUCAGGACCAAUGACACACAGCUCCAUUGAACUGUGCCAUGCAUCAGCCUGACAGCCUCAUUCUGCAUCUGGCUAAUUCAAGCUAAUUCAAGGGCAGCCCACAAAGAGAACAUUGCAGUAGCACAAACAGGAGGUCACUAGAAUUAUAGAGGCAACACUGUACCUUUACUCUUUUGUUUUUCAGGUCGUCAUAGGGGACAAGGUGGUAUUGAAUCCUGUUAAUGCUGGCCAGCCUCUGCAUGCCAGUAGUCACCAACUAGUAGACAAUCCUGGCUGUAAUGAGGUAAGUUAAAACAAAAUACCCAAGCGAAUAAAAAAUUGUUGGACUAUAAACUGGUUUGCAGAUUAACUGGAGUGGUUUUUUAAAGCUGCAAAUAAAGAGUAUAAAUGGGAUGUUUCAACACUUACAUUAAUAGUAAUACUACAUUAAUAGUAAUAUUGCUAUGACGCAUUUUUCAUCUGUAGCUCAGUUAGCUUUACUAAAGAUGUUAUUGAAGGACAGAGCCUUGAAUUGACCAAUAACAGCAAAAUUCCCAACUUGCUUAUGCAGAAGUAAGUUUGCUAAAUUCAAGAAACCUACCCAUGUCUUCUCAGAAGUAAGUUAUAGUGAUUUCAAUGGAACUUACUCCUAGGGAAGUUGGGUUAAGCUUACCUGGAGGCAAGCCCUAUUGAAUUCAACUUGGAUCUACUUCUGAUUAGAUAUGAGUAGGAUUGCACUGUAAGUCUUUUCGAAUUCUGAAAACUGAAAACUUCUGCAUAAGCAUGCUGUAAAUUUUGCUGAGCAGCUACAUUCAAGUUGUUCAGAAUCAUAGCCUCAGUAAGGUUGUUCAACUAAGCUUUGUUGUCUGUUUCUAUCCCUGUCUCCUAAACUGUAAAGAUUCCCUGUAGUUUUGGUGAAUGCUCCCACACUUAACUAUGCUGCAUGAUUGAAAUUAGCUUUGGGAGUGUUUGCGCUUUCACCAGAAAUUCCAUUCAUCAGACAUCUCUCAUUAGAUAAAAUGUAAAGAAAUAUACAAUAAUAAGAGUACAUUCAUCUGUAAAAAAAGAAUAUACAACGGGAUAGACAGGAAGUCCAAAGUGUUGGUACAUAUAUGAUUUUGGAAUAGUUUUUUGUCCUCGUUUCUUUUCUUUAGGUACAUAAGCUUUGUAUAUAAGCUUUGUAUACAUGCUGAAAAUUAUAAUAAGCCUUGUGAUGUAAUAUGAUAAUGUUUACUCAUGUAACAUAAGAAUGUUAAUAAAUAAAGAAAACUGGAAAAAAAAGACAGCUCUCACCAUGGUUAGCAAGCCCUCAAUGAGAGAAAUUCCUAGUUAGCAUCAGUCAUGGUUUCCAUUACCAUUCCAAAUGUUUCAUGCACACUGCCACUUCCCUUGCAAAAUUUAUAUCACCGAUGAAGCUUGUGUGUGUGUUGUUUUUUUAAAAAAAGGCAACAGCUGAACAAAAGUAUUUCAUAACAAUUCAUGUGUCUGCAUGUUUCUGUUUUAAUUGCUUAUGCCUGCUUUUGUUACAGGUGAACUCGGUGAACUGCAACACAAGUUGGAAAAUAGUCCUCUUUAUGAAAUGGAGUGAUAACAAAGACGAUAUCCUGAAAGGGGUAAGAUGAACAAUGCGCCUCCUUGCUAGGUUUUAAAUUUAAAAAGUAUUUGUUGAGCUUCCUACCCAUUUGCUUUCUCAUUGCCUUUGCAGGGAGAUGUGGUGCGGUUGUUUCAUGCAGAGCAGGAAAAAUUUCUGACUUGUGAUGAGCACCGAAAGAAGCAGCACGUCUUCCUGAGAACCACUGGGAGACAGUCAGCUACUUCUGCAACUAGCUCAAAAGCUCUGUGGGAAGUUGAGGUAAAGAUGGGAAUAGAGAUUUCUGAAUAGGUUUGUUAUGAGUAUUGCCUUUAUUUAAAACCUAGAUGGAAAGCUCCACAUACACCAAAGCUUGUUGCGCUUCCCAUCCUAUAUUUUUUUCCCUACCUGGAAACACUGUUUAGAUUUCAAAAACAGCAACAUGUUCUCAAGGACAGGUUAUUAACUGGAUUGGAUACCUGGCCACCUGGUGUUGUGCCUGGAAAGCUAGUGAACACUUUAGGAGAGCUUUACCCCUCACCCUUGUCUCACCUGAUUUCUGUUACACAUUUCAGGUUGGCUUGAUGUUCAAGCAGUAGGCUGGUGUUUAAACUUCCUUUCCACCUGCCAGAGUGGCAUUUCAGAGCAGCACCUUCAGACCAGGUUAGAGGGUGCUAAAAACAAGCCCUCUAAACUGUUGAGGCUAGGAGGAUGUUGUGUCUUGACCAAUUAUGUCAAAGAGAACAACAACUACCAGACUUUAGAAGACAUCUGAAGGCAGCCCUAUUUAGGGAAGCUUUUAAUGUUGGAUGCAUUACUGUGUUUUGAUAUUUUGUUGGGGGCCGCCCAGAGUGGCUGGGGAGGCCCAGCCAGAUGGGUGGGGUAUAAAUAAUAAAGUUAUUGUUAUUAUUAUUAUUAUUAUUAUUAUUAUUAUUAUUAUUAUUAUUACUAUUACUAUUAUUAGUAUUAUUAUUAAUCACAGCACCAUUUUGCCUGCACAACAUUUAUUGUGGCACCAAUAAAUGCACAGUAUACAUCUCCACAAACAAAUACAUCCUCAAAUAUGGAUGUUACAUUAUCUCUCAGCGAGGAGUCCAGGCACCAAAGACAACCCUUUCCUCCAGAACUCAGUCCAUUUCACCUGUGGUCAUAGAACCACUCCUUCCUGCUCUCACUCAAGGCAGCUAUCCACCAAACCAAGCCAUUCUUUUUACAUUCACUGGUGCCAAUGUUCUUUCAGCGUAGCAUUGCUACUCAUCAUAGGAAGAUGCACUAUCACAAACAUGUUGAGAUAACCAAGCACUUUUUACCUGAAACCUCUGGAAAUAUAUUUGGUCAUAGCUGUUUAGACAACUUUUUUCUUGUUGAUCGUCCCCCUUCUCUUCCUCCUAUCUAUUAGCUUUGGCCCAUUCUCUUGAUUACCCUCUUAAGGACAAAUGAGAGGUGGUUUCUGGAAGGGCAUCUCUUCUUAUUUCUUUACAGGUAGUACAACAUGACCCUUGUCGAGGUGGUGCGGGAUAUUGGAAUAGCCUUUUUCGGUUCAAACAUCUUGCCACUGGACACUACUUGGCUGCAGAGGUCAGUAUCCCGAGAACCUUUUCCUUAUGUGCUGCCUUCCUCCUUUGUUUUAUAGGUACUGUUACUCAGGAUAAGUACCGGGUAACUAAAUUGAGACUUGGAAAGAAUAUCUUAAUCUGAAGGGGUCGCAAGUUAGACAGCACCGACAUUUCUUUGAAUUAAGCUUGAAACAAACACUAAACUUUCUCCAUAAGUGACUUUCUUACUAUAGAGUUCUGUGGAUGUUCUUUAAUAAAUAAGUGCCCUGAAAACUGUGAUAUCUUGAACUGGUUGAUACAGUCACCUCAAAAAAGAUGUUGUAGAGUUAGAAAAGGGCAGCCAAAAUAAUCAAGGGGGUGGAGCUAUUCCGCUAUGAGGAAAAGUUGCUGCCUUUGGGACUUUUCAGUUUAGAGAAAAGACGAGUGAGAGGUACCAUAAUACAAGUUUAUAAAAUGAUGCAUUGCAUGGAGAAAGUGGAUACAGAAAAGUUUUUCUCCCUCUCACAUAACACUAAAACUUAUCCGAUGUAGCUGAAUGUUGGAAGACUCAGGACAGAUAAAAGGAAGUUCUUCUCAUAGCACAUAGUUAGUCAACGGAACGCUAUCCGACGGAAGGCAGCCAUGGGCCACCAACUUGGAUGGCUUUAAAAGAGGAUUAGACAAAUUCAUGGAGCCGCAAAGCUAGCGACAGUCACAAUGGCUGCGUUCUACCUCCACUGUCAGAGGCAAUAUGCCUUUGAAUACCACUUGCUGGGAAUCACAAGUGGACAGAGAUCUGUUGUAUUCUUGUCCAGCUUGCAGGUUUCUCACGUGCAUCUGGUUUGCCACUGUUAGAGCAGGAUCCUGGACUUAGAUGGGUCAUUGGUCUGACCCAGCAAGCUCUUCCUAUGUCCUGCACAAAUUUGCUCAUAUUAAAGAGCUGAGCCAGCACACUACAUUGAUGGGUUUUUCUUUUUUCUUUUGCUUUAGCCUUGCAGUUGCUUAGCUUGCUUUUGUGAGUGGCUGGCCAUAGCACGGCUAUGAAUUUUAUGAAUUUAUUUAAGCUCCAGAAUAAAAGUCAUUGUGUACUGUGUUAUAGAUUUUGGGUGGGGGGAAAGCUAGUUGUUGUUUUGACCUGCUUGUGAUUCUCUUCCAUCAGGUAAAUCCUGACUAUGUGGAAGAUUACCAGGAAUGUCAGUCCUCAGUAAGUAUAGGCAAGAGUAUCCUCUUGCCUCUAAUCAAGGGGUGCUGACCAGUGCUCAAAUUAUUGGGGGAGUGGAAGUUAAGGGGGUCCUUAACGAAAUCCACAAACUCAACCCCUGCCUACCCCCCCAAAUUUUAGCUAAAUUAUGCCCCUGAUAUGCUUCUAGAGUUUCUAAAGUAAGUCUGUAAGGGGGCAGCACAAAAAAUAAGGGGGCUAAGCCCCGCCUGCCCCCUGUAAUUUGAGCACUGGUGUUGACACAGGCCCUGGUAUGAUUGGCAAGCAUGUAGACAAAUCAAAGCUUACUGUGCAAUCCUAACCAUGUCUACUCAGAAGUAAGUCCAAUUGAAUUCAGUGGGGCUUCCUCACUAAGCAGGGUUAGUAUUGCAGCUUUUUGUUAACCUCUUAAUUGAUAAAGUAUUUAAUAUGGCGUUUUCCACUGCUGCCUCCAGUGAUAGGGGGCUGUGGUAAUCUUUAGUUACCUAGCUAAGGUAAGAUACCUAGCUAAACAAAUCUGCUAUCCUUCUGCCUGCUGUAAUCUCACCUUUAUUUAUCCAAGCAUGUUAUAAAGACCUUCUUACACCUUGGUUAGAACAGUGUUUCUCUACCUUAGAAACAGGGAAACUAUAUCCCCUCCAUUGAAAUUGUAGUCAUUCUCCACUCUUGCUUGUAAUAAACGAUGUGUCUGUUGAUAAGUUUCCAGAACAGUGAGCAAGCAUUUUCUGUGCUGCAUGACCAGAAAAAACAAGGAGCUGAAUGUUCCCCACUCCUGACUUAGUCUUUCGGAAGUAUGGUAUAUGCAGAUGCUGAUUGUCCUCCAGGCUGUAGGAGGUUGAAGGUCAUGUCUCCAAUGUAUGGAUAAUAGUGGGAUGUGUGUGUCAGCAUUUGAAUAUGCCAAGCUAGCUGUUGCAGUUCGGAAUGUUUAUGUGGUGCAGGGAGCACAUUGUGUGCGAAUAGUGGAGGUGAAACUGCAGAUCUUUGUCCGUGAAUUGAGCGCCAGCAUUUUCACAGGGUUCUAAGCACUUGGAAGUGAGAUGCUGUAAUUAAAGGACCUCAGGAAGUGUGUGUGUGUGUGUGUGUGUGUGUGUGUGUGUGUAGAAAGAGAGACAGAGAAAGUAUAUGUAUAGAUGCAGGAAAUUGUAUCCCAUCUCCUGAUUGAGGAUAUUGUGUAGGACAGUGGGAGUGUCAGUAACCAGAAGGACAUGAUUUCAGUGCUAAAUUAAGGAGACUUGUUCAGCUCUUUCAGAAACUAUUAAAAGGUUUCUAAUGGUGGUUUGUGCACAGCAAAUCACAGAGGUGGGUAUUCUGUGCUGUUCAUUUGGUGCUGCUCGUUUACUGGCUGCAGGAAUACAUCAACAGAAUGGGGGAUGGAGGUGGUUUUAAGAGAUACCUCUCUGCAGCCCCCUCCCCCCACAUUUAGGACCUUCCAUAGCAGAUUUAGAGGGUUAGGGAGCCUUUAGGAGGCAGCACCGAAGAUUAGCUCCCUCCCCUGUACUAAUGACAGUUUCCUUCCUGGCAAACAGCAUUGGAUUACCACCCCAGGGCCCAGACAAGACUCUCUCCUAUUUAGAGUUGUGAACUCUUGGGGAGGGCAGGGGAAUUUGGAAAAGCCCUUCAGAACACUUACCAAAAAAUUGUAACUGUUAAGAAAAAAAGACUGAGGAAGUUCAAUAACAUGUUAGUUUCAUUACAAGGUUGCUGAUUUUGGAUAAUUUUUUAAAAAGAAAUUUUGGGGUUUUCCCCUUUCUGUUUCUACAUGCUAAUGCUGUGAGAGAUGCUUGUUUCUCAUAGCUAUUUCCAGCAUUUUAUCAUGCUUUGCUUUCUGUAAUAACACAGAACUUGGGGGACAGGAGGAGAAGUGGGGAUGGGAAUGCAACUAUAAGCAGAAAUUGUAAGUUGUUUUUGAACUGUUUUAAACACUCUGCUUUAAUUGCUGUAACCUGCCCGGGGACUUUGCAUGAAGGGUGGGUAAGUCAUCACUGCAAUCAUCAUUAAUAUGUCAAACCCAAAUUCUAUUUACAACUUAAGGUCUUGGAAUGCAUGAUAUAGGCUGCCACACAAAAUAAUGCUGUUCAUAUAUUUUUUAUAUGGUUAUGAAGAAGGGUCCUGCAGAGUGUUCAGAAUACACACAUGAAGCGCCCUAGCCCUGAACCUAAAUAUUAGUGAAGGGGGGAGGAAUUAAAGUAGUUCCCUCUUUCCUUUGCUUCCACCCAAAACCCCUUUCCCCACUUUAUAGCUGUGUUAAACAGGGUAAAGGUAAAGGGACCCCUGACCAUUAGGUCCAGUCGCGGACGACUCUGGGGUUGCGGCACUCAUCUCACUUUAUUGGCCGAGGGAGCCGGCGUACAGCUUCUGGGUCAUGUGAACCAGAGCAGCGCACGGAAAUGCCGUUUACCUUCCCGCCGGAGCGGUACCUAUUUAUCUACUUGCACUUUGACGUGUUUCGAACUGCUAGGUUGGCAGGAGUUAAACAGGGUAGAUUCAGUCAAUUCACCAAAGUGGUGCUGAUCCAACUUACAUCCAUCUAAAUAUAGAACCCAGCUGCUUUUUCCUUGCAGCCAGCAUCCCCUCCGUCAUCAACAUGUCUAAUUUCCAACAUUCCCCUGUCGGCUUACAAUCUGACAACGCUAACUGAAGUUGAAAUCAAUCUGUAAAGCAGACAAUGAAGGAACUGCUGAGAAAAGUGCUAACAAGUGAAGCAAGUCUAUUUCAACCCCUCUGCUGAGAGUCAAUCUGCCUUCAGCCAUUCCAUUCAGGCUGCAUCCCAGCUGGUUGUUAUAAGAAAUGUAACUAAAAAUAACCAGCUUUCUUAACUUACCCUUUUCUUCCUCCCUCCAUAUCACAUUUUCCUUGUGUGUGUUUUAUUUUAGAUUGUAAGCCUGAAAGCAGGGAGCUUUUUUUAUUACUUUUGUAAGCCAAUCUGGGAGCCCUUUUGGUUAGAGUGGGAGAAAUGCUUCAAAUAAGAAAGCAGAAACAGUGGAAGCUGGAAGAGGACUAAAGUAUUUAGGUUCAGGAGAAGGAGGCUGUUGCAGCAUGGUCCUUUUAAUGAGAAGAACUAGCUUAUUGAGGUUCAGCGAUUGCUGCCUUAUAUGUUCAGAGCCAAUGGCUGCCAGUUUCCUCAUUUUCUUUUUUAGCUUCAACACAUUUUGCUUGCACUACAUUAUGUAGGAAAUGCUAAGUUUUUGUGGGGUCACUUUUGUGGUUGACAGAUACUGUCAGAGUCUCCUUGGGAGGGAAAGAAUAAUUUAACAGGCCUGGUAUUUUGCUUUAUCAGUUUAUUACCAGGGUUUGCUUUAAAUCAAGUAAAAUAGCACAAAUCCCAGGAAUGCCUAAUUUAACUUAUUUCUCGACUGUAGUUCUUUGAUAUCCCUUCUGUGUAAUCAGGGAUUAUAUCUGGGGGCUUGUGCACUCUGAGCAUGAUUUCCCACUGUCCAAGGGUGAGGGGACUUUGCUAGAUGGGUGCUGAGCCACUAGGGUGCACAACAAGGUUGUCCACAGCAUUUACAUAACGCUAUUGACUUUGGGGAUAGGAUGAGUUGUCUUGCCAGUAACUGUGUCACAAGGAAGAACCAGUAGGUCCCCAUGAUUGUGGCACAGGCCCACGUGGCACUGCUGUUGUCUUGGCAUAAGGGCUGCGUCGUUAUCUUCUCCUCCUCUGUUACAUAUUACUCUAAUACAGAAAAAGCAACAUUCCAAAAGCCUUAAGGGGAAACUCUGUGCAAACCAAUAAACAACUACGUUUCUUACACACACAGAGGGUGGAGGUCUUACAUGCACAAUUUCUUGCUUUUAACCACCAGAUGGCGAGAUUAGACCGUAAGCAAGAUAAACACAGUGUGAGGCAAAUUGAUUUUCCCCCCUGUACAACAAUGUAAUGGUGUGUGUAAGAGAAAAGACGAGAUGGUGGGGAGAUGGUCGCUGGAUACAUAAGCAUAUAGUAAAAUAAGACAUCAAGGGCUCAGUCUCUUGCGCAGAAGGCACAAUUUUGUCUUUUGGAACGUAACCCGAAAGGUUGAAAUUUCCCACUUCCCUGAAGCUCCACUUCAACCAAAUCAGGCUCCUUUAAGUUCUCUUCUUUUUGAACUAGAAAUAUCUGGCAGUGUACUCAGCAAGACAUCGGGCCAAAAUCUAUACAGGUGAUCUAUGCUGCCCCUUCUAGAUCUACAUUUUACUGCUCCGUCCAUACACUGCAAGGGCAGUUUGUGGUGCCUCAACUAAAUUACCUCCCCUCACUACAAACUCCACUUUUUGUAAGGGCCAGCUUUACCUUUCUUCAUCUGAUUUGUUCGGUGGUUUGAAUUUUGCUUUUCCUUUGCCUCCUUUCACUUACAGCGCUGCGGAGUGCUUCUUCGCUAUGGUUUUCUUGGACAAAAUUGUAGUUCAUUGUGAGGUGCUUUUGUAGAAGGGAUUGUUCACAUUUUCUGUGGAGGAGUUGCAAGGGAUUCAAGUUUGCCUCUAGGAAGAUGCGUGGACGAGCCGCUUGCAGUUACUUAUUUUAUGUGCAUGCACCCAUAGAAACUGUUACUUCCGCCAAGUAAAAAUCAUAUGCCUUUUUGUAUUUAGGGUUGCUUUCUUGUAAUUCAGCUUUCUAACAAUAUUUAUUAUUAAUUAAUUAAUUAAUUAAAUUUACAUAUCACCUUAUAGCCACAGGUGGUCCAGCACCUUCAUAUUUAUUAUAAAAAUUGAAGAAAAGAUAAUUCAUUCCCCCCCCCCCUUGUAUCCUUGGCCUUUCCAAGAACCUUCAGUUUUUUUAAUUCAUAAGAUUUAUUUUUAGUGGGAGGCAAUUUCCACUAUUUCCCCCCUUCUCUUUUCAGCCCUCUACACCACCUUUCAUGCUCCUCCAGAGGGUCUCUCAACCCUCCAAGUAGAUUUGUGUAGGCCUCUCCUUACACAAGCGGAAUUCAGGGGUUAAGAGGAUAUCAACUUGCCCUUAAAACAAUGAGAACAAAUAUGAAUUAAUUGCUGGUUGCCAAAACUUGGCAGCUGUCAUUUUGGUUGCCUAACUUGGGUAGAAUUGUCCUUUCUAGGAGACUGAGGAGCUCUGGAAAAACCUAGGCUAUGUCUUGGCUUCUCAGUGACUUUGACACAACCCAGCUUGAUGGUUUACUGUUGCUUCUAAGUCUUCUGCCCAAUUCUAGUUAACCCUAUUAGAUUGUGAUGUGCCAUUGAGUUCUUGCGCCUGUAUCUAUAUUUGAAAUGCUUCAGUUAUAACCAUGAGGUGCUCUGCCUUCCAGCCUGGGCAGGCAGCUUUGCAAUGUUGAUUUGAUUUACACUUUCUUCCACAGCUGGAUCCUGACCAGGAUGCAGCCAGAAGGGGCUUGCAUAAUACUCCAGAGAAGAUGGCAUACUCUUUAGUCUCUGUGCCUGAAGGAAAUGAUAUCUCUUCCAUCUUUGAGCUUGACCCCACUACUUUACGAGGGGGAGACAGCCUUGUCCCAAGGUACGAUGUUACAAAUGAUGAAGGGGUCUGCAGCUGUUGUGAGACCACUUUAAAAUGCCAGACCAUUUGCUAGGCAGUCUUAGAUAGCUGCGGCAGACAAUUACAAAAGGCAGCACUUUUGCAGAAACGAAUUGUGACUUAUUUUCCAGUGCUUCCUUGAUGUGUUUAUGGCCAGGAAACAGCACUCUCCCAAAAUCUGUGCCAGUGAGUUGGGCCCCCCCCCCUCUGGAAUAGCUGAGGGCUGCAGGAUGAAGCAUUGCAGCUGCCAGCACAACGCUGGAUCUCACCUUAAAAAAAACUGUCAUGUUACACCUCUACAACUAGCAUCCCAUUUGUACCUGGGAAAGAUCAUUUGAAAUAGUGAAUCAGGCUUCAUAGAAGUCAUUACAUACUGAAUACCUGGCAAUUUAAGACUUGGCUGCAUGUCAUGUUCUAGUUGAAAUAAAACCUUGCAAGUAAAAAAUUAAAAGGAGAUUGAAAAGGUGUUGGUUUUUAUUUGAAAAGUAUUGGCUUACUGAGGAGCAUAAUAAUAUAAAUAAUACCUGGUUCUUUUUAGGAACUCCUAUGUCAGACUUAGACAUUUGUGUACAAAUACCUGGGUUCACAGCACAAAUAUCCCCAUUGAUAAAGAAGAAGAAAAACCUGUGAUGCUUAAAGUAAGUCAUGCAAUGGAAUCUCAUCUGUAUCUCAUCUCUUCUGCUACCAGUAAAGCUAUUUCAGAAAAGACACUGAUGAACACAAUUCUUAUUUAGGACAUGAUUCACACAGCAUUGCUUGGGCACAACGCCAGUCCAUUAUUAAAAUGGAAUAGUAGAAGAACAUAAAUGAACACUUUGCAUCUUAAAUUGAAAGAAAUAAGUAUCUCUUGGAAGACCUUGCAAAGGUUUUUGUGUAUUAGGUAUGAUACUCAUGCUGAGUGCUUGUCCAUUUGUCUAACCACAAGUCCCUCUACUGUCUCAACACUUAAACCCUUAUAGUAGCUAGUCUCUCAUCUAAUUAUUUAUUUCAAGCAUUGGUGUACUGCUUUUCAUCAGAAAAGAUAAGAAAGUUGUUAACAAAUCAUCUUCCUCGUCCCCGCUGCUUUUUUCUGGUUUAGCACUAGAGGGAAAACAGAAGUCAGAUCAUAGCCCAUAAAAAAUAAAAUAAAAUCCAAUGGAUAAUAGUAGAAUAUUCACUAAAAAAAACGGAAGAAUCUGAAGCAAUGAGUUUGGCUUGAACUAUGAUAAUUAAAGACAAUGGAUUGCCUAUUGUGGUAAUGGAACUAUUCCUACCACAAUUUCACAAUGAUGUUUGGAGAACCUGAGCAUUGUUUCCCUAGGGUCUUCAUUACAAAAGUGUUUUCUCUGUGAGAUUGUGACUAAAAUUGCCUUGUUUUUAAAGAUUGGCACCUCUCCAGUAAAAGAAGACAAAGAAGCUUUUGCUAUAGUACCAGUUUCUCCUGCAGAAGUCCGAGACUUGGAUUUUGCAAAUGACGCAAGCAAAGUAUUGGGUUCCAUUGCUGGCAAGUUGGAAAAGGGGACAAUAACCCAGAAUGAACGGAGGUAAGGAAAAAUAAUAAUGCGAGCUUCUUAAUGGAAAAAAGAUGUUCUCCAACAUAAGACGAAGGUUGAAAGACAGAGAAGGCAGCUUUGUUUACUUCAUUCAUUAAUUUAAUAUUUAAGUUACUUAUAUACUGCUUUUCAGGUGGAUGUCACAGAGUGGUACAGAAAAGGACCAUUUGCAACAAUAAGCAUCAAGUUAUUUUUAGUUUUUAAAACAUGCUAGGGAUUGUUAGAAAAGGAGACAAUAAUAAAACUGUUACAUAUUGUAAUGAUCUUGCAUGUGUUUCUUGUACCAAUUUCUUUGAUACCUAUGAAUUUAACAACCCCUCUCCUUCAAGAAUUACUCAAAAUAUAACUUUGAACUUUUAAAUGUAAUACAUUUUUGGGGUGGCUCUGAAUACAGGGCUCUGUUUUUAAUAUGAGCAUCUUUUCUUCAUUGUAACUCAGUGGCUUGUAUUUAUUUUAAGAGGGUGAUAUGUUCACUAUCCAUAUUUUGGAUUAACAGCUAGGAUUUUCUUUAAAAACAAACAAACUGUAGGUCUGUUACCAAGUUGCUGGAAGAUUUGGUAUAUUUUGUUACCGGUGGAACAAAUUCUGGACAAGAUGUGCUUGAAGUCAUGUUCUCAAAGCCAAACAGAGAACGACAAAAGCUAAUGAGAGAGCAAAAUAUUUUGAAACAGGUACAGUAAAUUGUGUUUAAUAAGGUUGUUUCUGAUUACAUAGAUGUCACAAAUAAAUAGGUGAUGGUCUGGACUUCUUGGGAUAAGGGGCUUGUAAAUAGAGAUGCCAAAACAUAAAUCCCUGGCCAGAAUCCCAGAUUUCAGUUGAGAAGUAUUUGUGAAAUUGGACCCUGAAUAAAUGGGCGACAAUAUCAAAUGUUGUUCAAUGUAAGUUGUGAAUAGUGGGGCAAAAUAUUUGAAGUUCACAUAUACAGUGAUGGGUGUAUGCUAACUGGGGGAGAGAAGUUGAAGUCAUAGUGAAUAUCUCUAUGAAAAAGUGUCAACCCAGUGCAUGACAGUAAUGCCAGUGAUUGUUCUCGUUGACUUCCUUGUUAUGGUAUGAGCAAAACAAACUAUGAUACUUGAUUUGGGCAUAACACUCAGCCAAGGAGUGUGGCUUAUUGCUCCCGCGCAUGUUAGGAGAGGAAUGAAGUAAAUCAGUCUGCUCAUUCUUGGUAAACCUUUAACCAUGGUCUACAGUAACAUGUGAACCAGCCCUUAUAUAACUGAUUAUAAGGGGAAGUUUGCUUGUCUGGUGUCGUCUGCCAUGCUCAGAAGCCUAUUUUUUAAAAUGCUAAUUUGCAUAUGGAUGGGGUUUAGCAGCUUGGCAAUAUAGGCUUCUCCGUCAUGUGAUUAGUUGCUGUAGGCAAGGAUCCUGGCAUGUAGACACGGCCUCUGGUGAAAUGGAAGUGGCUGUCAGUAGAUAGGAUCACUUCAAUCUCAUAGUAAACCUAAGGCAAGGCUCUGUGUCGAUGAUAUUCAUGGUUCUAGUGCUGCAAUGUUAAUGCUGAUUCAUUUCUUCUUCCUUUCUAAAAUAAUUUGCCAGAUAUUCAAGCUAUUACAAGCACCAUUUACUGACUGUGGAGAUGGACCAAUGCUGAGACUAGAAGAACUUGGAGACCAACGCCACGCUCCUUUCAGACACAUAUGUCGGCUCUGUUACAGAGUUUUGAGACACUCCCAACAAGACUACAGGAAGAACCAGGUUAGCAAGGAGUUUGAGACAGUCUGGUGUGUUUCUAAAAUGUAACCAUAAAGGACAACUGAACUGCUUGGUAUAAAGGCUUUUGAAUCAUUUACAUUCUCUAGCCUCCCCACCACCACCCAAUAAUGAUCAAUAAGAAUAAUUGUUUGCUGUUAAACACAAACCGGAAAAAAAUAUGACUUACGCAAAGAACAAUUGGGCUGAUUGCAAACUGGAACUGCAAAUCCAAGUUAGACCGGGCAGUUUAUAUGACAAAAGGAUCAUGCACACCCUGCUUUCAGUAGUCUUUUCUUAAAAACAAAAAAUCACAUCAAGAAAUCAACAUAAAUGGAUAAUUUCACAUUUCCUUUCACUCUAAUGGUUUUUAAGUGAUGUAAGCAUCUAGUCUCUCUCUCUCUCUCUCUCUCUCUCUCUCCACCCCACCCACUUUCUCUUUGCAAGGAAUAUAUAGCCAAGCAGUUUGGCUUUAUGCAGAAGCAAAUUGGGUAUGACGUCUUGGCAGAAGACACCAUAACAGCACUGCUCCAUAAUAACCGCAAGCUGUUGGAGAAGCACAUUACUGCUGCUGAGAUUGAUACCUUUGUUAGCCUUGUAAGGAAAAACAGAGAGCCGAGGUAAGAGAAGACUCUUCCUUCUACUGCUUAGACAAAAUAAACGGUGCAUUAACACUCCUGUAGGUUUUCUGUAACUACCUGAACAAUUUGUCAGUAGUCUGUUUUCAUGCCUGCCUGGGUCUUUCUGCUCAGAGAAAUUGACGUGCCAACAACGCUCGUGAGCUUUCCACACAAUGUCAUGAGUUGUAAUGAUGCACAAGGGGCGCAACAUAAGUUAUCGAAGGGAUUAUUGUUACAGGUAGGAUGGGGUCAUUAUCAGUGCCUGUGCCCUGUGCUGUUGUCAGCAGACACCCAGUGAAUACUUUUGGGGGCACCUACUUCUGUCAUGUGUUAUAAUGUCUGGAUGUGGCCUAAUGGGGUGAAAUCUACUGCUGAUUCAAAAAUGAAUAAACCCUGGUUUCGUGGAGUCAUGAUGAAACCUAGCCUUAUGAAGAACAGUUGAGGAAGUUGGGUAUGCUUAGCCUGUGAAAGAGGAGACUGAGAGGAGCUGUGAUAGCCAUCUUUAAAUAUCUAAAGGGCUGUCACAUGAAAGAUGAAGCAAGCUUGUUCUCUCCUGCUCUGGAGGGUAGGACCGGUGGUUGGUUUGCUUUUUUGAGGGGGGAUACUCAAGGAUAUGUAGUCACAGCACCUUUGUUUUUCUUCAAAUGUUAAAAGUGUGGCAUUUGCUGCAACAACUUAAUGGCUCUUUCUAAAAAAAGAGCACUGGGUAGGCCCAAACCAAUGGAUUCAAGGGAGAUUCCAACUCAAUACCACAAAUAACUUUCUGACAGUAUGAGCUGUUUGACAGUGGAAUGCUCUCACUCAGGAGAUGGUGGACUCUCCUUCCUUGGAUGUUUUUAAGCAGAGGUUGGAUGGCCAUCUGUCAUAGCUGCUUUAGUUGAGAUCCCUACGCUGCAGGGGGUUGGACUAGAUGACCCCCGGGGUGUCUUCCAAUUUUACAAUUCUUUGAUUUUAUGAUUUUUUAAAAUAUUUUUUUGUAGAAAAGGGGAUUUUAAAAAUGAGAUGUCUGAUGACAAGAAAUGAUUUGGUAGGUUAGGUGCAUUCGGUAAGUUAUUUGUUGCAUACCCUAGGCUUUAAUCUUUUGAGGGCCUGGGGGGGGUAUAUUUUAUCACCUUCUUUAAUACAGCUCUUUAGCAUCUGAAACAUUGUACAAAGUUUAAUGGGCUUUGCCUUUCCCUCCCCAUUAGGUUCUUGGAUUACCUUUCAGAUCUUUGUGUGUCCAUGAACAAAUCUAUUCCGGUGACCCAGGAGCUGAUUUGUAAAGCUGUGUUAAACCCGGCAAAUGCAGACAUACUCAUUGAAACCAAGUAAGCUGAGAUGUUUUUCAAGAACUUUCUUUUAGAAAUAAGAAGAUUGCAGCAUUCUGAGCCUGACAAUAAUGACACAUAAAUUUUUUCCCCUCCAGUUUGGGGAAAAUACAGAUAAUACGUAGAUUAUUAUUUUUGAUGGAACAAUGGAUUCUUCAACAAGCUUUUAAUCCUAGAAGUAGGUGUGUCAUGAAGUAGAUUUAAAAUUAACAAAAGCCUUUACCCUAUGCCAAGGUGUGCUGUUGCCAUUGUAUGUAGUGUUGGCUGGUAGAAAAUGACUUUCUGAUAACAAAUAGAAUAAACUUGUGUGGAUUCAUUAAGAUAUUUAAUAUAAAUAAUUGCUUUUCACUCUUGCUCAAUUCUUAGACUGGUCCUGUCUCGGUUUGAAUUUGAAGAGCUGUCGUCUGGAGAGAAUUCAUUGGAGGUUGGUGAGGAUGAGGAAGAAGUCUGGUUAUUCUGGAGAGACAGCAACAAAGAGGUCCGCAGUAAGAGUAUCAGAGAGCUGGCUCAGGAUGCUAAAGAAGGGCAGAAGGAAGACCGGGAUGUGCUCAGCUACUACAGGUUAACACCGCAAGCGAUAUUUGGCUAUGGCAGUGUAACCUGAAGUGUAUAGACAACUGACUCUAGCUAUUUGUAAUGUUAACCAGCUUCUAGAAGACUUCAAGGUUAAUUGAUAUAAUUGGUUAAAGAGAUAGCUCUCAAAUGAUGCUUUCCGUAACAACAGUUUCAUACAGCUGUGAUAUUGGUUCUUUACAAUCAAGCGGCAUUUUUCACUGAUCAUUGGCAAAAUUGGUUGUUCAAAUCUACUUUUGUAUUAUAAACUCCUUAAAAUUGUUCGGAGGCUUCAUGUUUGUUUGGUGGAUCUUGUCCAAAUUUCUAAAAUACAUACAUAAAAUACAUUGGGUUUUUUAAAGGUUCAUCAGCAGUUCCAUCUGGGAUAUUUUUCAAAUUGGAUUUAAAGAAAUGAUUAAAGUAACGUUUAAUUAUAUGCGGAUAUAUAUAUAUAUAUAUAUAUAUAUAUGUAUGUGGUGGGUCCAGAAGUGAGAAAUUUAGUCUCCCAAGGACUGCUAAUGUACUUCUGUUCCUGAAGAAGUGUUAUUUCUGCUGCUCCAUCAGAAAUAUGCAUUGCAUUGUUCCCUCUGAGGUAUCUUCUAAUUUUCAGUCCCAGGCAAGCAAAAUGAUACUCUUCUCCUUCUCUCCUAACUCCCAAAGGUACCAGCUGAAUCUUUUUGCUAGGAUGUGCCUUGAUCGGCAGUACUUGGCUAUAAAUGAAAUAUCUGGCCAGCUAGAUGUAGAUCUCAUCCUUCGCUGCAUGUCCGACGAAAAUUUGCCUUAUGACUUGAGAGCGUCGUUCUGCCGGCUGAUGCUGCAUAUGCACGUUGACCGCGAUCCCCAAGAACAAGUGACACCAGUAAAAUAUGCCCGGUUGUGGUCAGAGAUACCUUCUGAAAUUGCAAUCGAUGAGUGAGUAUUUUGUGAUCAAAUGGUUCUCUAAAAUGAGGGCCAUCAAAUACCUAGAUGCUUUUUCGCUCUUUUGCACAAUGCCUUGUAGCAGUCCUACUGUGAGACCGUAUUCAGGAAUGUCAGGAGUGACUGCUUGGUGGCUGGCUUUUGGAAAGCAGGAAUGCUUGCUCCAGGAGCCACAUUUUUUAAAAAAAUUUAUGCUAAAAAUGUUACAGAAUGGAGCUAGAUGGACCAGUGGUCUGAAUCGGCAUAAGAGUUUUCUGUGUACUUUCUGACUGACUCAAGAAAAGGAAAAGAACCAUACAUUUCCUAUGGCAUUCACCCAUUUGAAGUUUUUUGUUUCAUUUCUUCAGCUAUGAUAGCAGUGGAACUUCCAAAGAUGAAAUCAAGGAGCGGUUUGCACAAACCAUGGACUUCGUUGAGGAAUAUUUAAGAGAUGUUGUCUGUCAGAGAUUUCCUUUCUCCGACAAAGAAAAAAAUAAACUCACCUUUGAGGUAAAUAUCUUUUUUUAAAAAAAGAAAGCUGAGUUGCAAGACCUCUGAAUACAGUAGAUGCUAACUCACCCUGGAGCUAAAUUGCCCACAUAGUUGGACUAAUAGUAUCAACAGAUGAAACUUCUUUAUACUAAGACGGGCAAAGCACAACAAUAACAAGUGAAAUUAUACAAAAAAGACCAAAAAGAAUAGCAAGUCAUUAAAAAGCAGAAAAGCCCACAGAAACAAUUGAAGGAGAUCUGUUACGAAAUACUGAGAAAAGCUCUCCGAAAAAGCACUGCCUUAGGUUGCUGUCCAAAAAUCAAUGGUAAAAAAAUGUAAAAAAUAUGAACUGGCAGAUUUAAAUCCAGAAUAUUCAGUUUCCAUAUAUAAUACAUCUGUAUAUGCAGUAAAACACAGUAGAAUGCUUAGUAAAAUACAGAAAAUUAUGUUUAUUAUGACAAGGUAUAGUGAAGUGGUACAGUAUUGUGUGUUAUGAUUAUAUAUUCUGAAAAAUAAAGGAUAGCUGCAUCCUGUUCCUCCAAGCAGCUGAGGGUGGUAUUCAGGGUGUUACCAACUUUUAAUGCUCCCAGUGGCCCAGUCAAUUGAGAUAGGCUUAGAAUUAGUAACUAGCCUGAGAUAUUCCACUGAGCUUCAUCUCCACGGUUGAAGUCUACCAGUGUACCACACUGGCUCUGUGCAGAUCCUUUGAAUAGUGGGUGCCAGAAAGUCAAUAUUCAGGUGCUUUGGUACAUAUCAUAGAAAUUGUAACAAACCACUUUUUGUUUCUUUUUAAAACAAUAGGUGGUAAACUUGGCCCGAAACCUGAUCUAUUUUGGCUUCUACAAUUUCUGUGACCUGCUCAGGCUAACAAAAAUCCUCCUGGCUAUUUUGGACUGUGUCCAUGUUGCUACGAUCUUUCCUAUCACAAAGGUUGCGAAAGGAGAAGAGAGUAAAGGUAUGAAUGGCCAUGGGGCAUAGAGGAAGAAAAACGUGCUAUUGAAGAAUGAUUGGUCAGUGCCAUUCGUUUUUGUCACCCUGUGUCAAGGAGUGGGGGAAGCAGGCUUGUAAAUUGUAAAAGAUAGGCUGUCUAGCACUCCUGAGAAAGCUGACUCCUAUCGUGGAGACCUCAUCAUGAAAGUCAGGUGUGGGGAACACCUAAUUUUCCUUCCGUAUUUGACAAGGUUCCUCUGGUUAAUGAUGGUGGUAGUUUGUUGCUCCAGGUUGCAGACAAUACCCACAGGAGUUUGAGUUUCACAUGGCUGCUGCAUUUUUCACAUGGCUUCUCCUUUGCUCUCAGGCUGUGCCAGCCGAAGAAACAGUCAAUGCUAGGCCUGGGCGAUAUAUCAAUAUAUGAGGAGCAGACCCCAAUGUCAGCUAUAUCACUGGUGAAACCGCCACCGCUCCUGAGUCCCUCUACUAGCGACUUCCUCCAGCGAGCAUUGCUAGCAGAUGGGCUUAGGAGCGGUGGCGGUUUCAGUAGUGAUAUAUCAUCAUAUAUCAUACUGCGCAGGGGAGAAAAAAGCUGCAUCCACGAGGCGCCGAUACAGCUUGUUCCUCUCUCUGCAUCUUUAAAGUGCUUGGCUGAGAAGUGUGUGGCUGCCGCUCCCUUCAGCUGAGCAGUUAAAUGAUACCCCAGCCCGGCGCUGGCUUCCAUGCAAAUGGGGAGAGCACCGGGAAUGACUCUGCCAGAGAUGGGGAGCCCUCCCCAUCCCCAGCAGAGCUGCACAAGGAAUACCUGGUACUUUUCCCACUUGUCCGUGAGCAGGGAGCACCAGGGAUGCUGCUUUGUCCCAGCCCGCUAGGGCCAGGCGCUGGGGUGAAACUGCCUCAGCACCCGUGGUGAGUGCUGUGGCAAUUGCACCCAGCACCUCACAGGCUGAGGCCAAUGUGGCUUGUUUUUUCAACAUUGCAGGACAUUGCCAGACCGUGAUGUUUGGCUGGUGAUAUUGAAAAACCACUAUCACCCAGCCUUGUCAAUGCACAUUAUUAACAUGUGCAUGUGCUCAUGAGCUUGCAACUGCAUGAUUGAACGUGAACUGAGCAUAUGAGCUGGUGGCACAGAAUACAUGCCAUCUCAUUUAUACAUGUUGUGCAACCUUCAGCAUCUCACUUAUACCUGGCUUGCAUCUGUUCCCAUAUGUUAUCAGUGGGAUGCAUCCAACACUAUCUGUACACAAACGGAAUGGGCUUCCACUCAUGCAACAUAUUUAUACCUUGCUCUUCCCCAUCCAUGUAAUCUCAAAAUCUGCUCCGAAGGAACCUCUGGAACAGAUUUUCGAAGUGCAUAGUAUGGGACAGGAGAGGCAGGUAAAGAUCCAUUUCUUCUGCCAUUGUUUCCCAUGGUCAGGGGAGAGGAAGAAUAAAGUAUAAGGAUGCAAAUUUUGGGGGCAACUCCCAUGUGGAUUUCCCCUCAAUAUGAUAUAGUGGUAGGGUUUGUUUCUUUAUUUAAAGGCUUUCAGUGCACCUUACAAAAAUCACUAGUAAGGCAGUCCCUGCCCUUAGGCUUACAGUGUAAAAGAUAUGUCACACAAGGAGAAAGAGUUGGAGGGGGAAGAGGAGAAAAAAACAGGUCCCAAUUCUUAAAUGUAACUGCUGUUAAUAACUACAACCUGGAAUAGAAAUUGCUUCGUACAACACAGUAUCCAUUAAAUGUUCCUGCUACUUUCUGUAAGUGUGGAGGGUGUUGCCUAUUUCACAGCAUGUAGAAUUUUUAUAACAAUGUUGUAUCCUUAAUUAUAUUAUAUCGGGAUUUGUUUGUUUUAUUUUUCUCUGCCUUUGCAUGCCCAUUUUGUGUAUCUGCAGAUGAAGGGCGACCUCAAAGCAUUUUAAUAAAUAGCAGAAUACCACAAAUAUGUUAUUUCUGCAGUUUGUAGGUUGCACAUGUUGCAUCUGAUAGAUAAGAAGCAGGUACACUGAUUCCGCUAUACAGUAAUGUGUGUAAUAGGCUGAGAGAGGUAAUGCUGAGACAGGUCUUACCUUAAUUACUGUAUUACAAAACUUUAUCUUGUAUUGUUUCUCUGAAGGGAGCAAUGUGAUGAGAUCUAUCCACGGUGUUGGGGAGCUGAUGACCCAAGUUGUGCUCAGGGGUGGAGGGUUCUUGCCCAUGACUCCUCUUGCUGCUGCCCCAGAAGGUAAUGUGAAACAGGUUGAACCUGAGAAAGAAGACAUCCUGGUAAUGGACACCAAGCUGAAAAUCAUUGAGAUACUUCAGGUAUACUUCAGGUGACAUAGCUUAGAAAACUAUAUUGACGCAAGAGCUGUACUGUCAUGCUUAUGUUGUUUGGGGAUUUUUCAUUCUAGACCAUUGUUCUCUUUUUGACAGAAUUAGAAAUGAAUAAUUUUUUCACUGGAUGGAUUGCGUGUAAGCUUUAUUUUUUUUUAAAAAAAAUUACCAUUAGAAAAAGAAUUAAUAAACAUUGUUGCAAGUAUUAACAAAAUACUAAUAACAACUACUAAUUGCGAACAGUUGCAAAUGUUUAACCCAUGCCCUCAUUAAAACCAGUUACAUUAAAACCAUUGAACCAGUCACAUUAAAACCAGUUACAUACUUUAAAACUUUUGCGUGCAAGGUAACUUCAAAUAACCCAGCUCCUAUAAAACAUUGAGCAGUCAGGUUGAAAUACAGACAUUGUUCAGGAGAGUUGGAGCAGAGCAAUCCAAUGGAGGUGUUCAGAAAGCUGCGUGCUCCCAUGACAGUAUUUCCAAGGCUUCGUUUGAGUUCCACUGCAGAUCCUAUUUUGAAAGCUACGGCUUUGCAACAGGCUGCCUGACAUUCAGUGUGCUGAGCAUUUUCAUCAACCCAACUGGGUCAAGGUUUCUGGGUCAGAGUGCACAGCCUUGGGAUAACUACUGAAAAAAUAUAUUAUAAAUUAGAAGGAAACUGAAACUUUUUGUGUCUGCUCUGUAGCCUGUGCUACUCUUAGAUACCGUAUUUUUUGCUCUAUAAGACGCACCAGACCACAAGACGCACCUAGUUUUUGGAGGAGGAAAACAAGAAAAAAAAUAUUCUGAAUCUCAGAAGCCAGAACAGCAAGAGGGAUUGCUACGCAGUGAAAGCAGCAAUCCCUCUUGCUGUUCUGGCUUCUGGGAUAGCUGCGCAGCCUCCAUUCGCUCCAUAAGACGCACACACAUUUCCCCUUACUUUUUAGGAGGAAAAAAGUGAGUCUUAUAGAGCAAAAAAUACGGUAAAUGCCAUGAGGAAGGGACUGUAGUUCAUUGGAUAAAGUAUAUUUUUUUGAUAGUGGAAGGCCUCAGGUUCAUUUUCUGGCAUUCUGCAGCUAAAACAUCAGGUCACAGGUGACAAUAACAGGUGAACACUCUGCUUAAAACCCUGAGGAGCUGCUGACAGUUAGGGUCCACAGAACUGGGCUUCAUGAGCAAGGCAGUUCCUUUCAUUCCUUAGUUAUGCUUAUACAGAUUUAUUGGUUAACUUACCGAAAUGUAUAAGCAUGAACUGACAGGGUAGUACUGACUGAUGCUGCCAAUGUGAAUUAAAACAGGAAAAGCCAGAAUGACCAUCUUCUUAUUUUUACUUAGCUACAACAGGGAAAAAUCUGAUAUAUUGUGUUGUUUUGGAAAAGGUGGUUUGUGUUUUGUUUUGUUUUGUUUUGUGUAUGCUUUUGUCUAGAUACAAUAUGCAUCUAUAAUAUAUAAUACAAACUAGACCGGUAGAUUUUGGUUUUCAUGGUAGGAGUUACUUUUGAUAUCUAAUAUAUUUUAAAUGCAUGCCUUAAGCACGUGAAAGGGAAGUUCCUUGCUUUUAAAAAUGCAAAAGGGGGAGGUAAUGAGUUGUGCUAUUGAAGCUUCUUCUUUUUUUUUCUUCUUCUUUUUAAAAACACUAUGGAAUCAUCAGUUCAUUUUGAAUGUGAGAUUGGAUUAUAGAAUCUCAUGCCUUCUGUGCAUAUUUAAACAUGAGUUUGAUGAAAGCAAUGCACAGACACCUGAUUCACCUACAGGAAGCAAUAACCAGGAAAUGCCAAAUGUACCAGGUCAGUUACAACAUGUUCUCUUAAAAGUGCUGUAAAAAUUUUCUUAGGUGCUGGUAUGUGCCACUUGGUAAAGGUAAAGGUAAAGGGACCCCUGACCAGAGCAGUGCACGGAAACGCCAUUUACCUUCCUGCCGGAGUGGUACCUAUUUAUCUACUUGCACUUUGACGUGCUUUCGGACUGCUAGGUUGGCAGGAGCAGGGACUGAGGAAUGGGAGCUCACCCCAUUGCGGGGAUUCGAACCACCAACCUUCUGAUCAGCAAGCCCUAGGCUCUGUGGUUUAGACCACAGCGCCACCUGCAUCCCAAUGUGCCACUUGGUAUAUUCCCUCAAUAAUGACUUAUUGAACCAUUUGUGAAUAAAAGCAGAAAAACAGCCAUUCCAUUGUCCAUGUGGGGUUUUUUUAAUUAAGCAAGAUACAAUAAUAUGCUAUCAAACUAUAAUGACUUUAUUAAUUUUGGGAAACACUGCUCUAGAUUGUGGACUUCAUUAGUUACCUCCACAUCUUGAGCCCUGUGAGGAAAAUUUCUGUAAAGAAAACCCUGUGAAGAAAAUAGAAAGGAGAAAGAAAGUACGAAGAUUAUCAGUAUGCAUAGUUAUUGAGCUUUGCACUUUUUGUUUCAUUUUUAAACUUUUAUUUCAAAAAAAAGUUCAAUAAAGAAAUCAUAUGUGUGCAGUAUCACACUAUGGAAGACAUUAAGUUCCCUUUGAAACUAUGUAAGGUGGAGGCUGCACAAAUUGCUAUACUGCUCCUCUGGAAAAAUCCAAGGCUGCCUUUAAAUAUUGCGUGUUUGUGUACGGAUGCAGGCAUAAGUUUGCAUGCACACAAUACCCUCACAUAUUCUACUGUAUAAUGUAGUUUGAAACAGCUUCACACAGUAGUUGCCCAUACAACUGAAAUGGAUGCCAACUGGAUUAAAAUUAUACAAUUGGAUUGAAAAACAACCUUUUGGAUCUUAUUUCACAGAAGAUUUCCUUGCCUUUCAGCAGAGGAUUCUUAUAGUGUAGUUUCUGUGAUGGAAAGAAUGGUAGCUUGCUUCCUGUGCUCCCCUUAAUGAAUUUUAAGCUAUAUUUUCAGCUUGGCAUAGAAGACAAAACUGUUUGUUUUCCUUUACAGGAGCUCUUGACUUUGAACACAUCGAAGAGCAAGCAGAAGGGAUAUUUGGAGGCAGGAAAGUAAACUAUUGCGAUUUGCAUUUGUCUGUUCUGAAUUGUAUGCAAAACUGCUUCUGGACAGUUGCAGGUCACAGUUCUUCAGAGGAGCAAAUCACUUGCACUAAUCAUUCAUUUGCGCAUACAAUAAUUGUUACUUUAAUUACCAUGAAUGAGUUAAAAUAAUUAUCCAUGUAUGUUUCCUAAGGUACUUACGAAAUGAGAGGGCAGACCGGGGAUGUAAACUGUAUUCUUGCAGCUGUGGUUUCAUGACCCCAUUGUCUGUCCCCCUCCCCUGCUCACAGUGGGUGGGGGUGUCUGUUUGUGGGGUGGGUGGGUGUUAAGAAUACCAUAUAGGAGAACAGGGGUGUGAUACAGUAUAGCAGCUGCUUGUUCAACAAGACAUCCCCUUCCUCUCCUCCCUGCUUCAGCUCCCUGUGCAACCCCAGAAUCUGCCCAGGAGCGGGGGGGGGGAACCCCCUGGAACAAAUGUGGGGGACAUGUAGGGGCUGGAGGGGAAAUAAUAAAAACUGGAUAUCCUGUUGUACAACAGAUUUUGGUGGUGCAAAUAUUCUGGGUGACAUUUAGCAAUCACUGCUUGCUUGCUUGCAACAAAAAAAAAAGUGUCUAUAUCAGGGAUGUUGCUGGACUACAACUCCCAUCAUCCCUGAUCACUGGCCAUGCUUGUUGGGGUUCACAAGAGCUGGGAGUCCAGAAACAUCUGAAAAGCCACAAAUCUCCCACCUUGGUCUAGAUUAGUUAGAGAAAGGUAAAUACAUUUUUAGGGUGUUGCUAAGUUUCAAGAGAAUAAACGAGGAGGUGAAGUGCUCACAGUGCUGAGAUUGUGGUGGUGAGUUGGUGAGAUUGCUGCAUUACAGGGAGUUGGACUAAAUCAGUGGUUCCCAACCUUUUUUGGGCCAUGCUUCACCUAAGCAUCUCUAAAAUCCCGAUGCCCCCCCCCGGUGACAUAUAAUUUUUAUUAUUCAAAAAAUGAACUCCUAUUCAUAUGGAGGAAGACUAAACGGCCAUUGGUCAAAACAAGCUAUCAAAUUGCCCCCCUAUGGGGUGUGUGCCCCACGUUGGGAACCAUGGGACUAGAUGAUCCUCAGGGUCCCAUCCAACUCCACAGUUUUAUCAUUCUAAUAUGAAAAAGGGUGCCCUUCUUCCAUUGCCACUGGUAGCUUACAGUGUACAGUGAUACCUCAGCUUUCGAAUGUAAUCCGUUCUGGAAGACUGUUCAAGUUCUGAAACGUUCGAAAACCGAAAACUCAAUAGCCGACAGCUAGGCCUCAGGAUCUUACACUCAGCCGAAGCUGUGUAGCUUGUUCGACUUCCGAGGCGUGUUCGUCAAUGGAAACGUUUGAAAACCCAGGUACCACUGUAUUUGAAUUUGAAUUUGUGGUGGUUUCUGGUUCCUCUCCCAACAUCAGAUAGACUAACACAGUUAUGGAAGCUGCCUGGAAGUUCUUAAAUGGAACCAUCCCCCACCCCAAUUUUACUCUAUAUAUUUUUAUUAUUUUCAGUGAAGAGAAUACACCGCUAG